GUUCCAGUCGGGCUCCGGAUGGUGACUACGAGCUUUCCUUGCGCCGCCCCGAGGGGCUGCCUGCCUGGGGCCUUGAUCGGCGCAGAAGGGGAGUAUCCCGAGCGGCGGAGGGAGGCGGGACGGGCGGCACGAGAUUCCGGAGAUUUUGGCGCCUCCGCCCCCCGGGAGGGGCCGAGCUCCCGCCCGCCAGCCCGCCCCUUGCUCGCCCGCCCGCUUUCCGGGUGGGCGCCGUCGACGCCGCCGCCUGGUGCACUCGGGGCUGACCGGAGCGCAGCGCCUGCACAGGGACGCGCCUCCACCUCCUACCGCCGCCGCUGCUCACCGACGGCUCUUUCCCGAGGGCUCCUCCGCCCAGGCGAGGCUGGGCGAGGCGGGCGCCCAACUGGGAGGAGCCGCCGAUUCCGCUGUUGCUGCUGGUGGUUGGCGCUCGGAGAAGACGACAGGCAGCGGGCGAGGGAGCGAUCUGCCGGGCAGCGGCGCUGCUCUCCGCCGGGAGACUCCGCUGAAGCGCGCUCGGCUCCCUGCGCCGAGGCAAACGACCGCUUGGGCUCGCCCUGCCCGCGGUGAGGAGCGCCCGAGCGGUGAGUACCAGGCAAGGGACGAGGGGUGCGUGUGGGACUGGGGACCCCCUCCCUGUUCCAUUGCGCCGCGAUCCCUUCCCAAGGCUUGGAUUUUGCGCGCGCGCUCUCUCUCCAGCUUGCAGGCUGCCUCUUUUUGCUUCUGGGAGUCCUGUUCACACGUGCCGCCGUACCAGACGCGAGUUUGCCACGGAACGGGCGCUCGUGGAGCCCCCUCCCCAUGCCAUAUCUAGAUGACACACGUGUUCGGCGAACACAAGUUUGCCCCCACCUGUUGAUCUCGUGUUUCCAAGGCCAGUGUUUUAAAACACAGCUUACUGGGUUCGUUUGUUUUCUGAAGAAUGGGUUGCGUGUGCGCCGAUACUCGAGAGCCGCCUGUUUUGGUUCGGGGUGAGCUGCAAUUCUGCAUGCUUCUGCCUUGGGGGAUGCUGAUGAGAAUGGCUGAAAAAUGGGAGACAAACGUUGGAGACAACGAAGCAGAACCCUUUAGCAGAGACACGUUGGAGACAGAGAGGCAGGAAUCCUAAAAAGGGUAUUUCUGUGUGAGUGCAGAGUGCCUUAAACACAGCCAGCCCACACAUCGCUGGGGGCAGGGAGAAUGGGCUUCCAGGUUAACGAGAAGCAAGCAGACUGAGGAGCUGGCAUCUGCCAUUUUUAAAGUGGGAUUUUGGGUGACCCCCCCCCUUCUCUGGUUGGUUGGUUUAAUUUUGCAGGGAAGGGGGUGCUCUCUUGACAGACUGUGGAAGGCUGCGGUGUCUUGGGGAAACGAAAGGCAGGAUAGAAAUGCAAUAAAUACUUCAAAGAAAAAUAUUUCAAUAAUUUGUAUGCCACUUAGUUACAGUACUAAUUAAUUACAGAAGUUAAAAUCAGCCUUCUAAAAAGCAAUUAAAAACUCCCAGUAGCAAUUGCCUACUCUCAAACAGUUUCAGUGUCGCUGCCAGAAUGCAGGAACACCCUGCAACGUCCCAGAUGUGGGGACCACCAGCCCCUAGUAUUUUCUUUCUUUCCAGGGCUGAAGCUCAGUCUAACCCAAGACUAUGGCUUCAGGUGUUGUCGCUGGAUUUGGUUCCAACAGUGCAUGGAAGGCCACAGGUUUGCCCCUUCCCACUUUACGACCUGAUGUUGUGGCACCCUGAAGCACCUGUGCACAGUUUGCUCAUUCACACCUGCUAACAGGUCUCCAGCAGGGUGGAGAGGUGCAGAGCUUCAAAUCAGUCUGCCCCCAUCUAGUUUUCUCUGCAUGUUUUGGACUACAACUCCCACCAGUCCCUGUAGCCAGCAGCACCAGUGGUCAGGGAUGAUGGGAAUUGUAGUCCAACGGCACCCAAAGGGCCUAACCCAAAAAGGUUGUUGGGCAACCCUAAAAUGCACUUUCCCUCCACUUCCCUAGGCCCUCUCACCACAAGAACAACGGCUGCUGGCCUGAGGCCCCUCUUCCAUUGGGGCCCCUCAUUCCCUUUUUAUUGGUAUGGCGUCCUGUCUAUGGGAUGUAGUCACCAGUGCCACUUGUGAUUCCCCCCCCUUAAAAAAAAAAAAGAUACUCCCUACACCUGUGCCAGCAGGUGGUUUUCAGUACAGUAUUUAGAACUAUAUCUGCUGUUACUCAUUGCUCUUUGGUUUUGUAGUAUUGGGGGUUUGAAAACUAACUUUAGAGAGACUUUGCAUUGUGGGGUUAAAAAAAAUUAUAUAAAGUGGCUUACAUAAGGCAAGAUAGCUCUUUUAAAUUAAGGAAUAUACAAUUCAGUGUUGACUGCUUCAUUGAGUAACUGCAGCCGAAAUAUAAAUGGAAACUAGUGUUUCAACCUCCCAACGGCUGCAGUUGUUACUUGCUUGUGUGAAACUGUUCUAAUUCAUCUCCUUAGAGCACUACUUCAUCUUUUCCUUCGCUGGAGGUUUAUUAUUGAAGGUCUAUUCUUCUUCUUCUUCUUCUUCUUCUUCUUCUUCUUCUUCUUCAAUGGAAUGAUAGCAAAUAUAGUAACUCUGUAUGUCCAGAAAUGUCCCAAUCGGGGAGCUUCGCACAGGUGUCUGGUGGGUCACAGUGAGAACAGGAUGCUGGAUGAGAGGGGACCCCUGUGUCCUGACCCGGCAAGUCUUUUUUUGUAGGUUCUUAUGAAGAGCGUAUUAUAUUCCUUUAAAAAGGGGGAAAGAUUGGGGUGGCAGGGGAGUGUAGAAACAGCAUUCACCACAAAGAAACAAAGCGGGGAGAGGAGGUCUACAUGAGAGGAGGGGGAAAAUAUCAUAGUGUAUAAAGAUAAAUGGUGUUCUGUUUUAAUUAACUGGUUAACUGAAUUAUUAGGAAGAACUUUCUGGCAGUAAGAGCUGUUUGACGGUGGAACAGACUCCCUCCAAAGAUGGUGGACUCUUCUCCAUUGGAGGUUUUUCAACAGAGGUUGGGAUGCUCCUUCUGUCAGGGAUGCUUUAGAUGUGAUUCCCGUGUUGCAGGGAGUUGGGCUAGAUAACACUUAGGGACCUUUCCAAAUGUACAUGGAAUGUUUGUCCCACCCUAACUCCUAAAGGAGCCCAGGGUGGCAAAAAGAUGGAAUUAAAUAUAAAAUGAAAACAACUUGAAAUAUUUAAAGCAACGAAAAGAAAUCUCAAACCAUUAAGAGCAUCCAAAAGCACUUAAGAACAGUCCCAUAUCCCCAUUAUCCUAUGGCCGUGCUGGCCUGGGCUGAUGGGAAUUUUAGUCUCAAACACCCAGAGGGCACGAGACUUGGGAAGGCUGUUCUCAGCCAUUAAUGUCCAACCUGUGUGCCUUGAAAGAGCUGCCCAUGUGCUUUGGUACAGUAGGUGAAACUCCAGUGAACUCCAAAGAGUUCAUCCAGAAAUGAGGAUCCCCACUGCAUCUCUGCAUGAGUCAUUGCCCUGGUAGUUUUGCUGCAUCUCGGAAGAGGUUUUGUGUGUGUGUGUGUGUCACUGCAUGAACUCCUGCUUGGGGCUUGUCUCUUUUAAAUGAAGAGGCCCAGCCAAAUCAGCAGUCCCAACAGAAGCACAAUAGCAUGGGACUCCUCUGAGCAUACAAAGCCGCCACAUACCAAGGCAGUUCAUUGCACUUGUCUGCACUGGUUUCAGAGUUUGAAGCCAGAGUCGUGGCUGGAUGGCCAGGGAUUGAGCCUUCUGUGUGCAGAACAGAUGCUCUACUACCUUCCCUGAUGGCUUCUCAGAGGACCUGUGACUUACACCUUUGGAAACAUGAAGGUGAACCAUAGCUAUCAGAAGUUGGGACGUGCUGUUGCAGAGGUUGGGGUCCCAGUCUUCCUUGGCACUUGGCUUGGUUCUGGGAAGUCCACACACACACUGUUCUCCUCUGUGAGAACUCCCCCUGCUUUGUUCUUCUUGUUAAGCUCUGCCUGAUACUGCAUUGAUGUUUUGCCUGUAUAAACUCAAGUUCCUGUCUUCACCUGUUCUGGGUGUAUGUGUGUGGGAAUCUCCUUUCAACCUUCGCAAAAGCCAUGGCAGGGAGAUGGAGGCUGGCUCUGUUUGCAGCAGGUUAUGCCCUGGUGCAACUCAGUGGCACUUGCGCUAUCGAAUCAGGGACUAAAUGAGAUCUCGUAACCCCAUUAAUCCAUCCCGAUUUUGCAUUUGGUUCUGGAAAAUUGCUGUAAUUACUGUGUCCUACUUGUUUCACUCUCUCUCUCUCUCCUGCUAUUGAAUAGAUGGUGACUCGCUCUCUGCAGCAGUUAUCUGAACAAUAUAUUGGCACUUCCCCAAGAUAAGUGGCUGGAUCUCUCAAAAUGUAGCUGUAUAGAGAAAGUUCAUUGCUUACAAUUAAGCUGCCUGUUCCUUUUUCUUUUUCAUGCCUUCAUUCAAAUCAGAUUCCAUCCUCCCUGUCAGAAUGCACUUGAUCUCUACUAGCUUCUGUGGCUUACAGUACCCAGUUCAGACAUUACACUUACCUAGAUAAGGUUAAGGAAACCUUGGUUUGGCAUGGUGUCUGGAUGGGGAAACUGUGGUUACUGCCCUUAUUUCAUUUCAAGGGAACCCUGCAGUGGAGCACUGAGCAGCGCCAUAAGACAAAAGAUUACUCUAAAGCUGCAGGUCUGGAAGCUCAACCCAUUGUUUGUGUUGUUAACCAUGGUUAGCCCAAACUGUGGCUUGGGAUAAUGUUGACCUGGUGUAGCGUGGUUGAUGUUCCUUGCACUCACCCACUGUCAAAGGAAGGCUGGAAAGGGCUCAGAGGUCAGCUGAUCCAAGCUCUGGUCUUGGGGGAAGGCAAAAAGGUCUAAGGGUUAGAGACUUUUGCCUGUCCAGGCCCAUUGUGAAAUGAGAUCACGUCCACCAGUGAGAUUUAAAUACUUCACUCCAUUAAGUGGGUAGUUCUUCUGCUUGCUUGUGUCUUGAGCUGGGCGUGUUCCCUUGGCCUCUGUUUCCCCUCUGCCCUUGGAGGCAGGCUCAGGCAGAGAAGGGAGGCAUCACUCAAGGAGCCACUGAGCCCCCUCCCCCAGCCCAACUCCAGGUAGAAAGUCUCAGGUUCAACCCCCACCAGCCGCAUCUCCAGGUACGGCUGCAAAUGUCCCUUGCCUGAAACCCUGGAGAGCCCCUCCCAGACAGUGCAGGCAGUUCUGACAUAGAGGGACUCGUGGUCUGAUUUGGUAUAAGGCAGCUUCCCCUAUCUUUCUUUGAAGGAAGAACAAAGGUGAUCAUUUGAGCCUUAGAGGUCCUUUUAAUGAGCAGGCAUUGAACUCAGGAAGACAGCACUUGGAGCUUCUGAAAGGCCAGCUCUUUCUAACAGUUCUAGGUCAGAGGGGCAGCUUCCAGCUUGAGCGCUGGUUCUCAGGUGUGCUGGAGACAACGUUUCCAAUUCAUUGGACCCACAAGACUUUAAAGCACAUUCAAAUCUGCUUUCUGCAUCCUUAUUACAACGAGGUUAUCCAAACUCUGUAAUAACAACUGCCAUUCAAAACACAAACUUAAGAGAGAGGUCGACCCUUCUGACAUCUGGUUUGCAUGUUAACACUAGAUCUUCACAUAUUUACGCUUCCCUAGAAUAUAACCACAUGACUUUCGAAAUUGAGAAAAUUGUCAGAUGUCAUUGGCAUAUUCUUAAGGACAUCCCUGGGUGUGAUAAUACCCCCCUUUUUGCCAAACGACGCACCAAGUCACUAAAAGAUAUAUUGGUGCAUAUGGAUUUAAAAUCAACACCCAUACAACGUACGUUGGCAGGUCCUCCACGUGGUUUCUUUAAACGUGGGCAUUGUACCUCCUGCAAAUACGCUCUGCAGGUAAAAGAGUUUAACAACAAAGAAGGUUUUAAGUUCGUUUUACAGGCAUUUGCCACAUGUGCUACUGCACGUGUAAUUUACAUGAUUAGAUGUCCCUGUGGAUUGUUGUAUGUAGGUCAUACUCUCAGACCUAUCAAAGUAAGAAUAUCAGAACACCGAUCUAGGAUCAGGAACAAUGUAAUAGAUGCUCCUUUAGUACAACAUUUUAUUGAAGCGUCUCAUUCUAAUGAGGACUUGACAUUUAUUGUAAUUUGGACGUUUUCAGGUCCUGUAGAACGAGCUAAAAAAAUCCUUAUGCAGAAAGAAACUAGGUUUAUUUUCUUAUUCAAUUCCUUACAUGCCUCAGGUCAGAAUACUGAAAUUGAUUAUAGUUGUUUUUUGUGAAUUUGUACUAAUGUUUACAUGUAGAACACCUUAGCAUGGACUAAGUUUGUUUCACCUCUGUGGGCCAAGUGGAUUAUUUUGAGUACUUAAUUGUGCAUCUGUGGAUUGCUAUUAACUUUAGAUCCAAAAAUUGUUUACAUUAAUGUAUGAGUUUGUAUUAAUGUAUAUAUGUAUAUCAUCUGAACAUGGAUUAAGUUUGUUUUAUUUUUGCUGUGCUAUAUGGGUCACUUUAAGAAAGAUAUUCUGUAUCUGUGGAUUGCCAACACCUGUAACCCAAUCAAUAGACUCUGUGAAAGGAUUUUGUGGAACUGUAACAACCUUUCAUGUGGCUUGUUUGGACUUUAUGAACAGACAGGUGGAAUAGACACCAUUACACGGAUGGACCUUGUGCAUGAACUGACUAGAGAAUGAUCUGAUCCACUGGGUCUUCUGCUUUGUUUGUUUGUUGAACUUUAUGAGUUACUUCUGUUGAAAUUUGAUACAAUGAAUAGUAUACCUUAUUUAUCUAAGAACACAGCUGGUUAAGUCUCGUGUGUUUAUUGAGGAGACAACGUUUGGGCAGAUCUGACAUUCUGUUGCUACCAUGUUUGUGGGAGGCUAUAAAAGUUGUUAUAUGCUCAAGAUUCUCUUGGCCCCUGAGAGAUCUGGUAGGGGUGUGACAGGCUCCAAACCAACCCAGAACUACAGCUUGCUCCUCUGGAACUUCUGGGCUUCUGUGGUUGCAAUGCAAAAGGCCUUGUAGCAACUGGUAGUUCCCAGUUCCUCCACUGUGCUCUCUGUCUUUCAAGAAUGAGUAAGCUCUUCACUUUCAAAAGCUGUUUUUGGCUAGUUGCCCUCAAUUCUUGUGGGUGAGGUUGUUGUUGUUUUUUUUACAGCAGUAAGCAGACUUCUUCCAAAUGUCAGAAGUUGUCAGACUGCUUAUCCUUCCAACCUGGCAGAAGCUUUUGAGGCCUGGGCAAAGAGGAGAGCUUCUCCUGCCCUCUCAUCCUUUCAACUAGAGACCCUGAGGGUUGACUCUGGGACCUUUGCAUGCCAAGCGGGUGCCCUGCCACUGAACUUGAGAUGUUGGCCAAGGCACAAAAGAUGAAUCCUUAUUAAAUGAUGUCUGAUAAAGGUUGCUAGAGCCUCUAAGGCUCAGACCAUGAGACAGGUGGAAUACAGCUUGGUGGGUCUGGCUGCGCUUGGCGGCUGAGGGGGUGGAGCUUGAGCUGGGGGCGGAGCUAAUAGCAAAAGCUCUCAAACUAAGCAGAACACAGCCUGCUGUGUGUAAACAAAGAAUCAUUUCCCAGCAGGAAAUAGUCUUCAGCUUAUUUGGCAAUAAUGUGGGUCAGGAAGGUGUAACACCUUUCUAGCAAAUGGAUCUGUUGAACAGAGAGAAAGACCUCACCUCAGAUCUGCACACCAACCUCUUAUGCCCAAGUGCUGCAAGACGACUCAGUUGGACAGAAGCUCUCUCUCCUGGGGACUGACUGGGCUGGGCAUAUGUGUGCUGCCUUUUUACUGGCAGGCUGUUAAACAUGGCCCUGCAAGCAGAAAUCUAGCAGGAAAGGCUUCUUCCAUCACUGUGUGAUGCCAGUAAGAAGCUUUGCUUGCACUCCCAGGGACAUGUGUGGAUGGUGUAGAUUUGGCUGAGGCUCCUGGAUGUGCCUGAGGCAUGUUGCCAGGCACCCGGGUGACUCUCAAUCAUUACAGGGGAGACUCAUGUUGAAAACACAGGAUGGUUUCCCCUCCUCUUUCUUUGGCCGCCUCGUGUGACGCAGCACUGCCCCCUCUCCUCAAGCCAUAGGCUGUGUUCUUAAUGUUGGAAUUGGAUUUGUUUGUGAGCUGGAUUCGAUUUUGCACUCACGGCUGUAAUUAUAAAGGUUGCCUGCUGCCACAGGAGAGAGAAGUGGGCGUGCUUGUGUAUGUUUCAUUCAUUGAUUCCCAUUGAGUAUUAGAGGAUACACAAAGGUACAGCUGAUUGCCACUGCCAAACGGUGUUGUGAGCUGUGUGAGAACAGCGGUGCCAUGUUGGAGGGGGUUGUCUUUCAGCAUGGCCAAUCAUAUUAUUGCUAGUCAGACAUAAUGGGUUAUACUUCCAUUCCUGGGGGGUCUUUUCAAGUAAGGAUCAAAAGCGCCUUGCAGAAAAAAACAUUGUUGGAGGGAAUAAAACUGCACCAUCGAGAUCCGGAUACCAAUUCUGGGGAAGAGGAUGGCACAUCAGAUACCGCCUUCUGUGCCAGACCAUUGAUCGUCCAACUCAGUAUUGGCAGUGACUCUUCAGGGUCGCUGGCAGGGACCUCUCCCAACACUACCUGCCAGGACCUUCUGCAUGCAAGGCUGAGGCUCCGCCAUUGAGCUACAGCCCUUCCUGUAGUUGAUCCAUUAUUUUGGAUUAUCCCAUUUUCUGGAAAGACAAGAUGGCGCCUUCUCAGUUCCAGGCACAGAAGCCAACCAAGACUGGCAGCCAAAUCUGACUCCAGCAAGGGGAGUGCUGGCGAGGGGACAGGCCCAGAGUGGUUUAACUGCCCAUUCCUCUUCCAGGGAACAUUGGGAAUUACAGCUGUGGGAGGGGAAUAGGGAUCUCCUGACAACUCUCAGCGCCGUUAACAAACUACAUCUCUCAGAAUUCUUUGGGGAAAAAUCAUGAUGGUUUCAAGUGGCAUAACGGUUCUUUAAAUGUAUGGUGUAAAUGUGGCCUUGGAUCAUUUACUCUUUGUUUAGAGAACUUAUAUGGUCUCUUUCAUUCAUUGAAAAGUGUAAGCAAACUGGAACUCACUUCCAGGGUGGCUGGUAGCAUUAGCAGCACUUUAGUAGUCAUUUUAAAAUGAUUAUUUAAGGUUCAAGAAGAAUUUUUAUCAGAGUAGAUGAGCCAUGCCAGGACACUUUUUUCCUACCCCCCCCCACUAAUCUGAGCUGUUUGACAGGCCUGGCUGCGCAUUUAAGCUCUGAGCAGGAUUUAUUUUAGUUGUAUGUUAAUAUUUUAAUACAUUUUAAAAUGCAUUGGCAUCUUUCUUGAGGUUCCAGGGAUGGGAAUAGCAAUAAGUUUGAUAAAUCGUUCAUGCAUCCUCUUCAUUUUGCGGUCCACCCCAUUGGCUCAUAGCAGAUAACACGUUUGCUGCAAAACUCCAUAUUGCCUUGCUUAAACCCCCAGCUUGCUUUUUCCAUGGCCACCAGGAGUCAAUAUGAAUUGUGGUCAAAGUUCGCUUUGCUUCUGGAAGAACCCUGUCCUUGUUCUAGGCAUGCUUUGGAAUAAGCCGGCAGAGUCCUGACCGUACCACCUGACACUGGACUGCACCACCUCAGAAUGCGGAUGAGCGGGGGAAUCACAUUUUUAAAGCACUAUCUGUGAAAACCCCUCUCUGAAUAUCACCCCUGUGCCACAGGUCCAAAACAAAGACCUCCUUCCUAGUCUGCUAAAACAACAACAACAACCUUCCAAGCUCCUUGCAAAUAAAAAAGUAGUGCAACAAAGGUCUGGGAUGGAUCCCCCCCCCUCCUAUUUUACUUUUGGGGAAUCAUGGCUGAUUUUUUGUUUUGUUUUAAGCAUAGGGAAUCUGUACUUCCCAGUCUGCAGUGGUAACAUUCAUUCUGCCGCUGCAAGACUCUCCCAUCUGACUCUCCUGCCCCAAAGCCUUGCAUGGCCUCUCCCCAUCAUCUGCAUGUUGCUUGUGACAGGACCCUCUUGGGGACUGGAUCUCCAAAAGAAUGGGCACUCUGGGAUCGUGCAGAGCCUGUAUGUGUAGAUUCCCCUUUUCACCUGUCUCACUGAAUGUGAAGAUCUCAGAGGUAGGGCUCAUAGAGACUGGGGGAGGCGGUUCUCUUAUCCUCUCCAUGCGCUGUAUGUUCACAGGGAGUGGCCCAAGUAAACAUCCUUCUAGAACUUGUGCUUCAAUGAGUUUCCAGGUAAUGCCCUCCUGUAUCCCCUUGUGGCCCCAGUUUGAAGCACCAGUUACAAGUAUGGCCAGGAGUGGUCUCUUAAUCUCCACUUGCAUGAGCUGACAUAACGAUGUAGGCAAUCUCUUAGACCUGCUGGGUCCAGGGUUUGUGUGUUGUGUGUGUUUGUGUUUGUGUAUACACAUACAAUCUCUGUAAUGCAUACAUCAAUAAGAGACUGGAGCCUGCUCUGGCUGGCCAGUGUCCUUUCCCCCCUUUCUCUGGUCCUAUCUGCCACAAACUGCCUUGUGGACGGGAACAUCGGAGGUUGACCCCUCUUCCAGGAGGUCUAGCUGCUUGAUCUUCCUUUUCAGUGUAUAUCCAUUGUAUCUUAUCAAUGUUUUGGCAUCAAGCCAACAAACAAGAUGCAGAAUGACUAAAUAUAUGACACAGGUAAAGUAUUUAUUUUUAUUUAUUUUUUUGCACUUCAUAUAUAUGCACAUAUGAAUGGUAUCCCCAUCUUUCCUCCAAGCAGCUUGUGGCAGCCGGGCCCCUCCCACUUCAUUCUUUCCCCUCCCAACAUCCCUGGGAGGUUGGUUAGGCUGUGACCAAAAUCAUCUAGUGAGCAUCAUGGCCAAGUAUAAAUUUGGAGCCAGGUCUCCCUGGUCCUCCUGUGGUGUUCUAGCCCAUGGGGGUGGGGAGCUGGUGCUCAUCAAAUGCUAUUGGGUUCCCAACUCCCAUCAACCCCACAGCAUGGCCAGUGGACUCAGGGAUGGUGGGAGUUGUAGUCCUCCAGCAACACGCGGAGGGCUAGAGGUCCCUUUCCCCUAUGCUAGUCCUGACCCCAGUCCUGGCUCUAAAGUAGACCUGGAGCUCUUUUGUCUUCAGUGCUGGCUCCAGGGGAUCUUUGGCAGGAUGCCCUCAAAGGAUUCCUUCCACCGCCAUUGGUGCCAGCUGUUGCUUGCUAGGCAGAGCCAAGGAAGAAGCAGAUGGUGAGCCUGCCCCUCUCUCUUGACACUCCUGCUGCUGUUUUCUUGCUCUUACCCUCUGGGCCAGAGGGAGCAGGUUGCAGUCUCGAAGGGGAGGAGGAGGAGCUGGUCCAGGGGGCUCAGGUCAAUGGGCUCCUCUGCUGGGGUGUGGGGCCAUUGACAGAUGCCUGAGUAUGCCAGUACUUGGCACCAGCACUGUUCACCUUGACCAAACAAGCAUCAAAUUCACUCUGGGCAUCCGCCCUAUGGCAGUGCCUUGUUGCAGUUUUGUGAAGUAGGCUUCUUAAGGCCUUUGCUGGGUUCCCUCCUUGCUUUAGAUUGGGGCUGUUCUUAAUUAGCUUCACUCAUUAGCUUUGUUUGGCUUGCUGCCUUGCAUAAUGGCAAAAGGUGGAAAGGAGCAAUGCAAGAAGCAUCCCAGUAGAACAAGAUUCCCAUCCGCUCUCCAGUCACCUGCUGAGGAUGGGAUGAAAAUCAAGGGAGAUGCUUUUUUUAAUGGAUCCCUUUAAGAAACAACCCCAAGCUCUUCACUUUGGUCUGGCUUUCAUGAGCUGGGCUCUCUUGUUCCUGUUCUCGGACCCUUUUGUACGGACCAUGUGCAUGUGGAGCAAGCUUGUUUUCUGCUGGGGAGGACCUGAACCAAUGGCCUCCAAUGACAAGACAGGAGAUAACAACUAAAGGUUAGGAAGAACUUUCUGAGGCUAAGAGCUGUUCGUGGACUGGACUGCCUUGGAAGGUGGUGGAGUCUCCUUCAUUUGAGGCUUUUAAGCAGGGGUUGCGUGGCCAUCUGCCAGGGGUUCUCAAAGGCAGUGGUAGUGAAGGCUCCAUCUUCCAAGAACUAGGGAGCUUCACGGGUAUCUUUUGCUCAAUAACUAAGUGUGACCCAGCAGCUCUUCACCGCUUGACUGGUGGUUGGGUCAUGUUCAACAGCUGAGGGAGAUGCUCCAUGAUUCCGAUUCUGUGCCCUCUAGUAACACUUGAAGUGGCACUUGCAGCUCUUCUCACCUGCAGCUUGAUCAAUGACCUCUGGAGGUUACCUGCAGCUGCCGGUGAGAUUGGCAAGUGGCAUUACUUGUGGGAAUCAGAGGUGUGAGAUCCUUCCUAUAGAGAUCACUGUGUCCCACUGGGUUUCUCCAUUCCACCAGUAUUCCACUAUGCUCCCUGUAUCAAUGCCAUCCUCUUGAGACAAAGCACUCCAGUCCACCAUAUUGUCUCAGAGGCUUCUAGCAUUGGUGUAUAAACACUUGUAUAUAUUAUCUCUCUCCAAGUGUCUUUGGCACUUGUGGCUUGACUUGUAGUGCUUUGGCCUCUCUCAAUUGCUGUCCCGUGCGCCUGUAGCCAAAACGCCUAGUUCUCCUCCAUCCCCAUUUAAUUUAAUCAUCUUCAUUCAUACCUGGGGGAGAGAUUCAUUCUGAACCUGAUCCUCCUCAGCUCCUGAUACUGAAGGAAUCAGCCCUGCGUCCCUUCCUUCCUACCUCCCCUGCCUUGUGGAAAUGUACAGCCAGUUUGAAUGCAUGCUGUGAUGUCAUUGCAGCUCCUUUACUCCACAUUACCGGUUGUCGUUUGGAAUUGGGGGUGGGAAGCACAAACUUUUGACACAAUGAUGUUAUGUCUCGGGGAGUAGGCGGCAACCCUUUGAUAUUCAUAAAAAACAACCAAGUGUCUUUUUACCCUUUAAAGAUCAACAGAUUUAUUGUGGCAUAACCUUUUCUGGGCUAGAGGCCACUUCCUCAGGCCCAUGCCAGAACAAAUCUACCGGGCUUUUUUGCUGCCACAAGACUGUGCUUGCUACCCCUCUAUAAAUAGUUACCACUCUGCAUGUAGCAUCUCACCUUUGCCGAAGCGAAUCAUCUCUGCCUGACCUUUGCUAAAGGAAGCAUCUCUUUGGAGGCGGAUAAGUGUGCUCAAUGCACCUCUCUCUGCUGAGAAGAGAUUCACUUCUCUUGGGUGAGCAAGUUCUUUCUUCCCAACUGUGAAUAAACUCUACAGCACAGGGAUAGGAAUUAGCAACAGAGCAGUCCACAUGCGGCUGGCUUGUGUGAGCUGGCAGUGGAGCCAGGAAAACUCUUACUAGCUGUUGCUUCUCACUGCUGAAAUCACAUGUCUCCCUUGUGGUAUAUUAAAUUGAGCAAGAGAAUUUGCAAAAGUGCUUGUAAGCAUGGCAUGCGGGGGAUGGGAAAUGGUCAGAGGUUCUGGAUGAGUUCAGACAUAACAGGAAGCUGUCAUUUCCUACAGGGUGUGCCUUAGGCUUAUGUGUUUUAUACCCUGGAAGGAGGUAUAGAUGGAUACGUGCUUCAUAACCUUCAUCUAUGGCCGUUCCUCAUGUGCCCCAUCCAACAGAGGUGUGGGUGUGGGUGGGUGUGUGAUGUGAGAGUGAGGCCUUUUCAGUGGUAGCUCCCCAUUUGUCAAAUUCUCUCUCCAGACCUCUUGAAAUUAACACAAGAAGAGCCUGCUGGAUCAGGUCAGUGGCCCAUCGAGUCCAUUUCUCACAGGGGCCACCCAGAUACUUCUGGGAAACCAGCAAGCAGGGUUUGUCCACAAGAGGACUCCCCUCUUGCGGCUUCCAGCAACUAUUAAUCAGAAGCAUUCCUGCCUCUGUCUAGUUAGUACAGUGGUACCUCGGGUUAAGUACUUAAUUCGUUCUGGAGGUCCGUUCUUAACCUGAAACUGUUCUUAACCUGAAGCACCACUUAAGCUAAUGGGGCCUGCUGCUGCCACUGUGCCACUGGAGCACGAUUUCUGUUCUCAUCCUGAAGCAAAGUUCUUAACCCGGGGUACUAUUUCUGGGUUAGUGGAGUCUGUAACCUGAAGCGUAUGUAACCCAAGAUACCACUGUAGUCAUUGACGGCCUUCUCCUCCGUGAAUUUGUCUAAUCCUGUUUUGAAGUUGUCUAGGUUGAUGGCCAUCACUGCCUCCUUUGGGAGCAAGUGCCAUAGUUUUAUCUCUGCACUGUGUAAAUAAGUAGACUUUAAUGGACCUAACUUAGCCAUAAUAAAUUCAUCAGGUCUACUCUGAGUAAAACAUAGUUGAGAACACCCCCUCAUUUUUAAUUUGGAGGGUUGUCAGUGCCUUUUCUUGCACUCCUUGUUCAAGCUGGGUGAGCAGGACAUGCUGUUCUAAAAUAUAUUGUCAGAUGAGUGUCUUAGUCUGAUUUAAAGAUAAAAAACCAUGGGAAGGUAGGUGGGAGCCUUGAAGUUUUCACCAGCACCCAGUGAGCCGACCCACAGGUCACCUGGUUGCAGCCUCCCGUACUAUACUGAGGUGCCCUGUAAUUAUAGCAAUUGUUUCUAAAUUUGGUUCUACACAUAUAUUAAUCAGCUUAUGCAAAUUUUAUACAAAUCUCUGUCCUCAUUUCUCCUUUUUUAUUUUGUGUGCAUGUGAUUUUUUUUCUUUUUGGCCCUAAGAUACAAACUUUGACAGAGGUUUGUAUAUUAACCCAGGCAGCUGAAUAUAGCACAGUCCUAAUUGUGUGACAGUGCCCAAGGCAUCUCUGAUCAGUAGCACAAUUUCUUUCCCAAAGGUGAUGCUCUUACUGACUUCAAAGGGAAAGUACUCUCCUGUGCAUCCAUGUACUUAAGGUAUUGUCUAUCAAAGUUGGUGAAGCUGUUUGUCACCUACAGCAGGGAAAACCCAACGUGGCUCUCCAGGGUCUCUCUAUUUAGUGCUUGGCGAAUUUCAAAUGCUGCUGGAAAGUGUCCUGGAACUCUGACCUUGCCUCUUGCUUGUAUGGGUGGUGGAUAAAGACAGGCAUGUGUGUAGAGGUAAAAGGAACAUUUGUUGCUCUGCCCACCUUUCCUUCUAGCUCUGUCCCCUACUUGCCCAUGGCCUUCGGAAAAUUGCCCAGGUAGGAAUGCAGCUCCUUGGGCUGGGGAAAGUUCGUUUCGCUGACCUCCAGAAAUCCUGCUUCCAUUUUUUUUUUUAAUAAUUUUUUAUUAAGGUUUUAAACAAAGAAAAAAGAAAAACAACACACACACAAAAAAAAAUACAAAAUUUAACAAUAAAAACACAAAACAUAACAAUUAAAAACAAACUCUCUUUUCCAUUCCCAAUUUUAAAUUACUUAUUUUCUGGACUUCCUCAUACCUCCCUCUUUUGUAUUCCAAUCUGCAUUAUUUGUCCAGCAGUUUCUUUUCCACUUUAAACCCAAUCUUUAAUUUAAUAAAAUAUUAAAAUAUAUAACUUCAACUUUUUUAAACAUAAUCCUUGUUCUUAAUGUCAUAUACCUUUAAAUUUUUCCCUUUUAUUAUCAAAUUUCCAUUUCUUUAAACAUCUUUAAUCUUGAUCUUUAAUCUUAAUCUAUCCUUAACUUUAACCUGUACAGCUGGAAACCACUUAUUUUCAAUCCAACAUCACUCUAACAUUCCUUAAUUUUGCAAUGUUUCUGAAGAUAGUCUUUGAAUUUCUUCCAGUCUUCCUCCAUCGACUCUUCUCCCUGGUCACGGAUUCUGCCAGUCAUUUCCGCCAAUUCCAUAUAGUCCAUAAGUUUCAUCUGCCAUUCCUCCAGCGUGGGAAGUUCUUGUGUCUUCCAAUACUUUGCGAUGAGUAUUCUUGCUGCUGUUGUUGCAUACAUAAAGAAAGUUCUAUCCUUUUUUAGCACCAUUUGGCCCACUAUGCCCAGGAGAAAGGCCUCUGGUUUCUUGGGGAAGGUAUACUUAAAUACCUUUUUUAAUUCAUUAUAUAUCAUUUCCCAGAAAGCCUUAAUCUUUGGGCACGUCCACCAAAGGUGAAAAAAUGUACCUUCAGUUUCUUUACAUUUCCAACAUUUGUUAUCGGGCAAGUGAUAGAUUUUCGCAAGCUUGACUGGGGUUAUGUACCACCUGUAUAUCAUUUUCAUAAUAUUCUCUCUUAAGGCAUUACAUGCCGUAAAUUUCAUACCAGUGGUCCAUAACUGUUCCCAGUCAGCAAACAUAAUGUUGUGUCCUACGUCCUGUGCCCAUUUAAUCAUAGCCGAUUUUACCGUUUCAUCUUGAGUAUUCCAUUUCAGCAGCAAGUUAUACAUUCUUGACAGAUUCUUAGUAUUGGGUUCUAACAAUUCUGUUUCUAAUUUUGAUUUUUCCACCUGGAAGCCAAUUUUCCUGUCUAAUUUAAAUGCCUCCAUUAUUUGAUAAUAAUGAAGCCAGUCUCGCACUUUGUUUUUAGUUUUUCAAAACUCUGCAAUUUCAGUCUAUCUCCGUCUUGUUCCAAAAUUUCCCAAUAUUUCGGCCAUUUGACCUCCAUAUUGACCCUUUUCAAGGCUUUCGCUUCCAUUGGUGACAGCCACCUUGGGGUUUUAUUUUCUAGCAAAUCCUUAUAUCUUAUCCAAACAUUAAAUAGCGCUUUCCUGACAAUGUGGUUUUUAAAUGCUUUAUGUGCUUUGACCUUAUCAUACCAUAAAUAUGCAUGCCAUCCAAAUACAUUAUUGAAACCUUCCAAAUCCAAAAUGUCAGUGUUUUCAAGAAGUAGCCAUUCUUUCAACCAGCAAAAAGCUGCUGAUUCAUAAUAAAGUUUGAGGUCUGGCAGGGCAAAUCCACCUCUUUCCUUUGCAUCUGUUAGUAUUUUAAAUUUUAUUCUAGGUUUCUUGCCCUGCCAGACAAAUUUAGAAAUAUCUUUCUGCCACCUCUUGAAACAGUCCAUUUUGUCCACAAUCUGCAAAGUUUGAAACAAAAACAACAUUCUAGGCAAUACAUUCAUUUUUAUCGCAGCAAUACGGCCUAGCAGUGAAAGCUUCAAGUUUGACCAAAUUUCUAAAUCUUUUUCACUUCUGACCAACAUUUUUCAUAAUUAUCUUUAAAUAAAUUCCCAUUUUUUGCUGUCAUGUUAAUCCCCAGGUAUUUAACUUUCUUAACCACUGUUAACCCUGUCUCAUUCUGAAACCUCUCUCUUUCAAACGGUGUUAAAUUUUUCUCUAAAACCUUGGUUUUUUAAUUUGUUCAAUUUAAAUCCUGCCACUUGACCAAAUUCUUGAAUCAGUUCUAAAACCCUUUUUGUACUAGAUUCUGGCUCCUGUAACGUCAAUACUAAGUCAUCUGCAAAUGCUCUCAAUUUAUAGUGUUUAGUUCCGACCUGUAUACCUUUAACCAUCUGGUCCCUUCUAAUCAUAUUCAGCAACACCUCCAGGACCGAAAUAAAAAGAAGAGGGGAAAUUGGGCAACCUUGUCGUGUCCCUUUUUCAAUUUUAAGUUCUUCCGUCACAACAUUAUUUACAAUUAGUUUAGCCUUUUGUUCUGAAUAGAUUGCACUUAUACCAUUCUCAAAACCUUGGCCUACCCCCAUACCCUGAAGAUUCUUCUUCAUAAAAUUCCAAGAAAUAUUGUCAAAGGCUUUCUCCGCGUCUACGAAUAUCAACACUGCUUUAGUGUUUAUAUUCACUUCUAGUUUUUCCAAAAUAUCAAUUAUAUUCCUCAAAUUAUCAGACAAGUGUCUUCCUGGGAGAAAGCCCGCUUGGUCUUUAUGAAUCUCUUCCAACAGCACUUUUAAAAAUCUCUUCGCCAAAAUAUCUGCAAAAAUUUUGUAAUCCACAUUAAGUAAUGAUACUGGGCGGUAGUUCUUUAGUUGUGUCUUUUCAGCCUCUGUUUUUGGUACAAGUGUAAUAUAUGCUUCUUUCCACGACUCUGGUGCCCUCCUCCCCUCCAUUAUUUCGUUGCAGACCUCUUUCAAUGGUUGAAUUAGCCAUUCUUUUAAGGAUCUGUAGUAUCUAGAGGUCAAGCCGUCUGGGCCUGGAGAUUUACCCAGUUGCAUGUUUUGAAUGGCACCUUCUAUUUCCUGUUCUGUUAUUCUGUCAUUCAAAAUUAGUCUUUUUUCUUGAGAUAUUUUUGUAAUCCAUUUGUUUUCAAAAAUUGGUCUAAGUCUGUUUCUUUCACAGGCCCUUGAGUGUAUAGUCUUUUAAAAUACUUCUGGAAACAACUUCUUAUCUCUGCAGGGUUCUGUAUAUUCCUUCCAUCCACUUCUAAAUUCGUAUCAGAAAUCCUGCUUCCAAGCCCUUCUCCAACAGCUUGAAGUAGUGCAGCCCAAGGAACGCUUUCCAUUUGACCCUGCCGGUAGUCAUGCGAACUGGCCCCAAGUGCACUCAUGCUGGGGUUCUGUUCCAAGGGUUCUCCGUCUACGUGGAAAUUGUGUCUAUCCAAACCAGUAGAACAGCCUCGUGGCUAGCAGGUAAGGGAGAGAGAAAGAACUCUCCUGUUCUCCCAGGACCCAUAUGCUGAGCGGGCCUCGUUCCCCUACCCGCCCCCCCCCCACAAGCAAGGUAGGGAGCUUAAAAUCUUGACACUGGAAAACCUUAAAAAGAUCUGGCACAAAGAGAGUUUUUAAACUCUCUGUCAUUCUUCAUUUAAGUGGUGCAGUUUCAACCGGCCAGCCUUCAACUGCGUAAGUUCAAGACCUCGCAGGCUAAAUGAGCAUAAGAUGCAAUUGUACUGUAGUUGCAGGUAAAUCUCAGCACCCCCUCCCUACAUUGCUGCUGGAUCCAGCUGAGCACAUGACUUCUGGAUAUCCCCCCCCCCAAAAAAAUCUGUCUUUAACCCUACCCUACGGUGUAUUAUUAGUACAGUUGGAAACUCCGUGUUGCCCGCCCGCAAGUGGUGAUUAUCUACUAGAGCUCUGCAACUCAGCGUUUCCACUCAGUGAGACUCGCUUUUCUUUUAAUUGCACCUUUUGAAUUGUCCUGCGAGUCUCCUUCCUCUUAUCUUUCAGCCAGGCUCCUUAGCUUUGUGUUAGCCAGGCCUGGUGUCUCUUGCACUCCACCGACUCUCUUUCCGUUUUGUCGGCAUAAACUGACCGAAAGAAUCCCCACGCUUGCAGACGCACGCAAGAUCACGAUGUGUUCCAUCUUUAGCUUGCAGAAGUCUAUUGAGAUUGAAGGUGAGUACUUGGGAGUCCCUUUGAUUCUCUGCUCUGUCUCCAGAUCUGCCCCCCCCCCCAGCUCAGGCUUCUUUUUUUAAAAAAAUCCCACCUCAUAUCUUCCACCCAGAGGCAGACACCAAGGACUCAGUUCUAAUCCCUGGUUAAGUCUACAGGUUCAUCUUUCUACAAAGCAGACACUGUGGAACUUCUUCUGUGAGUCUGCUGUGCAAUUUGAUGUUAUUUUUUGUUGGUGCAUCUGUGUUUUUAUCACUGGUGAGGAUGGUGUGGAAAAUGCUUGGUAUUUAAGCUGCUUUCGAAAACUGCUUUGGAGAACUGUGCACCUUCCCUUUGAAACAGCAUUGCUAAAGCCAGGGCUGUCUUAAGCAUAUGCAGCGCCAGGGUGAAAAGAUCCACCCGGCGCCGCCCCCCCCCCCCAGGUUGCCCAGUCCCAGGCGUGCAGGAGGGUGGAGCCGGCCGGCCGGCCGCCUCAGCGUCUCGCUGGCUUGGUCACCCCCAAACUCACGGCGCAGAGCCGUCCACAGCAGAAGAGCCCACCGCGGUGCUCCGACUGAUGGGCGGGCUCUUCCCCAGACUCAACUCUCGGGUCCCGGACUCUUGGCCUGGUGCCCCUGAGAGCCCAACGCCCGGGUGUCCCGCACCCCUGGUGCCUAUGGGUAAGACGGCCCUGGCUAAAGUCCUGCUUGAUGUCAUUGUACAUGACAAAUCUUUGCUGGAAGAUACAGUGGUACCUUGGUUUGCAACCGCUUUGGAUUACAACCAUUUUGGAUUACAACCACGUCAAACCCGGAACUGCGUGUCCCUUUUUUUGGAUUACAACCCAUUUUGGGGGGGAGGCCCCAUAGGUGAAAGCACGCCUUGGGUUAAAACCUGUUUUGGUUUACAGCCGGACCUCCGGAAUGGAUUAUGGUUGUAAAGCAAGGUACCACUGUAGUAGAGAAUCCACUCUAGUCAGUGACUGAAAUCAAUUCAUUCUUGCUAGAGAAUCUCCACUGGUAGGAACUUAACUCCUCUCAUGUAUAUGAAGCUUCUUCACAUGGAGUCUAACCAUUGGUUCCUCCAGAGUAGACCUUCCCUAUCCAGGUGCCUCCAGAUCUUUUAGACUGCAACUCCCAUCAUUCCAAGCUGGCAAAGCUGAGGCUGGUGGGAGUUUUGUAGCCAAAAUAUAUGAAGGGUAGCAGGAUGCUUUGCCACCUGACAACUUCAGUCCUUUUUGUCCCUCGCAGGGUUCUGUACGUGUUCGUGCUGUAAACCUAGAGUGGGGAACAUGCAUCCAUCCAUGUGUUUUUGGACUACAACUCCCAUCAUCCUUGACCAUUGGCCAUACUCAUUGAGGCUGAUAGGAGCUGCAGUCCAUGAGUAAGCCACCUUUGUGUUAGGAUUGUAGGCCCUUAAAAUUGGAACAUGUUUGGUGUUGGCCCCACACCUGGCAGGUGCUGCUGGGUAGGGGGAAUAUUGUUGGCCUGAACCAUGAAUGAGGGAGAAAUUCAAUUUAGUAUCCAUUUAAAGAUGAAUUUAGCAAAUGUGUGUUUUCCAAAACAAUAAAGCCGGGGUUGUUUUGGAAAGCUAUGUAAGCUGGGAUAGCUCAGUCAGUAGUGGGUGAGACUCAGAGUCGUGGGUUUGAGCCCUACAAUGGGUGAAAAAUUCCUGCACUGCAGGGGUUAGGACUAAAUGAUCCUCGUAGUCCCUUCCAACUCUACGGUUUUGUGAUUCUGCUAUUCUGAUUCUGUGGUAGAGUGCUCUAGCGUUUGAAUCCUACUUGCUGGUUUCCUACAAUUUUAUGAGGACACUGUCAUCCUUUGCAAUUUGUGCUUAUCUAAAUUUGCAAUGCACUUCUAUAACCAAAAUGCAUUAUGUUAGGGGGAAAGUGUACAUAAGAAUUAAUUUAUUGGUGAAACUAAAAUUUUAUUAGGAACAACUACUUACAAAAAUGUUUUCAUUAGCCAACACAGCAUACAAAAAAAAUCAAUAAAAUACAGAAGACUUUUCAUUAAAAUAAUUUUAAUAGCGAAUUGUUGCAGAUAUGUGUACUGAAUGUCAGCUUGGAAAAAGAAGAGUACCAAAAUUGGCAAGGUCCUUACGUUUUUACAAUAAUUUUUAUUAAUUUUCCAUUACAAUCCAAUAAUAGCCUCAUUAUAACAAUACCAAAUUAUAAUACACUUGCUAAUACCAAUCAUUCAUAUACCGAAUUAUAUAAUUUACGUGGCCACCCGCUUGCUAGAUUUGAUAGUUUUUUUAUUUCUGCAUUCCAAAAUCUUAUUAAUUUCAAUUACAUUCCGGUCAAAAUAAUAAUCCCUUAUACAACAACUGCAAUAUUAAUAACUUCUAUUUGUGUUGACACGUUAAAUGAUUUAUAGAACUACAAGUGAGGCACUCAGACUAUAUCCUUGUUCUUCCUGUGUGUGGCAGUUAUUCUGUCUGUGGUGUUUCUUCCUGUCCUUGUAAAAUGCUUUGUCUAUCUUUUCCUGGUUGUUGCUGUUCUCCAUCAUGCCUUGGGUGGAGCUGAUAUCCCAGGCAAGGUCCUUUCUUCCCUGAUUCUACAAGUAACUCAUAAGGAGGGAUGGUAGUUCAGUAGGAGAGCAGGUGUUUGUAUGCAGAAAGUCCCACUAUCAAUUGGCAGGAUAGAAAAGUGGUUCCCAAACUUUUUCACACCCCUGCCUUCUUGAUUCCACAAACUCAUCCCCCUUCCUAUAAAAAACGUUAUUCACACUAGCGGUUUGCACCACCCACUAAGGAAGAUAACGGCACAAUAAAAUUCAAAAGAAGCAAAAAUUAAUUUCACAAUAUUUAUUCAAAAUCCAAUUAACAUUAUUUCAUUCAAUCCGUCCAACAAAACUGAUAAACUUGAUCCAGUGAUGCUAGCUUUUCAAAGUCUGCUAGUCAUUUAGCAAGAACCUUAGAUGCUAUGUGUAGUAAAUACACUUCACUGUUCAAGUAAAUGCUUCAUGCAAUGUUUGGGCUUGAAGAAGUGAUGCCAGUCUCCAAAUUUCUGGCUUGAAGCCACUUAGCAGCAGUCUUAACUCACCACUUUCAGUGCCUCCCUUCCUCUUAGCACCCCCUAGGUAAUCCCCUCUGCUGUGGGUGAUACUGCCCCAUUUGAGAAUGGCAGGAAUAGAUCAGCAUCUUGAGACUCUGGAGAGCCUCUGCCAGGCAGUGUGUGAAUCUGAGGUGUGAAACCUUAGGCCUGGGGGGCUGUGUGUGGCUUUCCUGGCCUUUUCUAUCCAGUCCUGAAGACCCACCCUGACCCACACCCCCUGCCUUGCCUCCACCCAGCUCAUGACCCUCCCACCAACCCUGCUCUGUACCAUCUUUGAAGGUUUUUAUUGGCUGUAUUGUGUCCUCAGAUUCUGAACAUGCUGUUAAUUAUUUAUUGCAUUUAAUGUAUAUGCCACCUUUUUGUCCUCCACGGAGAUCAAGGUGACGUACAUGGUUCCUCUGCUCUCUCAUUUUAUCCUCACAACAACCCUGUAAAAUAGGUUAGGCUGAGAGACAGUGACUGGCCCAAGUUCACCCAAUGAGCUUCAUGGCUGAGUGGGGAUUUGAACCCUGACCUCUUCCAGGUCCUGGUCUGACAGACUAACCCCACUGGGAUAGAGGGGUGUGUGUGUGUGUGUGUUGAAAUUAGCCUACUGUACAAAGGUAAAAUAUUUAUACUUUGCUCCCAGCAUUUUUGCUUCUGGCCCUUCCCAUCUCUAGCAUGUGGCCCCCAGAAACUUCCCAAGGGACAAAUGUGGCCCACCCAUUUCUGGUGGAGGCACUGCUGGGUUUGAUGGAGAAGAUGGUCUGACUUUGCACUUCCUGUUUUCCCUGCGUACAUCCAGAGAGCUAUUUUUAAGUGUGCCUGGAGGACUCGCAGGCACCCAGCAAGACUUCCACAGCCGGCCUUCAUGUGAAGCGUCACUGAAUCAGUUGCUGCAGAGAAUAUACUCCAGAUGGGGUUGGUUGCAUUUCUCCAUAGUACUCAAAAAUAACACAAAUGAAGUAAAAAAAAUAGCAGCACUGGGCUGCCUGUGGAGGGGGCUGUUUUUGUUCCUUGUGCAAAAUGGUCUCACGCUAGCAUGGCCCAGGAAGGCUUAUUAUUAUCAUUAUUAUUUUCUUAUAUAUAUGCCACCCCUCUGACUGGGUUGCCCCAGCCAGUCUGGGCGGCUCCCAACAGAAUAUUAAAACCACAAUAAAGCAUCAAACAUUGAAAACUGACCUCUCUUUCUCUCUCUGCCCCCCGUCCACAAACAACAGAGCCCAAACUGCUUUUGAAACUUCAUGGCUUGCCAUGCCUGGCCCUGGAGAAUGCUGCAAGGCUUAAAGCCUUAGUGGCCUUGUGUACCUCAGAGUUUGGCUCACUGUGCCUACAGAGAAAGGGCAUUAAAUAAAGUAACAAAAUGAGCUCAUCUUUCUCCCAUCAGAGCAGCGGGGUGGUUGGGGCCAUGUGCGUGACUAAUGGCAAGGGGCAAACCAGCAAGCUGCAAGUCUGUCAUUAAAACCAGGUGCAAGUUGGAGAACCCGUCAAGCUGUGAAUGGGGAAAACACUCUGCCUUGUUGUUAAAAAAAGAUGAUGAAGGAGCAGCAGCGCAGAAGCUUCCUGUGGCUUGCUCCUGGAAAUCUGGGUGCCCCUGGAGCACCCUGGAGCAAACCCAGUGCAGAUGGAUGCAGGAGCGAGUGGGGGUAUUGGUGCAAAACCCACAGAUCUGGUGGGCACUGGAGACCUUGCUGAAAUGGAUUCCAGUGGAAAAGUAACAAAAAUAGCAUGGAACAGUGUAGAUGAAGAAAGAGAAAGGGAUCUAGGAAUCUGCAUCCUACACAUGAAAAAAAUGACUUUGGGCCAGUCCAGUGGACAUUCCGUUUCAGCCAUAUUUGGAGCUCGUCUCCCAGCUUGGGAGCAAUCAGUGUUAUAGUUCAGGCUGCAUUGCUAGUUUCCUGCUGUGCUCAUGGGGCUGUUGUGGAGUGAAACAUGCCUACCUUAUCACCCUCCUGGUGUAAGGGUGAACUGCUAUGGAUGUGCCUCCUCUGCAGCCAGUGUCUAAAUGUCUGCAGUCUGUUCUUGAUCCUGCAGGUACAGGUUGAGCCAUUCAUUCAUUUUAUUUGUACGGCGCUUUUCCAGAAAAGAAAUUGUUCUCCAAGCAGCUUAAAACAAAAGAACAGGAGUACAUUGCAAACGAAAGCUAUUUCAUAAUAACACAGCAAAACAACAUAGCAACAGUUUCAUAAAAACAGCAGGACAAUAACAUAGUAACUGUUUCAUAAUAAGAUUUGCAAAUUAAUAGCAAAUCUAAUAGUACACAAAAAACAGAUCUCAAUGCUGUAAAUGUAACAAGAUUACAUAAAUAACAUGCAGCAUCCUCUAGCAAAAAUAACAAGGAAGCUUCACGGUUUGACCGUAGCCCUAGGAACACCCCUCCCAUGAUGUUGCUCACAGUCCCUUUCCUGCAGCAGCUUCUUAUAAGGCUUCCAAGAGCAAGUGGUGGGGUAGUGUUUCAGGUGUACAUUUUGCACAUCCGAUGCCUGAUGCAAGAGCAUAGGGCCUGAAGGUUUAUCCUAGCUUGUGUGCUUUGCUUGAUUUUAAAAUGCCAAGAUGUCAGUAUCUGUUUUUACAGAAAUGCUCAGAAUGUGCAGGUGUGCCAGUGGCAUUAUUUAGCUGUGAUUCCUGCACAGCAGCUGGGUUGGGGUUCCUGCCAACUCUACAGUGCUAUGAUUCUAACUUAAACACAAUUUUAAAGGCUUGUUGGUGCUGACCUUUAAAACCCUAAACUGCCUCGGUCCAGUAUACCUGAAGGAGCGUCUCCACCCCCAUCGUUCUGCCUGGACACUGAGGUCCAGUGCCAAGGGCCUUCUGGCGGUUCCUUCGCUGCGAGAAGCCAAGUUACAGGGAACCAGGCAGAGGGCCUUCUCGGUAGUGGCACCCACCCUGUGGAACGCCCUCCCACCAGAUGUCAAAGAGAAAAACAACUACCAGACUUUUAGAAGACAUCUGAAGGCAGCCCUGUUUAGGGAUGCUUUUAAUGUUUAAUAGAUUAUUGUAUUUUAAUAUUCUGUUGAAAGCCGCCCAAAGUGGCUGGAGAAACCCAGCCAAAUGGGUGGGGUAUAAAUAAUAAAUUAUUGUUGUUGUUUUCCCUCUGCCAGGCUUAGGCCAUCUCAGCCAGCAGUAGCCCCACUCCUGAGCGGAGUUUGGAUCUGGCGUAACUUUACACAGGUUUAAUUUACUUCAGUUUCUUCCUUCCCCAGUGGAUGGGCCUUUGAACCUAACUUUCAUUUUCUUCCCUACUAGUCUAUCCCUUCAGAGCUAAGGCCGGUGCCAACACAGCCGUUGCAAAUUUGGUGUUGGUGUGGAAAAAUGAUGUAAAUAGAACAAGCCUGCUUAUUUUAAGGCUUUGGUUGCAUGAAAAGUGUAUUUAAAAAAAUAAUAAUGGUAGGUGGAAACACUUCAUUCUAGUCUGGACUUAUUCUCUCUCUCUUUUUUAAAGGUUUUUUAACAGGCCUGUAAAAACAGAGUUCUGAAGGUUUAUCUAAAUUGGAGGGAAGUGGAUGAUUAAUAACCCUGAAGUCUAUGACCUCAGGACUUUCCCCCUUCCUGUAGACUUCCCUAUAUAGCUAGUUUUUGUUUGCUCCAAGUCACACUCUUUACAAACCAAAACACCUUGCAGCAUGGAAAAACGUGAGGCUGGACUCUAAGGCUGCCUAUGCCCUAGAUCUUUAAGUGCAUUCUCCACACGCACACCUCACUGAUUUUGCAUUAUAACAAUUCAAAACAUGUAUGCAGUGCAACAAAUAAACAUUAGUUAACAUGAAAUAACCAUAAUGUCUGCUUAUAUACAGUGGUACCUCAGGUUACAGGCGCUUCAGGUUACAGACUCCGUUAACCCAGAAAGAGUACCUCGGGUUAAGAACUUUGCUUCAGGAUGAGAACAGAAAUCAUGAAGUGGCAGCGGGAGGCCCCAUUAGCUAAAGUGGUACCUCAGGGUAAGAACAGUUUCAGGUUAAGAAUGGACCUCCAGAACGAAUUAAGUUUUUAACCCGAGGUACCAUUGUAUACACAUUUAAAGUACCUUCUUUCCCUCAAAUAAUUCUAGGCACUAUAAUAAUAAAUUUAUUAUUUAUACCCCACCCGUCAGGUUGGGUUUCCCCAUCCACUCUGGGCGGCUUCCAACCGAGUAUUAAAAACACAAUACAGCAUCAAACAUUAAAAACUUCCCUAAACAGGGCUGCCUUCAGAUGUCUUUUAAAAGUAAGUUUACUAUAGUUUACUUCUCACAGAGUUACAAUUUACAGCAACCCUUCACAAACUACAGUGCCCAGAAUUCUUUGAGGGAAAGAAUGUGCUUUAAAGGUAUAGCAUGUGCACAGCUUAAGGCUCAAGAUAUUAAGCCUUGGGUAUUGGUAUAAUAGGGCCUGAGGCCUAUGUUGUGAUAGAUUUCCAUUCCCCUCCCUCCAACCUCUCCCUCUCUCCUCCUUGGGCACUCACAUUUAGCCUAAGUGUUCUGCAUAGCUCUAAGCCUCCUGGGUGGUUUUCUGCUUAAUGCUUGUUUACUAGUAUAGAAACCAUAGCAUCAUUAAAAUGAUGUCCAUUACUCUAACAGAGCUGUAGUUAUACUAAUGUGGAAACACCCAAUUCAUGCAAGCAGCUAAGACAAAGAAUCGGCCUACCAAAACACAGGCAUUAAAAUAAAACACCCGCCAUCAAAAAAUACCACAGAGCAAUCCCACUAAAACAUUAAAAUAUAAACACCCAAAGUUAAAAUGUAAUCGUAAACGUAACUGGAAACCGUCAUGUAACAGGAAAUAUAAAAACUUACAAAUGUGCACGUUUAUAAAAUAAUAUUGAAGGAUAAUGAAGCACUGGGUGAAUAGAUAAUGGUGUUUAUUUAAUUAGUGUCAUCAUCACCAUUUAAUUUCUAGCGUUUUAUUAUUUUUAUAUAAUAUGAAUUGCUUCCUGUGAAACAUCUCAAAUGAGUUUAACAAAAAUAAAUAAAACAAUUUCAGAUAUUAAAAAUCAUAUAUAAAAACAAUUACAACAAUUUCACAUAUAAAAACAGUUUCAAAUCCAAUACAGAUACAAGUGAGGAUAAAAAAAUCUCCCCUCAAAAGGUUUGUUGAAAAAGGAAGGUAUUGAAUAGGUGCUGAAAAGACAACAGAGAUAGUACUUGUUUCAUGUAUAUUAGUAUUUAUGUAGUCAGUUUCAAAGUACUUAACACACAUGAUCUUAAACUACAGUCCUAAAUACUUACUGAAGCAUAAGCUCCACUCUGUGCAGUAAGACACACUUCAGAGCAAACAUGCAUAUGAUUGUGCUAUGAAUCUUUAUGACAGUUCUGCAAGGCAGGAUAGUAUUAACUCCAUGUUGCAGUUGGGAAUAAAGCUGACUGUUCUUAGACCUCCUGGAAAGGAAUCUGUGGCUAGGGCAACAUUUGGAUCAUAGAUUUUUGCUUACUCCUCCUAGUUUGCCCAAAACCCUUUUGAAAUUGUGGUUCGGUUUCAUGACGGGGAUGAACAUGAGGUAUGGAUGCUUUCCUACAAAAACGAAGUACAGUGGUACCUUGGGUUACAGACGCUUCAGGUUACAGAUUCCGCUAACCCAGAAAUAGUACCUCAGAUUAAGAACCUUGCUUCAGGAUAAGAACAGAAAUUGUGCUCUGGUGGCGCAGCAGCAGUGGGAGGCCGCAUUAGCUAAAGUGGUACCUCAGGUUAAGAACAGUUUCGGGUUAAGAAUGGACCUCCAGAAUGAAUGUAAAUCCGAGGUACCACUUUAUGUCUUUUUUUUUGUCUUUCAGAACUAUUGUUUUUCUUAACACGCAGUUUCAUUUCAGUGCAAUUGACUACCCCUUAAUCUAUAACUAAGCCAACAAAGAUUUUUUUAACAGCCUGACCCUUAUUUAAACAACUACAAUUACUGCCUGAGCAUGACACACGAGGGGCUGCAAGAUUUCUCCCGCCUGUCCUUCAGAGAAAUUCAAAAGACUACAGUGUUACCUCUGGUUACGUACUUAAUUUGUUAUGGAGGUCCGUUCUUAACCUGAAACUGUUCUUAACCUGAAGCACCACUUUAGCUAAUGGGGCCUCCUCCUGCUGCUGCGCCGCCGCUGCACGAUUUCUGUUCUCAUCCUGAAGCAAAGUUCUUAACCCGAGGUACUAUUUCUGGGUUAGCAGAGUCUGUAACCUGAAGUGUAUGUAACCUGAAGCAUAUGUAACCCGAGGUAACAAUGUAGCUGUUUUUGCUGCAGCGAAUGGAGUAACAAAGCUACCUGAUAAGUAAUUUGCAUAGGAAUGUAGGCAUGAGAGGCAGGAUCUCUGCAAGGAUCUGUAAGUUUGUGAAAUAAAGACUCUGAAGUUUAACACACCCUAAUACAUGGUGUCCUCCAGAUGUUUUGGACUAACAGCUUCCAUCUGCUCCAACCAGCAUGGCUUUUUUUUGGGGGGGGGGGAGACUCCUUAGAGAGAUUCUGUUUCUGUAGCUGGUAUCAUUGAUUCUCUCUGCAUCUGCAAGCAACUUGGAGUAGAGGGGCCCCUGAAGCAUGUGCAGAGCUCUUCCCAGCCAGCUGCUAUACCUCUGUAUUCAGGAGCAGUGACUGUAGAGCAAGCUGUCUUUCUGCAGAUUGAGUCCUCCCUCCUAACCUGGCUGAUGUUGUUCUGCCUCUCUUACGGACAUGGCUGGCCUGCCACCUUCUGCCCAGGACUUGAAACUGUCAGGAAGAUGUGACAUCUCUGUUGGUGGAGAAAUUGAGAUGCAGCUGAAAGGGCCUGGGGCUGGAGGAGCUUGGAGAGAUGGCUGACCCUGAACAGGAUGAAGAGCACAGCUGUCAGCAGCUGCCCACAGGAAGAGACAGCAGAGCCGUCAUCCGUGGGCAAUCAUGCCUUUUGUGAAUUAAAAAAGAGAGGGCGGUGAAUCAGGUUUUAAUGCUCUCCCAUAGGGAUGCAGAUGCGGUCCAGCGAACCGGGCAGAGGAUGCUGAAGGUUUUGAGCUGGAGGGAGUGGCAGUUCCAAGGAUGUUCACCUGGGUGGCCCUUGUUUCAGAAACGGAGAUGUUGAAAGCAGCGUGUCAGUUGGGAUUGGUCACUUGUUUGUCCAGAUAGCUGCACAGCCAGGGCGGGAAAGUCUGUUCAGUCCAGGGAUUAGGAACCUUCUGGGCACAAGAAGGAGCCAAGGAUGGGACUUAACCUUUGUACAGCUGGCUGCAUUGCAAAUGUGCAAAAGCCAAUUGUAUAUUUAUCUCCACUGCAUUAUAGAAUUGUAGAGUUGGAAGGAACCCAAAGGGUCACGUAGCCCAUUGUGUGUGUGUAUGUGUGUGUGUGUGUGUGUGUGUGUGUGUGUGUGUACAAGAGGCAUUAUCACAGUUCAGGGGCAUGUUCCAGUUAGAACAAAGCACUCAAGGAAGGUGUGGAGCCAUUGAUGGGGUGCCUUGGGGAAGGUUCUGAGAGCCAGAUAGAGAUGCUUAGAGGGCCACAUUUGUCCUCCUGUGUCAUUGUGAGAGUCACACCCAUCGUUCUGGCCACUUUUGCCUCUGGCCACAGCCACUGUUUCUCUCUCACCUCACCUGCCAGUGGCAUGUGGCCCCUGGAAGACUCUGCAUCUGUCAUAUAGAUUCCAUCACGCAGACAGAAAAAUGGCAAUAGAGCAAGCCAAUAAAAAUAUUCAAAAUAAUAUAGAAGCAAUAAGAGAAGCAGUGAAAUAGGGAAUUAAGAGCAAUGUGUGAAUUAAGAGCAAUACGAAAAGGAGUGAAAUAGCAGCAAAACAUAUUAGCAAUAAAUAGCAACAUCUAACUUGGCACCAUAUCAUUGUACUGAAUGAAAUAACUCAUCGCUAGAUCAAUGAACAGCAGUGAAAUAUACUUGCCAAGGGAAACCAAUUUGGAGCAAACCUGUCUUAAAUGUUUGUUUGAAGGGACUUAUGGUCCUCACUUGAAAUUGAGUUCCGUCAAUGUGCAUCUUGACACAUCACCUCAUUUUGUUUUAUAUUUUAUUACACUUUAUGUUGAAUUUCUGAAAUUAUAGAAAAAACAAAACUUCAGUAUCAUUCUCACAAUGACCCACAUUGGGGACACAAUGAAGAUGCUAAGCAUAAGCGAUAUUAAUUUGAGCUUUCAGCGGUAAGGAAAAUAAAGCAAAGACCCAAAACUACACCUCUGUUAGUUUGAUGGAAGAAUAAAGUUGUAACAAGUUGCAGUCUUAACCAUAAACACAACCAAGUUAAAACUAAAAGCAAUGGGGAGGGCAGCUGAAGCUGAGAAGAGGGAAUCUGCAAGGGAGUGAGUACACAGGAUUAAUAUGACAUUUGAACUCAGAACUUGGCUCACGUGUUUGGCCACUAUGUUACAUGGGUGGUCAAAGCACCAGCAAGGCUCCUCUCUCCUUGUAGCAAAUGCCUUUUUUAUGGGGAAUUUAUGAGUUUCAUCCCUCCCCUUGUACUAAUAAACCUUUCUACCCUUGCAGAUUGUCGGGAAUUGUUGCUGCCUGAGCUGAUGGCGUACACAACCAGCUCCAGCCCUUCCGUGCCAGUGGGGCCCCAGUACUGCGUUUGCAAAGUGGAACUGUCUGUGUGUGGCCAAAAUCUUCUGGACAGAGAUGUCACCUCUAAAUCUGACCCCUUCUGUGUCUUAUUUAUGGAAGUCAAUGGCAAGUGGACAGAGGUAAGGCCCAAAAUGUUGCCCUGUGUCAGGAAUGGCCAUCCUCCAUUGGCCAGUGGGUGCGAGUUACAAAAUGGCUGCCACAGGAGCAUGGCAUAACACAAAAUGGUGGUUGUGGCAGAGUGGUAUAAUGGAUUCAGUGUUGGAGAGGCUGAGACAGAUGAUCAGUUAACAAGAAUUUUGUCAUGGACUGGUUGGAUGCAGAAGAGUGAUGGGAGGCACCGGCUGUGGAACCCCCAAGGGAAGAAGGCUCAGAGCCAGGGGAUUGGUGGUGGGACGACACUGAGUGGUUGGAGAGAGAAGAGGGAGCAGACGGGGAGGAGGUGGUGUCAGAAGCUGAGGAGGCAAGAGGGUUUAGUUAGCAGGAAGAGUCUGUGGCAGAGAGAGGUCCAGAAUCAGCGGCAGAAAAGGAGGCUGGAGAGGAGAGGGGCCAAGAGGCAAUAUGCUCCUGGCAAUGAUAAGAAUAUUAAAGUUCAUUUAGAUAGAGAACCAGAUUUGACACACAUUCAAGCAUUUACAAACCUAAUCCUGGGUAAGAAUUCAAGAGGGUGAGGGCUGGCCAGCUACAGGCAUGCUUGGAGGAUACGGAUUCUCUAUUUAAAUACUAAUAAUAAUUUAGGUUUUCACAUAAUACAUCUUAGGAACAUGAUAUAUUACAAUUCUUAUUUUUCUGUGACUUCCCAUUUCACUCAAUAAUAUCGCCACUCUCUGAACUGCCCAUUUGUGAGGAUGUGGAUUCUCUCUAUCCAUCACAAUCUGGCUUGAGGUCUGGGUACUGCUCUGAGGCUGCCUAGGUUGCCCUGAAGGACGCCCUUUGCUGGGGAAGAAGCAGAGGGAGUGGAGCACCGUUGAAUCUCUCCACCAUUCAAGCAGCGUUACGAGUUAUAAUCCAAUAUUUGUAAGCUGACCCAUUGGCUUUUUUGUGUGAUUCCUCCACCCUGGAAAUAGUUGAUUCUUGCAGUCCUGGGUGCGGUGGAAGGUGGUGGACUCUCCUUCAUUGGAGGUUUUUAAGCAGAGGUUGGAUGGCCAGGGAUUCGCUAGCUGUGAUUCCUGCAUUGCAGGGGGUUGGUCUAGAUGACUCUUUGGGUCCCUUCCAACUCCACAAUUCUAUGAUUCUAUGAAAGUUUGUGAAUCUGUGGCCCAGGAAUCAGUUAUUCUCUGGGCAGAAACCUCAAUGGCUUCCUGCUUGCUUUGGUCAUACAUUUCUGUUAUCUCCUCUUUGCAGACGUCUGUUUUGAUUAAAUCUGCUGGCAAAUUGUUCCCUUUCAUAGACUUCUUAAAACAUUGUUAUAGCUUUAUCAGGAAGUCCAAAGAGCAAGCAGUUAACCCAAGGAGCAACGGUCAGCAAUCACUCUGCAGGGAUUCCUUGUUGUCUGUUCAGCUUACUGGCAGUAGAUUGUCCGCCACCCUCUUCUUGACUGGUGCCAACUUCCCACAAGCUCCUCCAAAAGGUGGAGACUGCAGGCAGACUGGCCAACAAGCCUGCAUAUGAACCCUGCUGCCUCCAUCUCCAUCCCUGGACAACCACUAGGUUCUAACCAGUGUCAGUUCUCCUCAGAGCAGACCCAUGAGAAAUAAUCAUUCCAGUCAGCCUACUUUGAGUAUUUCUUGGAUACAACCCAUUGUCCAGAGUCUAAAACCACCCAACUGCCCCACUCUUAAGCAAGGUUUUCUAUAGCAGUUGUUCACUAUCCAAACAGAUACUACUGUUGGCUUUCUUUGACAAGAAAACCGCAUGCCGUGUGAAAUGGAGUACGGACACACACACACACACACACUGACUUGAAAGAUGGUUCCUCUCUUCUGCGCUAAUAUAUUCAGAGAGAAGACACGUCGUACUGCCCAGCAGCUGGGAUUUGCAUGCUCUUGGGUUUAUUUUGUGAAUAACAUUUUUUGCCCAUAAGGAAGAAUCAGCCCUGGUUUCUCAAAGCGGACGACGUUGUUGCUUUGGAUGAUAUGGGGCGGGGGUAACAACUCUGUUGUGAUGAGAGGCAGAUGGACACAGGAAAACAGCUGUGUUGUAGAACUGCCCAAGGAAGGAAUUGGAAGCUUGUUUACACAGCUUUGUUUACAUGGUCAGAAGCUGCCAGAAGGUUCUGCUCUUUCCCCUUGUAGUCUGCACUGGAGUCAUUUACUCUGCAAUCACUUCUUCUGCCAAAAUGGUAUCUGACCUUUGGAUGAAACAGUGUGGUAGGGCAAAAGCAAAUCCACUGUGAUGUUCGUGUGUAUGCAUUUACAUGCAUGCAAAACCAGAUUGAUCCACCCCUAUGGAAGGGAACAUAACUUAUUUUGGCUGUGUACACAUCAUACAUUUAAAGUACAUGCCCCCCCACAAGAAUAAUGGAAACUGUAGUUUGCUAAGGGUGCUGGGAAUUGUAGCUCUGUGAAAGGCUAAACUACAGUUCCCAGGAUUUUAUUUUGGGGUGGGUCGGGGAGGGGUGUUGUGUGCUUUGCAUAUAUGGUGUUUUACGCAGCAUGUUGAAGCGGUGAACUCUGAAGAAUGGCAACUCUGCCGACCUAGUCUGAGCAAAUUUUGAGUAGGCAAAAGGGGGAGAUAGUGAAUUUACCAAGAACCAGAAAAUACAGUGCCUGUCUGGUGAAGGAGCGGGUAGCAACUCCUUAACUGAUGUCAGUUUGCUAUGUUCAUGCUUGAUCCAACCAAGCGGAUUGUCUGGAGUUGAAGGGGGAGCCAAAUACAGUAUAUUUGUGGUUCCAUGUUUAUCUUCAGCUGCAGGGGACAGCAUGGUACAAUUUCAUGGUGAAGACUUUAGGUGCAGAAGUUUCCAGGUUCAGUCUGCAACAUCUCCAGAUGGGCUGGAAAAAGACCCUGGAGAGCCAUUCCUGCCAAUCACUGUAGACAAUACUGAGCUAGCUGGAGCAGUGAUUUGACUUGGUAUAAAGCAGCUUCCUAUGUUAUUAUGUUCUUCCAAUGAACAGUAUUGUGAGGUUCAGACUGCAGGGCAGGGGGGAAAGCAGAUGGGAGUAAGAGAAGUGUUGGGGCAACUGAUUUUGGAGCUAAGGAAACAGGGAUGGCAAACCAUGCUUAGUAACAUAGGCAGUUUCAGGGCUGGGACUGACGGGGGUUGUAGUUCAAAACGUCUGGAGGGGACCAGGCUGGUGAAGGUUGGUGUAAUAGGAAGUUUGUUCCUGAAUGAAAAAGAUUCCCUUUCCUCCUUUUUGUAUUGUAAAGUUCCAUUUUUCACUGCCCUGUUGCUCCGAGCUCCUUCUCUGUUCAGGGUUUUCAUCAGAACUGAAGUGUAUGUGUUUCUUUCUCUCCCUCCCUCUCUCUCUGUAAUGCCAAGUUUUCAGAUGUGUGGUUUUUAUUUCUCCUGGGUUAUUUUUGGACUAUUGCUUCAGAAAAACAUGCGGUGCGGAAUGUGAGAGAGAGGAGUCUUCAAUGGGCAGUCUGUGAGUUGCAGGCUGUUUCUUGCUGCUCUGAUUCUGAAGGGAGGUCAGAGGAUUGUCUGAGCUGGCAGCGGGUGUGGAAAAGGGGGAGAGGGCAUAUUUUCAGCCUUCCCACCAGAACAUGGGCAGCCUCCAGAAAGAUGUGAAAGAAAGAACAGACAUUGACUCCUCCUGAAUGUAAAAGUCUCCAGUAGGAAAGGUUUGCUGGCAGCAAGAAAUCAAAAUCGAGGCUGCAUUUUUAAGUGUCGCUUGAAAAGUUCCCUUUCAUCGGUCAGAUAAUAGUGGUUUGGGGGCAGAAUCUGGCCCACUAGGGAACAAGAGGGAGGUAACAGCUUGCUGAGUGGGGACCCCCAAGGUUUCUGAAAGUACAAAAAACAUCGACCUGCUACAAAGCCCCCAUAGGGAUGACUGUGCUCGGUAGCAGUGGAAAGCUGGGCAUCAGCUGGAAAACAAAAAUAGAAAACUGAGAUGGGGUGUGGAAUGGAGUUUCUGAGGUGCUCUAAGCAGAAACACAUUGCAAAACUCUAUCACAGGUCCCACUUGUUUGUGAUCUGCAAGGAAAAUAUCACAACUUUGCGCUCUCUCUCUUUUCCACAUUCCUUUGCAUGCCGUACCAUGGAUGGUUCAAUGAAUCUAUAAAGAAGGCAGUAAAAAUGUUGUUAGGCAAUAAUUUCUUAUUACUUUUUUUGCAGAUGCGUAUAAGCAGCCUUUUAUGGGGCAGGACACACAAAUGUGUGUGGAUAAAAAUGGGUUGUGGGUUUGUUUUUGCAACUUGCUACCUUUUCUUUUCUUUUUAUAUAAUGAAACUUAAAACAUUAAAAACUUCCCUCAACAGGGCUGCCUUCGGAUGUCUUCAAAAAGUCAGAUAGUUGUUUAUUUCCUUGACCUCUGAUGGGAGGGCGUUCCACAGGGCGGGUGCCACUACCAAGAAGGCCCUCUGUCUGGUUCCCUGUAAGCUAAUUUUUUGCAGGGAGGGAAUCACCAGAAGACCCUUGGUGCUGGACCUCAGUGUCUGAACUGAACGAUGGGGUUGGAGAUGCUCCUUCAGGUAUACUGGGCUGAGGCCAUUUAGGGCUUUUUUUUUUUUUUAAUGAUAUUUAUUGGAAAUUUUUUUUUAGAGUUACAAAAGAAAACAAAGUAGAAAAAGAACAAAGAAAGAACAAAGAAAAACACAAACCACAUCCCACAAUACAAAUUUUUAAAAAACACACAAAAAUACACCGCAAACAUUUAAAAACAAAUCCAUUAUUCUCAAAUCCUCAACUGUCAUUACCUUCUUUCUUUGACCUCCUCUUCCUCCUCCCUUUUUUUGUAUCCUAGUUGUUAAUUGUUGCAGCAAAUCCUUUCCAUAUUUCAUAAAAUUCUGUCAUUACAUUACCUUAAACUAUUUUAAUCUUAUCUUACUAUAAAAAACCUUGAAACUUAAAACUUAAAUCUUAUUUUUACCAACUUCUCAUAACCAUAAUAUUCUUACAUAAUUCUUUAAACAUUUUUACUAAAGCCAAGUAAUUUCAUUCCAACAUUUUUCUAACAUUCAUCAAUUUUAUAAAACAAUCCUAGUAGUAGAAAAAGAAAUAAAAACAAUCCAAUCUUCAUCCAGCGUCCCUUCCUCCUGGUCCUGGGUUUUGUCAGUCCUUGUUAUCCCAUCGAUCUAGCGCAUUAACCUGGUAACCUUAUAUCUGAGGCCCUUAAGUCUCUUCCAUGUCCCUUCCGCAGCUCUUCUUCAUAUUUGUAACUGUAUUUUCCCUUGUCUCCUGCUCGUUUCACUCGUGGGAACUCCAGCUUAACAAUAUUUUUGACCCUUCUCGACAGAUCAGCCCCUUUCCAUAAUCCACACUAAAUUCCAUGUGGUAUUUAAGAACAUGUUUCAAAAUCCCUCCAAAAUUAGGAGCCCCCACAAUCCCAGACAUCUCACGGCCCAUUGCCAGACUUGAAAAGUCCAAACAUCCCUGCAUAGGGGGGUCUAUCCAACCCCCCAUUUCCAAACCAAACCAAACUUUUUCUUUCCAAAUCUGGCUUUUUCCAAGUUCAUUUGUCAAAUCCGAAAGCUCAUGUUCCUGUUGGGCCUGUUCUGUCAGGGCACACUCCUGAUUUAAUUCCUGGGUGGGCUCCACAUAUUUUCCCACUGCCUGUUCAAAAUUUCCCACUGCCUGUUCAAAAUUUCUAAUCAAAUCAGCCAUUAAAUUCGUCUUCUCAUGUAGCUGUUCCAGUAGGGCAUUUGUUUUAUAGAAAGCACACAACAGAGCUUCUGAAUACAUUGUCCUGCAAGGUCAGAUGUCUAUUCCCACGAUUGUAAUCUGUAACAGCUGGCAGCUCCCGGAGUUGGUUACAGUUUCACAGUCUCCCUCUAGGGGGAAAACUUCUAUUUGUUCUUUCUUUUAAAGACAAGUCUAGCAACAAAAGUUUCCUUUUUCAGAUGUUUUGUCAAUAUUUGUUCCUUUAAGAAGCGAAGGGGAACAAUGGAAUCAAAGUUUCUGUUCUUAUAGCUAUCUGUCAAAAACGUUGUCUCUGGUCAAUGAGCUUCAAAAAACGUCAGUCCUAACACCCCGCUCCAGGAUCAGGACGGUGGAAAGUUACUUUACUUUACCCUCACUUCUGCAGGUUUAAACAGUCCAAAAAAAAUCCCCCCUCUUCUCCUGCUUCCGAAGGGGGUUCAACAAUUUUAAAUGGUGAAAGUUAAUCUUUUACAGGCGAUUUUCUGAGCUCUAGUUUGCCAUGUCUUUGCUUUAAUCUAUCUACAAAGAAACGGAAGGCUGACUUCCUGUUUAGACCUUCCCGUUUCAGCGCCAAAUUAAGGUAAACUUUUAAGUCCAAUUUUCCUUUCUGCUCACAAGUCCUUAUUUAGAGUCCAAUUAUCCGAGUUUAGGUACUCACGGGUGAUUAUUUUAGAAGCCAGAUUGUCCCAGGAAAAAGGCAGCGCUCUCCAGCAACGGCUGUGCAGCUUCGCUCCACGGAAGAAGCAGUUGACUCUCAGCACCGCGCCACUUCCCCCUCUUCGCUCCGGAGCCCAUUAAUGGGUUCUUUUCCGGGUUGGGGGGGGCGCUAAGGGUGCCCGCCAAGUCCCAUGGUCACAGGCUUCAUCCGCCUGUGAUUUUUGAAUGGGUCCCCGCUUCGCCGUAGUGGAAAAGACCCGAUUCCCGUGGAGCUGGUCCCUCCAGUUCAGAGUGAAUCCGUCAUUGCCGAUGGCGCCACCCCGGAAGUCUCCAUUUAGGGCUUUAAAGGUCAGCACCAACACUUUGUAUUGUGCUUGGAAAUGUACUGAGAACCAAUGUAGAUCUUUCAGGACCAGUGUUAUAUGGUCUCAGCAGCCACUUCCAUCCAAGGUGGUCAGCCACCAUUUUUAUUUACUCAAGAUGCAUGGCCCUGAAUAUAACAAACAUUGUUCCUUGACCUUCCUUGGAGCACUUGGUGCCAUAUUUGGAUCUGCAGUGCCAGCCUUUUUGUGAGUAAUGACUAAAAGCUGGAACAAGAAGCAAUUAACUCUGUAGCUAUGCAAAGGAUGUUCAAUGAAUUCCCUCUAGUUAAUCAGUGUUGGUGUGUACAAAUUAACUAGACAUAUUUCAAAAAGAUUAAAAAGAUCUGCUGAAAUCUGCAGUUUCCUUUAAAUCUGAGCCGGGCUGGGGGGUGGGAGAGUCCCAUGGAAAAUGAGCUCGGAUCCUGAGUUUGAAUCAGACCGAAGCCAAGAAAUCACAUCUUAGAUGGGUGAAUCAUUCCCAGCCAUACAGUCAAAUGGACUUAUUUGUACAACCUGCAGUUAAAUGAGGUUAGUAGUACAGCUGCCCAUUGUUAUUUAGCAGAAAUGUAGGUAUAAAUACAACUAAAAUAUAAAAUAAAUUUACAAAUGAAACAAAAAAUAAAGUGUGAAGCUGCAGCAUACAGUGCCACAGUGAAACAUAUCAUUCAGUGCAGAGAGAAACCACAAUCUACAAUCAAUUUCAGAGUUUCAAGGUUGUGCUAUGUAAUUACUACUAAUACGUAGCUGAUUAUUUGAUUGCCAUCCUCCCAAAAGAUCGUGUAGGAAGCUGUUUUGAGAAGAUAAUAUUCCUUUUCUGCUCUCUCUCCCCCCCCCACCCCCGACAGCUGGUCCACAGUAACUCGCUGUUCCAUUUCCCUUCCAACCUCCCCUUGUAUUUUUAGCAAAAUUACCAUAUUGUUGAUGUGCAUUUCCAAACAUUUCUCCCAUUUUUAAAAAUACAUUUCAGCAGAACUUCUUUCCCUUUUUCCCUCUCCCACCCCGCUCACCAUUUUUGACUCUCCCCCAACACACACGUUGCGUACCUAUUUCUAGCUUUCAAAUGUUCACAGGUUUUGUUAAUAUCCUUUUCCUGUUUGGCAUCUAUGCGCAUUGGCAGGGUGGAAUGGUGGUGUGCCUAAACGAAACACGAGGAGUGAUGGCGGACAGUAAUUUACAUACCUCUAAAAAUCUAUGGUAAAGAAGUCUAUCAAUGGAUACUAGUCAUAAUAGCCAUAUUAUGAAGCUUAGGGUUGUGCAGCCCAAGAACUGUGGAAUCCCUUCCCUUCACCUUCAUGAUACAGCCUUGCUGAAGUUGCACCUUUUAAGACCCUGGCUGUUUGAAACUUGUAUGUUCAUUUAUUCUUUUAUGUAUUACAUUUCUAUACCGCCCUCCAUCCAUAGAUCUCAGGGCAGCUGACAACAUAAAAUUACAAUAUUAAAAAAGCACAAAAUACAGAAUAAAAAUAAGAACAAAAACAAAGCCCUCCCAGUUGAGAGAGAUUUUAGGAAUCACUGUGUUCUUGUGGUUGUAGUUUGCUUUGUAAUGUUUUUAUUGUUGCAUUUUAAAUUGUUGUGACAAUUUAACCCUGAUGAUGAAAGGCGAGGGAGGAGAGCAGCAACAACAUAAAAAGCCUGCUGAAUCAGACCAAUGGCUCAUCUGGCCUAGCAUCCUGUUCCCACAGUGGCCAACCAAAUGCCCAUUAUGGGAAGCCAGCAAGCAGGUUUCAAGUUUAAGAGCACCUCCCCUCUUGCAAUUCCUAGCAGCUGGUAUUCAGAGGCAUACUGCCUCCAACCAGGGAGGUAGAACAUAGCCAUUGUGACUAGAAGUUGUGGAUAGCCUUAUCCUCCAUGAAAAGGCAGGUAAAAAGUGGUAGUAGUAGUAGUAGUAGUAGUAAUAAUAAUAAUAAUAAUAAUAAUAAUAAUAAUAAUAAUUUUUAUUUAUACCCCACCCGCCCUGGCCAGAGCUGGGCUCAGGGUGGCUAACACAAGUAAAAUUACAGUAGAACAUAAUAGGGAAAAAUACCAAUUUAAAAUACAGGUUAAAUGCAGCCUCAUUUUAAAAGUAGCCCAUAGAUCAAAACCAUAAUGGGAGGGAAACAUAAGGGUCAGACUGAGUCCAAACCAAAAGCCAGGCGGAACAGCUCUGUCUUGCCGGCGCUGUGGAAAGAUGUCAAGUCCCGCAGGGCCCUAGUCUCUUGUGACAGAGCGUUCCACCAAGUCAGGGCCAGUACUAAAAAGGCCCUGGCCCUAGUUGAUAAAUAAAUAGAAGCAUACCCACUUGUGUGCGAUCGACACGUGUGCGACCGUGUAUAUGUGCAGCACCAGGAAAGAAGUAAAUCAUUGAAUUCAUACCUAGAAAUGGAGGGAGAAUGCUGGAGAGUCCUUGUGGCUUGCGAGGAAACCCUCCCCGGAACCCAAAGAGGACUUCGGUGAGGGCAGAGAGGAGACUGGAGGUGCAGCGGGUCUUCGUUUAGGCUGCUUAGCCUCCCUGGCUAACAGCUGGUAUGUGGGGUAGCACAGCCAACACUUUUCUGCCCGUCCUGCAGCCUCGUGUCAGCCCCAGAGCUUCAAUACUAGUUGUGUAUAUUUUUGGUACAGUAUUUUUGAUUUUUGGAGAGGAGUAUUUUGAAGAGAGAGUAUGGUAGAGAGGGCAUUUAUGUGAUUUUCACUUUUGCUUGUGGGGCGCCGGAACCUAACCCCCACACAUAACCGGGGAGUCGCUUGCAGUCUGGAACAAGUUGGCAAAUGCUAAUACAGUGGUACCUCGGGUUACAGACACUUCAGGUUACAUACACUUCAGGUUAUAGACUCCGCUAACCCAGAAAUAUUACCUCAGGUUAAGAACUUUGCUUCAGGAUGAGAACAGAAAUCGCAUGACGGUGGUGCGGAGGCAGCAGGAGGCCCCAUUAGCUAAAGUGGUGCUUCAGGUUAAGAACUGAACUCCUCAAUGCCUUCUUUGCCUCAGUCUUCUCCGAUAAAGGAAACAAUGCCCGACCUGAAGAAUUUGGAGCAAAUGAUUCAGCAAAGGAAACACAGCCCGGAAUAACUAAGGAGAUAGUACAAGAAUACUUGGCUAGUUUAGAUGUAUUCAAGUCUCCAGGGCCAGAUGAACUGCAUCCAAGAGUAUUAAAAGAACUGGCAGAUGUGAUCUCAGAACCACUGGCAGUCAUCUUUGAGAAUUCCUGGAGAACAGGCGAAGUCCCGGCAGACUGGAGGAGGGCAAAUGUUGUCCCUAUUUUCAAAAAGGGAAAAGAGAGGACCCAAAUAAUUACCGCCCAGUCAGUCUGACAUCAAUACCAGGGAAGAUUCUGGAGCAGAUCAUUAAGCAAACAGUCUGUGAGCACCUAGAAAGGAAUGCUGUGAUCACCAAUAGUCAGCAUAGAUUUCUGAAAAAUAAGUCAUGUCAGACUAACCUGAUCUCAUUUUUUGACAGAAUUACAAGCCUGGUAGAUGAAGGGAACGCAGUGGAUGUAGCCUACCUUGAUUUCAGCAAGGCAUUUGACAAGGUGCUCCACGAUAUUCUUGUAAAGAAGCUGGUAAAAUGUGGUCUUGACUAUGCUACCACUCAGUGGAUUUGUAACUGGCUGACUGACCGAACCCAAAGGGUGCUCAUCAAUGGUUCCUCUUCAUCCUGGAGAAGAGUGACUAGUGGGGUGCCACAGGGUUCUGUCUUGGGCCCGGUCUUAUUCAACAUCUUUAUCAAUGACUUGGAUGAUGGACUCAAGGGCAUCCUGAUCAAAUUUGCAGAUGACACCAAAUUGGGAGGGGUGGCUAACACCCCAGAGGACAGGAUCACACUUCAAAACAACCUUGACAGAUUAGAGAACUGGGCCAAAACAAACAAGAUGAAUUUUAACAGGGAGAAAUGUAAAGUAUUGCACUUGGGCAAAAAAAGGAGAGGCACAAAUACAAGAUGGGUGACACCUGGCUUGAGAGCAGUACAUGUGAAAAGGAUCUAGGAGUCUUGGUUGACCACAAACUUGACAUGAGCCAACAGUGUGAUGCGGCAGCUAAAAAGCCAAUGCAAUUCUGGGCUGCAUCAAUAGGAGUAUAGCAUCUAGAUCAAGGGAAGUAAUAGUGCCACUGUAUUCUGCUCUGGUCAGACCUCACCUGGAGUACUGUGUCCAGUUCUGGGCACCACAGUUCAAGAAGGACACUGACAAACUGGAACGUGUCCAGAGGAGGGCAACCAAAAUGGUCAAAGGCCUGGAAACGAUGCCUUAUGAGGAACGGCUAAGGGAGCUGGGCAUGUUUAGCCUGGAGAAGAGGAGGUUAAGGGGUGAUAUGAUAGCCAUGUUCAAAUAUAUAAAAGGAUGUCACAUAGAGGAGGGAGAAAGGUUGUUUUCUGCUGCUCCAGAGAAGUGGACACGGAGCAAUGGAUGCAAACUACAAGAAAGAAGAUUCCACCUAAACAUUAGGAAGAACUUACUGACAGUAAGAGCUGUUCGACAGUGGAAUUUGCUGCCAAGGAGUGUGGUGGAGUCUCCUUCUUUGGAGGUCUUUAAGCAGAGGCUUGACAACCAUAUGUCAGGAGUGCUCUGAUGGUGUUUCCUGCUUGGCAGGGGGUUGGACUCGAUGGCCCUUGUGGUCUCUUCCAACUCUAUAAUUCUAUGAUUCUAUUCUAUGAUUCUAACAGUUUCAGGUUAAGAACAGACCUCCAGAACGAAUUAAGUUCUUAACCCAAGGUACCACUGUAUAAGCUCUCACCAUCAGAGUUUAUUGUGUGCAAACAAGUUAGUUUAAGCUACAAUUUUUUCAUGUGAAAACAAUUUUUUAUUAUUCUUAUUAGUUGUUGUAGUUGCAGCAGCAGUGCCCAACUAGUGAAAAGAAUUAUAAAAUAUAUACAAUAUUAAAAACAACAAUAUGGAUAAAAAAAAUGGUUGAAACAGAACAAAGCUGUUACCGGGGGGCGGGGGGAAGCAGAAUGAAAUUUAAAGCCCAUUAAAAAUCAGGCAAGAGUUUUUACUAAUGGCAUGCCAAAAUGUUCCACUGUGUUUUCAUUGAACAUUGUGCACUGAUUGAUGAGAAAAGGAACUGCAUCUGAGAACUUUCAAAUAGGAAAGAAAUGUUUACCGGGAAGAAAAAUAGACAUAAGAAGAGCCUGCUGGAUUAGGCCAAAUGGGGCUCAUCUAAUCCAGCAUUCUGUUCUCACAAGGGCCAAACAAAUGCUCCAAUGGGAAACCAGCAAGUAGGAUUUGAGCGUAAGAGCAACUCUCCCCUCCUGUGGUUUCCAGCAACUGGUAUUCAGAAUCAUUGCUGCCUCCAACUGCGGAGGCACAAAGCCCAGCCAUCGUGGCUAGUAGCCAUCGAUAGCCGUCUCCUCCAUGAAUUGGUCUAAUCCUCUUUUUAAGUCAUCUGGAUUGGUGUCCCUCACUACCUGCUGUGAGCGUGAGUUCCAUAGUAAAACCAUGCACUGUAUCCUCUGCAACUUGACAACAAUGGAAUUGGCUCAAAACCAAACACCCACCAAAACACUCAAGGAAUUCUCAGGUGCCCUGACAAAUAGAUGGGGAAAAUGACCCUUUCGUAGGGGAAGCAAACUUCCACAAAACCAUGCUAGUUUUCAGAGCUGUCUUUUCCAUAGGGCUUAGUGGUGUUUUUGAAUUAUGGUGCUGGAGUUGAUGCUUUUGAAUUAUGGUGCUGGAGGAGACUCUUGAGAGUCCCACAGACUGCAAGAAGAUCAAACCUCUCCAUUCUUAAGGAAAUCAGCCCUGAGUGCUCACUGGAAGGACAGAUCCUGAAGCUGAGGCUCCAAUACUUUGGCCACCUCAUGAUAAGAGAAGACUUCCUGGAAAAGACCCUGAUGUUGGGAAAGAUUGAGGGCACAAGGAGAAGGGGACGACAGAGGACGAGAUGGUUGGACAGUGUUCUUGAAGAUACUAACAUGAGUUUGACCAAACUGCGGGAGGCAGUGGAAGACAGGAGUGCCUGGUGUGCUCUGGUCCAUGGGGUCACGAAGAGUCGGACACAACUAAACAACAACAACAGUGGUGCGUCACGCCAGGGCACCGGCCUCUCAGGGGCGUUCCAGCAAGUGGGGGAGCUGUGUGGCUUUGACAGUUGCCUCCCCUUUCGCUGCACGCCCGCCAGCUGUGCCCCGCCAACUUUAAGGCUGGCGGGCGUGAAGCUUCCCUCCCAAGCCUUCUCAGGAGGACAGCGAUCCCCGCAGAGGCUUGGGAGGGAAGCUGCACGCCCGCCAGCCAUAUGGUUGGCGGAGCACAGCUUCCAUCCUAAGCCUCUGUGGGGAUCGCUCUCCUCCUGAGAAGGCUUGGGAGGGGCGCAACUUCACUCCCAAGCCUCUGCGGGGAUUGCUCUCUCACAGCGGCAUGGGGGAGAGUUGCGCCCCCUCCCCAUGGCUGGCAGUGUGCAGCUACGGCCACCCCAACACUAUCUGUGGUAAUUUGGGGGUAAUUUGCACCCCAGCGCCACAUCUGCUAAAAACGGCCCUGCUAGUUUUAUUCCUUCUAAGGCUUGGUAAAGAUAGGGCCAACUGACCUCCUUAGCAAGGAAGGCCCACAAUUGAGACUCCUGUGAGGAGGUUUCUAGGUGAGGAAGGGCGCCUGAGGUGACUGUGGCGGUCUGGUGAGAGGGCAGCCUCCUUGCCCCAAACCCCUUUCUGAGUUUCUGUUCUGACAGUCCCAACAUUGUUUGCUGCUGAAGGCAAACCGAUAGGUACAGAAGGGAAAUUGUAGGGGAGGGGAGUUCUUCUUCUGGGAGGCGAGGUAUGCAUUUAAGGGCUUGCACUUACUCUCUCAGGAGUAUAAUUUUGCGGGAAUGUGUUGCCAGGACAGCAGGCACCUCACGCCCGCCUGAUUUCCAUAAUCCCUAACAGAAGCCCCUUUCAGAGUUAAGGAGGCAUUAGCACAUAAAUGCUCCAUUUGAGGUCAAGUGAGCCUCAGAAGUGUCAGCGUUUUCCAGGGCCUGUGGCCAAGAAAAGCGUGUUGGGGCUGGAGCCGGGCCCUGCGCACGUGCGGGCCCUGGGUUUCGGCUCCAAAGGCAGCGCCUUUAAUCUGAGAAACAUUGCAGGACACGCUGUGCGCCACUUGGCAGUGAAUUCUCCCAAGACAACUUGUCUCUCUCCAGGUGUCUUUUAACGCUUGAUACAAUCACUCCUGCAAUUUUGAGUGAUUUUAAAGAGCUUUAUCUUGGGAUAAUUGGAGCUGUGUGGAAACAGGGCCUUUCUGCGUCAUUUUUUCCCUCGGAGCUUUUGCUCUGUCUUUUCCCCUCCUCCCUCCUUUUCCAUGUAAUUCAACAACAAGGCAUGGAAUUCAGGCUUAAUUUGUAAUUAGAAAGGCGCUGGGAAGGUGUGUUCCUCGUUGAGAGCUGUGCUCUUGGACCAAAAAGCACUGUGACUUAGGAGCAAAACCUCCCCCAGUGGUGGUAUAGUGGUUAGAGUGUUAGACUUGGACCUGGGAGACCAGGGUUCAAAUCUCUACUGGGCCAUGGAGCUCCCAGGUGACCUUGAGCCAGUCACUCACUCUCAGCCUAACCUACCUCACAUUGUUAUGAGGAUUAAAUGGGACAGAGGAGAACUAUGUAGGCCACUUUGCACUCCCUGGGGGAAAGGUGAGGAAUAAAUAAAUAAAUGGGUUGAUAAUUCAGAGAUUCUCAUCACUUCCACUAUUUCCAAUGUGCAGGCAGUGAGUGUCAUAAACAUCCCCACCCAGGUACAAGAGGAAAGUAUCAGCUAGCUUUGGGAAAACACCAAAGUGUGCAGAAAUAGAGGAAUGUUCAGCAGUGGGAAGGGAGAGCUCAGCAACAGCCCCAUGCUCUGUAGCCACUGAAUUUGGACUUACUGUUGGGAUGGGCCGGGGAGGUGGGGACAGACCAAAAACCAUAAAAGGAAUGUAAGAAGCUUCCUGAUAUUGGGUCAGGCCAUUGGGUCCAUCUAGCUCAGUAUUGGGGUCUCUCCCAGCCCUGCCUUGUGUCAUGGCCCUGUCAAGCAAGGAAAGUCGAGAGUGAAGAAUUAACUCUUUAUUAUCAAAAGUACACUUACAAGUUAAGAUAAGGCAUGCCCAUCAGUCCUGUGUUUCUCAGCUGCUCCCAGGUGUGAACCCAAUGAGGCAGUGAACCCAGCAGAGAGGCCCCGUCCCCCACUUAUGUAUCUCCCCAACCUGAGCUGUGCACAAGCAAGUGAAAACUACACCUGCGUGUAACCUGUUUCUGCUCCUCCCACUUCAGUCCUCCUGGUCCAGGGAGACAGUGGAGCAAGAUAGGUGGGGACACGAGGAGGAGGUGUGGAAGCCCGUGACUCUACACCAGCCUGACCUGCCUCUCCCUCCUGCUGCACCUGUUCUUCACUCUCCGAUCCUGCAGCUUCUCUUGCCUCUCACUCUCAUCUCCUGGCUGUCACAGGCUCCCCCAGUUCACUGGUUCCUUCUUCUAAGUCAGUCUCCAAUCCCACUUCUCCCCACACCCAGUCCCUAACUCAUCUGUAUCCAGCCACCACUCCUCAGUGUCCAGCCAGUCCCUGGCCCCUGGAGAUGCUGAAGAUUGAACCUGGGACCCCCCCUUUCAGCCCUAAAGCAGGUGUACUGCUUCCGAGCUUCCCAUGUUGCUUAUGGGAGUGAAGAUAUCUUAAAGUUGUAGUUCAGGAGACUGUUUGGAUUCUUUGUGAGAUAAAGGGAGAAUAGAAAGGAGAGGGGGAAUUCGGUGAAGAGGGGUGUGGGCAGGGCUUUCACUUUCUGCUUCAGUGUGGCUACUGUUUUUUCUGUCAGGUUUCUGCACCCACACCCACAGAUGUGGCCUUUUUUGAGGGGGUGUGGCCUGGGAGAGUUCUGGGGGCCAGAUAGUGUGCCCUGCAGGGCCACAUUCAGUCCUGUAGGCCUGGCAUUCUACACCAAUUUUGACUAGUACUGUUGGCGAUCUGGAACAGGACCGGGAAGUGGCAUGUGCCCUAGAGAGAGUCCUGAGGGCCACAUAGAGAGCUCUGCAGGGCCAUAUUCAGCCUGCAUGUCUGAGGCUCCCAACUCCCAUGAAGAGUACCAUUUUAUGUGCGACUGCAGAGUCCUGCGUGUUGAUUUAAAGCAGAGUCUCUGGUGCCCAGCGGAAGGAUGAAGAAUACGUGCUACAUACUCUAUAUUGCUUUAUUUACACUUCAAAGCUGGUAUAUUACAGAAAGACAUCUUGCCUCUGCAGGAGCAGAGAAAUGCAUCCUCUCUCCUCAACAGCUCGGAGAGAAUCACACAGUGAAAAACAGGAAACCAGUGUACGUCACAUCCAGUCUCCCUUUCCCGUGAGAAACUCCAACAGUACAGACUGUGGAAUGUAAAACAAUGUCUUGUGACUGCAGUUGCUGCUCAGUGAGGGAAAUCAGAAACCAACAUCCUCCCCCUUUCUGUGAACAUCACUGGGCAGCGUGUUCGUACAAUAUCAGUACAAACCCAACUUCUGCACAUAGGUACAGUGUUGAUCCCUUGAUAUAAUCUUGGACAAUACAUCAGCAGGAAUUUCAUUACCUGGCAUAUAGGACACCGUUACGAGUCCUUUCUGAAUACAUUCCCUAGCAUGCUGCAACUUUAAUUGUAAGUGCUUUGUGCUUUGCUUACUACCUUCAGACUUCAGCAAAGCCAAACAUGCUUUGUUGUCCUGGUAAACCUGGAUUGGACAUUUGACAGGAAUUUUCAUAUCUUUGCACAAUUGUACUAACCAUUCACAAUCCUUAAGUGAAUAAGACAGUGCAUUCAGUUCGGCUUCACAAGUACUUAAGCUAACUGUUGUUUGCUUCUUGCAUGACCAAUCAAACAGACUCUGAUUGUACAUAUAGCAAACUCCAGACGUACUUUUCCUGUCUGUAGCGUCACUUCCAAAACUUGCAUCUGCAAAUAUCUCAAGACCACCAGACUUCUGAUUGUUAAAUCUCAGUCUGUAAUGCAUAGUGCCUUUCAAAUACCGCGCUAUGCGUUUCAGAGCUUUCCAAUCCUUGACACUAGGAUUGUUGACUUGUCUGCUUAGCAAAUUACAGCUAACAGCAAUGUCUGGUCUUGAACAUCUGGCAAUGAAGUUUAGCUUGCCUAGCACACUCCUGUACAGUGUAGUGUCAGAAAAUGCUUCGUCAGUGUCAUCUACCUGAUAACCUGUUGUCAUCGGUGUGUCUACAGGGUUAGCAUCCAUCAGAUUUAGUUUGCUUAACACAUCAGCAAUUUUCCGUGACUGGUGUACUAGAAUGUUACCAUCUUGAUCUCUCUCUAUUUCCAGAGAUAGGUAGUUGUUUACCUCACCAAGAUCUUUCAUGUCAAAGUGCUCUUUCAGUUGAGCUAGGGCGCUAUUGUACAUUGCGACAUCUUUCCAAAAGAAUAAUAAAUCAUCAACAUAAAACAAACAGUACAGUUUCUUUUGCCCCUCCUCUUUGACAAAUACACAUGGAUCAGCUUUCCCUUGCUGAAAACCUAGAGAAAACAAUACUUCAGUGAGUUUUGUGUGCCAACACCGUGCACUUUGUUUGAGACCAUAAAGGGAUUUCUUCAGAGCACAAACAAAUCCCUGUUUUACCUGUACGCCAUCAGGUGGAAGCAUAUAAAGUGAUUCAUCUAGAGAUCCGUACAGAAAAGCUGUAUUAAUAUCAUGGUGACUAAUGUGUAGAUUUUCCUCUGCAGCUAGCUUGAGCAUAAGCCUAAUGCUUUCAUAUCUCACUGUGGGUGAAUAGGUCUCGUGAUAGUCUUCACCUGGUACCUGUGCAAAACCUCUGGCUACCAAUCUGGCUUUGUGUCUGACUAUCUUGCCAUUUUGAUCUGUCUUCGCUUUGAAGACCCAUUUGCUUCCAAGCAGUUUCAUUCCUGGAACUACUGGAACUAGCUCCCAUGUUUUGUUCCUUUCUAAGGAAUCAAGCUCAGCCUUCAUGGCAUUUAACCAUGGCUCAGCUUCCUUCGAAUCCAAACCCUGGAUUUCUUGGAAACUUGAAGGUUCAAAUACCUUCUUGGAGCUUUUAACAGCUGUUACUGCUAUCUUAGCAAACUCAUCAGCAAAUCUCUUUGGAGGUUUGCCUUUUGUGGCUCUUUGUGACCUACGAAUUAGCCUUAAGUCUUCAACACUCUCCUCUUCCUUCUUAGGAGAAAAACGACCUAUUGUGAACAAUGGUUCCUCCGAUUCUUGAUCAGAGCUUUCAGAGGGUCGCAUAGAGGCUUUCGCACUCUCGAAAUCCUCUGAAUCACUCGAUUCAGUUUCAGAUUCAGACUCAGAACCUUCAUCAGUGGGUGUGGGUUGUUGUGGUUGCUUUUGACUAUCCUCAGUCUCAUCACCGUCAUCAGGAUAACAUUGGAAAAUUCCCACAUUCUCCCCCCACUUUGCAUUGUACUCAACACUUCUCGUGAGCUUAAUUGUCUUAGAGUCAGUCAUCAUUAUUCUGUAAGACCCUUUCUGAUAACCUAGAAAGAUACCAUGCAAUCCACGCUUGUCUAACUUGGAGUUUUGUGGUGAGUGAACCCACAUGUCAGAACCAAAAAUCUUCAUGUGUUUGAUGUAUGGCUUCUUGCCAAACAUCUUCUCAUAGGGGGUACAUCCAAUCGCUGAAGAUAAUCUGCGAUGGUAACUGUAAACAAAACACGAGAGAGAUUCGGCCCAAUAACUCUCUGGAAGAUUGGCAUCAUGCAGCAAGGUUUUUAAUCCUUGAAGCAAAGUCUGAUUUGCCCGUUCCGCAAGUCCAUUCUGCCAUGGCGAGCGAGGACUAGACAAAUCGUGUUGAAUUCCUUUCUCAGUCAGAAAAGCUUCAAACUGCUGAGAAGUGAAUUCCCCCCCGCGAUCACUGAAAAGAGUCUUUAUCUUCUUACCAUGCACAUUUUCCAACCAAGCACAGAAUUCCUUGAACCUAGGAAAAGUCUCCGAUUUCUGCUUGAGAUUGUACACAAAAAUAUAUCUAGAAAAUGCAUCAAUGAGAACCAUGAAGUAUCUAUUUCCACCCAAAGAGGGCGCGAGUGGUCCAACCAAAUCAGCAUGAACAACCUGGUAUGGUUCUGUAGCUUUCCUACUAGACACCUUACCUUUCGCAGCCAUUUUCACCUUGUUUGCUGCGCAUGCUUUGCACUUCAUGUGGUACCUGCAGGGUUUAAUAGUCAUACCUUCAACCAAGGCAGGCAUUUUAGAUACUGCCUCAAAAUGCAAAUGACCAAAUUUUCGAUGAAAAUCGUGAAUACAUUCUGCAUGCAAACUUUUGUUAGAACCUGCAAUGCAACAAGUGUCAUCCUGCACCACAUCAUCAUAAUACAAAACAAACAAAUGAUCAACAUAUUCUGCAUGCAAUACAUAAUCAUUUUUCUUUGUGAUGAUGCACUUCUUGUUCUUGAAGGAAACGUCAAUGUUCCGCUCAUUCAGCUGUCCAACGCUGAGCAGAUUAUGUUUGGCGUCUGGCACGUAAAGCACAUUCUGUAUCGAUAAGUCCAAACUGUGAAGAACAACAGUUCCGUAGCCUUUACUGGGAAUAGUGUGGUCAUCCGCCUGGUGAAUCGCACCUUCCUGCGGUGUAAAAGACACAAACAGUUUCUUAUCGUUGCACAUGUGGUGGGUGGCCGCUGAAUCAACAACGAAGAAAGAUCUAGACGUCUUCUGGACCUCUGCAACCUUUGGAGUGAAGCGUGAAACCAUAGCCUUGUGCUGCGUUGUCCUGGACACCGGACCUUUGCCUUUGCCUCGGCCUUUUCCGCGCGAUGAGCUUCGCUGCGCUGCUCUGUCUUGGCCCUGGGAUGUCUGCAUUCCCUCUUCAUAUGGCCUAGACGUCCACAUGAGUAGCAUUUCACUGCCUUCAAAGCUUUGGCGCCAUCUGGUGGUUCCACUGCACUAUGGGAUGACGUCUGUGAAGACUCCCCUUGCCCAUGCAGCUAGCACCCCGGCGAUCUGCUUCAUUUAAAAUCACGGCAGUAACAAAGUCCACUGUCAGCUGAGCAGUUGGUUGCACAGCAAUCUGGGUUGCAACAGACUCCCAACCUGAACCCAAAGAUUGUAGUAUCAUGAAAGAAUACACAGCCUCUGGAAAGUUGAGUCCUCUCUGUUGCAGCUCAUGUCUCAGAUUUUGCAUCUCCAUUAGAUGUAAACGUACAUCUCCACCUUCAGCAAGAGCCAUAUUAUGCAGCUUGUUAAAAUAAAACAUAGUGGAUCCAGCUUCUGUCCUUAAGUGAGCCUCUCUCAGAGCGUCCCAAAUUUCUCUGGCUGAGGUCUUAUCACGCAAUAGACAGAGCUCUUCUGGGGAUACUAUCAAUGUAAGAGUUCCCCUUGCUUUGGAAUCCUUAGCUUCCCAUGCAUCUGUAACUGGAACUGGGGGGGUUCCUGUAAUCACUUCAAACAAACCCUCUUUCCGCAGAAUUGCCUCUGCAUACUGAACCCAGUCGCUGUAAUUUUUCUUGUUGAGCUUAGGAAUCCCACAAGCAUCCUGAAGGGCCAUCAUGACUCUGGCAUUAGCCUUCAGCGUCAUAUGCUGCUUUAAAUCUUGCUGCGUCACUGCUGCAGCUGCCUUAUCCAAAAGCGCACUUAAAAGUUACUUUCGAUUUCCCCAGCAUAGUGACUUUUGCCUGGGAGCCUUUUGCCUAUUCCCGGCAAAACCGGCUUUAAAAGUUCAAAGUCCAGCCAUAAAGCCAUUAAUUUGAAGCUGGCAGGCUGCCCGGAGCAGUAGCACAUACCUCAUCAAUCACUUCUACGCGCAGAGCAGAUUCCUUUCCGAUCCGUCCCUCUGCAUUCCGAUCCUUUGCCGGCACUCCGAUUCGACCUCUGGAGUCCAUAACCACGUGUUGAUUUAAAGCAGAGUCUCUGGUGCCCAGCGGAAGGAUGAAGAAUACGUGCUACAUACUCUAUAUUGCUUUAUUUACACUUCAAAGCUGGUAUAUUACAGAAAGACAUCUUGCCUCUGCAGGAGCAGAGAAAUGCAUCCUCUCUCCUCAACAGCUCGGAGAGAAUCACACAGUGAAAAACAGGAAACCAGUGUACGUCACAUCCAGUCUCCCUUUCCCGUGAGAAACUCCAACAGUACAGACUGUGGAAUGUAAAACAAUGUCUUGUGACUGCAGUUGCUGCUCAGUGAGGGAAAUCAGAAACCAACACUGCGGUCAUCUGCUCCAGGCUUCUUGCAGCUGUCUAAACUCACGUUCCGAUUUCCCCUUCCCUCCUUCCACAUCGGUUCUGUCGUGCAUUAUGCCUUGAAGGCCUGCAUUGGCACAGGAAGCACAGCCGAGAGAGCCAAAAACCUGCCAUUCUCCUCACUUGGGCUUUUUCUAGGAAUGCAGAUUUCAUUAAAGAGCACAGCCAAUUAUGUGAAAGUGAAAACUACACUGCCGCUUCCUUCACCCCUCAUAAGCCUUGUGAGUUUGAAUGGGUGCCAGCGAGGCAGAUGGAGUAAGUUACAUUGGUACCAGUCCCUAGGAAGGAGGAAAAGAGGCCCUGCUAUUGAUCCGUGCAAAAUAUGUUGCCAUUUCAACAUGGCAAGAUGUGGGAGGUGUGAGGGAGUCUUUGCUCCUUCUCUUGCAUCGGUUCAAUUUAAAAGUGAGCAUGCAAAAAAAAACAACAACCACAGAGCGGAAGAAUUCAGUCUCUUUACUGAAGCAAAGAGAACUGAUUUGUGUUGAAGCACGCAUAUAUUGGCACCCAAAGCAGUGCUGGCACACCCACCCCCAAAACUGGGGAGCCUUUUUCAGCUCAAGGGCCAUGUUCUCCUCAUGGGCAACUUUCUGGGGGCCACACAUCAGUGGCGGGUAUGGCAGAAGUAGGUGUGCUCUCUCUCCCCCCCCCCCCAUAUUUCAUCAAGGCAAGUGAGAGUAGUUAUCACAGAUCAAGGACACAUCCAGCCAAGUAAAAUCACCAGCAGAGGCCACAAAGCAAGGCCAGGGAAGGCUGUGGCUCAGGUGUGUGUGGCCUAAGCAGUCUCAUGGGCCUGAGAUUCUUCCACUCCUGUAGUGGAUUAUCUUGAUGAAUUCUGAGCUAAUUUUUGUAAUUGUGGGCUCAUUACGCUGGCUCCAAAAACCUACAAAACUGCAGCACGAUGCAGUAAAACAAUAGGACCCCCCCAAACAUGGAAGUCACAGUAAUCACUAUUAUUAUAUAUUAAAUUUUUAUACCGCCCUUUAUCUGUAGAUCUCAGGGCAGUUCACAACAUAAUGUCUGGGCUGCUGCAUAAGCAGGUCAGCACUGCUGUGCUCUCAGUCUUGCCUGUGCUCGAUGUUCUAGGUCAAUAGGCCACAACGACUGAGUGGCCCCCGAAUAAGGAGUCCCAGACUUCAGGCAGUGUUCUGUUGCCUGCACUGGUGUAAAUCCAUGUAGUUCCUCUUCACAGAAGUUGCUCCAGAACUGUAUGGAGUGCGCCUUUCAUUUUUCCCUUCGAGGCUGGUUGAUAUUUUGUGGGUUGGUAGGGGGAGAGGUCUUCCCUGUGCAACAUGAAUUUACCCAUGGAAAUCCUCUUGAUUUUGCAUUUUAAAUAUCUGGCGCCUGCCUUUUUAAGUGAACUGAUGUAUUGCACACUUCCUGGUCUAAUCAGAGAGCAUAAUAAUAUUUUGGAUGUUUCAAUUCUUUGAAAUUUAUGAUACAGAACAUGGGCUUAAAAAUGUACCAUAUGCAUUAAAAUACACAUUUUCUGAUUAAAUAUGUUUAGAGAUGCAUAAACAUAUUGAGUAAAAUAUGUACUAAAUAUUAUUUUGUAUUAAAAUGCAUAUUUAAAUAUGUGUGCCAUAUUUUUAUUUUUUUAAUCACAGAAUGGGUUGAAAGCAGAAUGUAGCAGUAUUAUGGUUAAACACAUGUAAAAUUGAUACGGAAUUGCAUCUGAUGUUAGUCAUACCCAGAGAAAUGGACCUAUGUUGGUCAUGGCCAUUAAUUUCAAUUGGUCUCCUUGUGACUAUGGCUAACAUUGGAAGCAGCAGAUUGGCUGUAAAUAGAUGGAUACCACCAUCAUUAUUAUGACCUUUAUCAAUACAUUUUUGGAAUGAUUUUAUUUUCUUUUUUUUAGUGCAAAACUGCCCUGGAGAGUAGAGGGUGGCAACAUCUCAGGCUCUUGCCUGUCAGUGCUGCCCACAGGCUGCUUCUGCUGCAGCCUUGCAGAAUUGCGCCUUUGUUUUCAGAACUCAACCAUGGAGAGGAAAGAUAUAUGUCUGGACUAAACAUAGCAAGAGUGCUUUCAGAUUGCCCCCAACACCCUAAAAAUGUUCCACCUGUCUUCACUGUUACUUUUCAACAAAAACUGUACUACUGUCUAAAAGUUGAUCGGCUCGUUGAUCUAAACUCGUUGAUCGGCUCACUUGUUCAACCUAAUUCUUUAUUUGCAGAUCGACAGGACAGAAACAGCUGUGAACAACCUCAAUCCAGCCUUCUCCAAGAAGUUUGUCAUAGAUUAUCGCUUUGAGGAGGUUCAGAAGCUGAAAUUUGCCUUGUUUGACCAAGACAAGUCAAGCAUGCAGCUGUACGAACAUGACUUCUUGGGAGAAUUUUCCUGCACCCUGGGAACAGUGAGUGUUACUACCUGCUUAGUGGAGUCCCUAAGUUUCUGCUUCCAAAGCAUUGCCGGUCAUUGGCAAAUUGUUGCUAGUUCUUCAGGCAGUGAAAUAGAUUAGAAGGCAGGACGAACAGGAGCAUAAGCAGGACCCUCCUGAAUUAGAUCAUAGCUCUGUCCCCUUUCCAGCUGUUAUGCUUUUGGAAAGCCCGCAGCAAGACGUUAAAGGUAACAGCGCUCCACUGUUGCUUAUUCCCAUCUAUUCUAGUUUACCACCAUGGUAUGUGAAGGUCCUGUUUCACUAUCAAGCCUAUUCUCCAUUUAAUAGACCAAUCAUUCGUGCACUGAUUUAUCUAAUGCUUUAAAAAAAACCUCACCUAAGCCGGUGGCCAUUACAACAUCUCGUUGCUUAAAUUACGUGCUCUGUAGAGCAGUGCCAGUCUUUGUUUACCAUGCCAAUAUCUGAACCCCUGGGUGACCCCCUCCCAAAAAAAGCCUCUGUAGGCAUCUUCCAAACAUUUCCCCAAACAUUUAUGAGAUUGCCUUUCAGAUAUAGGCAACCUCACAAAGCAAUUUACACUUAACAUUACAGCAAAACAUCAGGGCAGCUUUGAAACAAUGUGGUUAGACUAAAGAACUGAGAAUUAGGAUGGUGGGGGGAAAUCUGCACCACAGAAAAUGUGAAGAAUUUGCCAGCCUUGCAUAACCAUGGGAAGAAUUGCAUUUCAGGAACAAAUGUCCCAAGUACCAUAAAGAAGCCAUUUUGGGGUGACUGUGGUUCCUUGCUCUCAGUCAUCUCUUGGAUCCUCUUUCUUUUCUUCUUCUUCUUUCUCUCCUCUAGAUGAAGAUUCUUUCCAUCACCUGCUCCAGUUAAAGCUAGUGAUGCAAAGGGAGACUGGCACUCACAACAGGCCCCACUUUGAGUGCAGAUCCCAGCUGGCUUUCUGUGAGCCCCACUCAGCCCCUCAGUACUUAGCAGUCUUCUCCUGAGCCCAACUUUUUAUCCAAAGGCAAGAGCAGCCCAUGAAUAGCCUUGGGAAGGAGCUGCCUGAAUGGCAUCUGAGAAUGCCAUUCUCUCUCUCUUUAAUUUCACUUUUACGUCAGGCUUCUGCUAGCUUAGUUCGGCUAGACUCUUGCAAUGCACCUGAUGAACCCUGUGGUCAGAUUGAAUGGAAAGACUCCUUCUUUUUGUCACCCCCUAGCAACCUCGUUGGCCACGUAAACUUGAAAACCAAGGAGAUAAAUCCCUUGGUUUUAGGCAUGAGGUGCAUGCAUGCUGAGAUCAGGAACACAAGUCAGAUCCGCCUGCUGAGCCGCUCUCUGCAAAUGCCCUCUCCUGUUGUGCUUCCGUCUCUUUCUCUCCUCAGCAGCGCUGAGUGUUUUCCGCAGGUCCAAGGCAGGAUGUGAGCAAAUAUGAAAUGUCACCAUUCAGCACGUUGUGCAAGUGCAUGUUUGAACAGGGAUCUUAACUCUGUCCAGUAUUGGGUUUUUGGUUUUAGUUUGUUUUGGGGUGAAGAUUUUUUAUUUCAUUUUAUAAUAUAUAUAAAAUAGAGAGAACAAUUAUAACAACAGAUGGAAAUUAAAAUAGGAAAAACAAACUAUAAAAUAGGCACGUAGAAUGAGUACAGUCACACAUGAGUUAUAAGUCCAAGUAGAGGAUAUUAGCGUUAUCUGAUUAUCAGCUAUCAUUCCAGAUCUGUCCAGGCCUGUGACAAGGGUUGCCUUGAAAAUGAUGGCUCUGUUGUAUAUGUAAAAAGGAAUGCCAAAUCAUAUAAAACGUAUCUGGAGCUUCUAGUCCUUGUCAGAAUCUCAAAUUAUGCAUCAUUUUCUCCAUUUUGGCUAGAUUCCAGAAUGAGUGGUACCAAGGGCCCAGUGUAAGGUUUUGGGCUGUUUUCCAAUGAGUUUGCAAUUAAUGUUCCAAAUGCCAAGAUAAUAAAUGAGGCCGAUUCUUUUGGCAAGUUGGCAUCAUCAAAAACAUUAAUUUUGGGCAACAAACAAUAGUUUCUUUAGUAAUUUGUCAAAAUUAGUAUCUGUCAAAAUUAAAUCCCUCAAAUCUUGCAACAACUUAGCAUUGCCACCAUAAAUAAUAAUGACUACAUCCAGGAUUGUACUCUGUCGGAUCAUUGCUACAGGCCUCCCUUUGUUUUCUGUUCUUCUCCCUUAGAUUGUCUCAAGCAAGAAGAUGACAAGAGCACUCCUCCUGGGGAACGGAAAGCCAGCUGGAAAAGGAAUGAUAAUGGUAUGGGGCACAUGAAAGCAGUGGUAUCAAGAGGGCGGGGACUUGGAUUCUGAACUUAAAUCCCAGUUCUGCAUUUGGGAUAUAGCUGGAAUCCUUUUUAAGCCCUUGGUUUUUUAGUGACUGCUGUGGGAGCCACCCUGGCUGGUCACUUCACUCCCCAAGAUCUACACACUCCCCCCAAAAAAGGAAAACACACACAAAGUGUACUUUUCUAAGGAACUGGAGUAAAAGGUUGCUCCAGUAGAAUUGAUCUGAGCCCUGAAAAGAACAUAGAACUGAAAGAAGUGGGAAAUGGAGCCACUCUUCCAGAUUCCUUCUUCAGCUCUUUAUACUUUUCAAGAGAGAGAAAAAGUUAACCACCCUCUCAUUUAAAACAGAUUCCUCUUCCAUCCCUCUGUUUUGCCUUAUUUUUUAUUAGAAGAGCAAAAAUAACAACCAAAGGGACCAGAGCAGCCGAACUUCCAAGUCCCGAUUCAUUCAUUUCCAUAGCAAAGCUUAAGCAGAAAUUUCAGUGCGUGCUUAAACCUCUCACCCUGGAAACAAAGCUUCACUUGGACUGGGUGGCAUCCAGGUUUAAAAAAAUGUUCAGACUUAUGUCCAUAUGAAACCAUUUGCAUCAAAAUGCAUAUGCCAUGCACUCCUUUAUUUCUUCUGCAAAUUUGUGCGCAAUCUGCAAACCCAUAAGUGGCAUGCAAGAUAAAUCGGGAUAAAAGGUUUGGUUUAUGGGGAUGAGUAGUGUUAGUGGUAAGAGGAACAGGGCUUACUACUUAGCAACAGGUUUCUUAGCAACAGUUUUUCCUCUCUUGCACACUUGUGCACACAGAGCAAUGCCUUUCCCAUUGUAGACAUGUCUGGCUAGUUUUGCAAAUGAAAGGAAGUGAUAUUGGCUUGCAUUAAAAGCGCGCACACACCGCCCUCCAAUCCUACUCAUCUAUAAUUAUCAAUUGGGAUGAACUGUUUGCUGCACCCUUGGUGCCUAUACAUCAUCAUGAUAUAUCAAAUGCACCAUGAGCCAUGCUGUGCAUAUUAGCUCACUGGUCCUUACGUUGCAGCCUUGGGUUCACCGAUGCUGCUUCCAGCUAUGCUUUCAAUGCCUUCAACCACUGUAAACCCACUACAUAUUGGUGUGUGUGUGUGUGUGUGUGGUUGCGUCUGAAGCCAAAACUGAGUAUAGUCAAAACCCAUUUGGUUCAAUGGCAAGUGGAUUUGCCAAAGUCAUUUUUCCUGGAACCAUUUUUCCCUUUCCACCCACUUUCUGCCCCCUUUUAAUUUUUUUAAAAAAAUAUUUUGCCACAUGCGGAAAGUUGAAUGUGCAGAAGUUGUGGACUUAUUAUAUGAUUCCAUAUUGGAAACAGGAGAGAGAAAUGGCAAAGAGCCAGAGGUGUUUUUGAAGGGUUUUUUCCAACUUACAUUUUAAAUGUAACCUGACAAGUAGCUCCCUCUACAAUAGAAACCCACAAAUUCUGUGCAUGUUUCUUAUCCCAGGAACCUUGUUCCUGCUGAGCAAAGUUGAAUCUAAAGUGAACAAUGGUGUUGCUUGAAUUGCCUUCACUGCAGUAAUCUUGGUGUAUUGUCACCAGCUUGCUGAGAUGUGUGGGCAGAGGAGGCUGGUCUAUGAUGUCAAAUGGGGAAUUGCCCUAAACCACCUCAGUCUGCCCACAGCCAGUCUCUGGAUACCUGCCUUCUUCCUUACAAUCAGUCCAAGCUGGAGCUAAACAAGAACAAUCACACAAAUUGCCCAUGAAUAUAUGGGAGAACAUAAGAAGGUGCCUUCUACCAAAUCAGACCAUUGGUCCAUCAGUACUGUUCACGGUGACUGGCACUGGUUCUCUGGGGUCGCAGACAGAUGCUUCUCCUAACCUUACCUGGGGGAUGCAAAGGGGUCAACUUGGGACCUUCUGCAUGCAAAACAGAUGCUCUGUCACUGAGGAUUCUCUAGCUGUGAUUCCUGCAUUGCAGGGGAUCAGUCUAGAUGACCCUUGGGGUCCCUUCCAGUUCCACAGUUCUAUGAUUUCAUGCAUGUUGACCAAGAAGGCACUCACCAGAGAAUAUUUUCAUCUUGAAAUGGAAACAGCAGGAUGCUCAGUUGUUGUGUUUCCUGAGCUUUGAUGUAUGCAAUUGUGCAUACAUUUUUCUAGUGCAGGAGAGAAGGAAGAGCUUGGAUAGGAUUGGCCAAGCACACUUCGUUGCUUAAGGCAAAGGGCAAGAUCACACACACAAACACAUUCCACACACAAAAGCUAACUGGGCUAGCAUUUGACUCUUAUUUCAGCACUGGUGAUGGGACAGCGUCCAAGUGAGGACAGCAGGUUAGUUCAAGAGGGUGCAUACGGUCCACACAACCUCUGCCUUCCAAGCCCUCACUGCCACUCAGGAUGUGCCACCUGAGGCAGCUGUCGCACUCAGUCCAAUGGUAAGGCUGGCCCUGAGUUUGGCUGCUGAAUCCCUGCAUGGCAAAAAUUGUGAGCAGCAAUCCACAUAAUUAAGGCCCCAUUAAUAUUGUCUGCCCAACAGAGAUAGGAAAACAGACAUCGUCCAGCUCCUUCAAAUUAAAACAGCCAGAUGGACCGUCAUUAAAAUGGAGAAAAAAUAAAAAUAUCGCUAUUUCCUGUGUUACAGGCUGCUUUAAGCAUACUCAUUGAUGUGGGUGGUUCCUCCCGCCCCCCCAACCAUAGGAACAAAUAUAUAUAUAUUUACAUAGCUUGGCAAAAUAGUUAUUGGAGGAGAUGUUGGACUAAAUGGGCUACUAGCCUGAUCCAGCAGGCUCAUCUUAUGUUCUUAGGAGCAUUUGGCCAUGCAGCUCCCACUGGUGUGGAUGGGGUACAUUGGAUAUCUGUACAUAAAACUCAGAAAUAUCUAAAAGAUGCCACACCAGCCCAGAUUAUGAUUAAAGUGGAGUAAGAAGGAAAAGGUAUUGGCAGCAGGCUUCCGUGUGGAGGCACCCUCCAGCCCAGCACCCUGGAGAGAGAUCUCUAAGGACUUCCUAAUUGUGAGACAUUGACGCCCAUUGAUAAAAUGUCUACCAGCUAUCCUGGCCCCUGAGUCAGGAGCCUGUGGCCCUGCAGAUGUUGAUGGACUGCAACUCCCUUCAGCCUCAGCCAGCGGUCAGCAAUGGUAGGAGCUAUAGUCCAACAAUAUCUGGAGGUCAUCAAGUUGGAGAAGGCUGUUCCUAGCACUCAAAACUGCCGUGGAGAAAGAGGUUGAGCUCAGGGCUUGCCUUUUCAGUUUGAUGGGCUGGUGACAGCAGCUGCUUUAUGAUGCAAAUUGCAGUCUCCUCUGAUUUGGCUGCACCAUGGUGGGCUAUCACCUCCCUCUGCUGAUCAGGUGUGCUUGAUUUUAAUGCCAUGGGAUCUGCUGAAAGCAUCUUCAUCUGUGCUUGCCCUCCCCAUGCACUCAGCCAGUCACCAAUCAAGCAGGAAAUCUAUGCAAGGAAACUGACAGUGGAUUUAGAGAGGGGAACGGUGUAACUUGAACACUCCGUGUUCAAAACUGGCUGCUCGCAGGGCUGUUGUGAGGAUAAAACAGGCAGGAAGAAAACUAUGCAAACCAUUUUGAGCUCCUUGGGAAAGGUGGGAUAUAAAUGCAAUGAACGAAUAAAUAAAAUUGUUUUAAAUGGUGCUUUGUGAGGAAUUAAAAGGACAGGCCUCCAAGGGGCAUACUAACUAGACACAGACCCAAUAUCUGUACCAGGCAGACUAGAUUUUACAGGAAAUGUGAGGGGCUUUUUUUAAAAAAAGCAGGGAAACAGCUGAGACCUACACAGAAGGCAGGAGGAUGCAGCUGGGUCCCAUUGGGCUGGUGGGCUGUGCCAGGAGAAAAGGUGGAGUGGGGGGGGGGAGGUUUAACCGUUUGAGGGCAGCAAAAUGGCAAACUCCCUGGAGAUGCUCCAUGCUGGAAUGAGGCAGUGGGGCUGACCGACUGCCAGCACGUGUAGGUGGCUCGAGUUGUGCAUGAAGCAAGCGUCGCCGAGGCCAGCCGGAUGAGGCUGGGAAGGCAGCCCCCUCCUCCUCCAGUGCAGGAUGCGCUUUCUGUGCUGGCAGCCGCUUGCCUCUGCUCAGAGGGAGCUGUCUUCCUCCCACAGAAUGAGAAACAUAGUCUUUCUUUCUCUGUGCUGGGGGAGAAGGGGAGCCUGAGGCCUGAAUGUGGGCCCUCCUGGCCUUAGGGGAGGCUCUUCCUCAGGCACUGCCCCUUCUCCCCAGCCCUGCCCUGCCCUCUUCCUGAGUGCUUUUGCCCAGCUGGACUGUGUGCUUGAUCUGGGGAUGAUGCUUCUUGCCUGCCUGGAUGGAGAACGUACGUGUGUGUGUGUGUGUGUGUGUGUGUGUUUUCUCACAUAGAAACCUGCGAAUUUUGUGUGUCUGGAACACAGAGCCGCAGCUAUUUCUCUUCCCAUUCUUGCCACUUCCAUAAACCUGGAAGAGGAAAGUGACACUCUUUCCCACUUUCCUCUCUUGACUUCAUGUGCUUUUCCAAGGUGCUUUUCCUACACUGCAGGGGAUUGGACUCCAUGUCCCUUGGGGUCCCUUCCAACUCUACAACUCUGCGAUUCUAUUAUCUCAAUUUUUUUCACUUUGCGGUUGGACCUGUGUUUUUAGAAUUCUGUGCUCUAGCCUAGGCUAAAUCUACUGAAUUCCUGGACCAGAAAUGCCAGUGAUGGAAGCUAUAAUCCAGAACAUGUGGAGGGCACCUGGUUUGAUGAAAUCCAUGUUGCUGGGCCCUCAGCCCUUAUUCAGUUGAAAAUAAGGCUCCUGUGUGGAAAAAUAAAAAUGCUGGACUCAACCUCUGUUCUGGCUGCAAGCACUGACAUCCAGCCAUUGUGCUCAGGAGGAGAGAGAGAGAGAAAGAGUAUGAAGAACAUUUGCAAAAAAGAAAAAGAAAAAGCAGCCUUGGCAUCUUCUUCUCUUCCACCCACAGUGCCUGGAACCGCCUCUCACUCCUAUGUUCCUUUCAGCACCUAUUCAUGCAAAAUAAACCCCAAAGCAGAGCAGCCGCAGGGAGGCCAGUGACAGACGUCUCUCAGCACCAGGCUCUGAGACAGGGAUCCCCACUCGUCGCACAUGGGCACCCUAUUGCUCAGAUUAGCAGAGCUGCUGGCUGGAGGAUGGAACUGCAGGCAGUUCAAACCAGGAUGCUCAACACUAGAUCACGGUCCCAGGAAUCUGGUGACUCUGGAAAGCCAGUCCCAUGCCAUCGACAGCAAGGCAGUUGGGCAACCUUGUUGCUCAACUUCAAAGCAACGUACAUUUGGAUUUUUGAGCAAGUGCUGUGGUCACUUCUCUGCUGGCUCUCCUGAAUCAGCCUGCCAAAGAUGCAGAAAGCACACACACACACUGCGCUUUCCCAAGAGAUAGGGGUAAAAGCUGGACCGCAUAGAAUCAUAGAAUUGCAACUAUAGAAUCCUUGACAGAUGGCCAUCCAAUCCCCAUUUAAAAACCUCCAAUGAAGGAGAGUCCUCCACCUUCUGAGGGAGUCUUUUCCAUUGCCAAACAGCUCUUACUGAUGGAAGGACGUUCCUAAUGUUUAGUCGGAAUCCCCUUUCUUGCCAUUUGAAUCCAUUUGUUGGGGUCCUACCCUUUGAAGCAGCAGAAAACAAGCUUGCUCCAUCUUCCAUGAGACAGCUCUUUAGAUAUUUGAAGUUGACCAUCACAUCACUGCUCAGUCUUCUCUUCUCCAGGCUUAACAUCCCCAUCUCCCUCAGCCGUUCCUCAAAGGAAACUUUGAGGUCCUUGAUCAUCUUGGUCACCUGCUCUGCAUGCAUCCGUAGAAGACCAAGUUAAGAUUUAAGGAGUCUGUAGACUUAGUCCUAUCAUAUACUCCGGCCCCGUGCAGCUUUGCUUUUUCACUUCGGGGCCUGCAUCCGCAUGACACUAAUGAGGAAAGAAGAGGCGCAAUUAACCAACUCGCCUUGUGCUCUCUCCACCAACAAAGGCUCUUUCUGACUCACUGCUUUUUAUUCAGAUCAUGCUGGAGAGUAAACAGCAGCCCAAAGGGAAGAGCUAUUUCCAGUUGUGGUCAAUGUCAUUUCCCCCCCUAAGCAAGAUCUGAGUGGGGGGACCAGAGGAGAGACACCCCCACUGACAUGAGCAGCUGCAGGGGGGGGAGCAGUUGCCCCUCCUUGGAUAAUCACCAGGUCCCCAGUUUUCUUUCUUUCUUUUUUAAAAGUGCAUUUCUAACAUUUGUAGACCCUAAGGAAGCAAAAUGUGCAAGCACUGUUUUCUUUCUCUCUUUUUUCAGAAUCUACCCUCCAGAUGUUUUGGACAAUAGUUGGCAUCAGCCUUUGCCAGCAUGGCCAAUGGUUAGGGCUGAUGGGAAUUCUAAUACAAAAUGUCUGCAAGGCACCAGUUUGUUCUGUUCCAUUUCUCCUGCCUUCCAGUUUUCCAGGGUUUUUCUGCAACAGUCUGUCAGCAUUCUGUGGACACUGAGCAAACUCACUCCACCUUAGGCUGUUCUUGGAUUCCCAACCCCCCAAAAGUAUUUCCCCCCCCCCUUUCAAAUAAAAGAGAUUUUAGCUUUGGUUCCCUCAAUCCUGUCAGAUACCUCUCUGCUCUGUAUGGCUGUUGUUGUUUUGGCUACAUAGGCGGCAGCAGCACUCACACCUGAACAUUGGGAGUAGAUGGAAUGAUUAUUUAAUUAAAGCAUUUCCACACUGCUCUUCAGCCAGAAAAAAAGACUCUCAGAGCAGCUUGCAAAUUCCAGUGAUAAGACAGUCCUUAUCCUCAGAUUUAGAACCUAAAACAUAUGACACAAAAAGAAAAGGGAUUGGGAGGGAGGAGGGAGGAGGAAAGAAAAAAAAACUCAGGCAUGAUUUCUUGGUUACAAAAAUCCUAUGAUGAGCAGCUGGAAUGGGGGAAAAUAUAAGGAACAGAAGAGCCAAAGUGUGCUGGUGUUUCAGCAGAGCAAAUGAAAUUCUGCCAUCCCAUCCCUCUCCCUUCCCUGUAGCUGUGUUUUUCCACAAGCUAUGUUUUUCUUCAUCUUUGGGGGCUCGAACAUCUAAUGUGUGAAGAAUGACUGGAAUUUUCUCUUGUCUUCCAGAUAGCAGCUCAAGAGCUGUCGGACAACCGUGUGAUCACUCUUAGCAUGGCAGGCAGGAAGCUGGAUAAAAAGGUGUGUGUUUGGGGUCCUGCUUCUCCCCACCCCCCCAAAAAAAAAUUCAUAUGGAUGCAACAUGUAGCCAGUUAGGUGAUGCUACAAAUGCUUGUUUUGACAUUGCACUGCACAGUGUUGAAUGCAAGGCAGGAGCCCGGUCCUCCAGCGUUGUGCAGCAGAGACCACGCACAGACACGAAAGGGCUUUUCAACCAAUGCUGAACAGUUGGCAACUGUGCUUGGGAUGCAGUAGAGGUAGAGGAAAGGAGUGUAGGAGCCAGCAAUUUUAAUAAGGCACACAAAUUCUCUCCUUUCCCAGACCUGUUCAUUUGCCUUCUAACAGUCUACCCUGCCUGCAUACCAUGAGGUCUAGAAACUUGCCAAAGGAAAUGGAAGCAAAGAGUCUCAAAUAGGCUUUUCCUUUCUCUUGGAGGGCACAAAUCCUCCUUUAGUUGAUUAGCUCUGGUUCCUACCCAGCUCUCCUUUCAGUUGCCAGAAACAGCCUUUUAUUUUCCUGAGCUUUACAGAUACAACUUUAAUCCUGCCGGCUGUUUUAUGUUGCUGGUAUGAUUUCAUAGCUUUUAUUGUACAUUUUUUUUAAAAAAGUAUUUGCUUUUUAGGGUUUUAUUUUUGUAAGCCUCCCUCAGAUUGUGAGUGAAGGAUGAUAUAAAAAAGACUUUGAAUUAAUGCAUAAACGAAAUAAUCGGUCCCUGUACCAAUAGAGAUUCACACCCUGCAUGGACUUCUGAGAAACCCCUGUGCAUCUAUAAAUAAAGUAUGUAAACGGACUGAAAACAGGCAGCCCUUGAAGAGGCAAAGCUCUGAAAGGCCUGUUGAAAGAGAGAGAGAGAGCCCUAGAACUCUGAGGAGAGACAGUUUGUUUUCAGGGUGGUGCAAGUCAAGGUCGAUGGCUCCUUCCAUAAGCGUACUGCCUGGUGCUUUUUUUGAUCUGCAUUGCAUAUUUUUUCCCUCUGAGAUGCCUCUGCUCUUCCUGUAUUCCCCCACCCUCUAGUUCCCUAGGAUUUAUCUUGUGAAUGCUCAUCGGUUCAAGAACACAUCUCCAACUGAAGGCUGCCUGGGAUGGCAUUGCAGUUUCCCACAGACAAUAGUAGUAAAAGUAGCAAAAGAAAAGGUUUUAAUAGACCCUCUUGCCUGCUGCUCUUCUGUUCCUGACUGCAGCCUCCAUUGCUGCUUUUCAGCAGCUUAAACUCUAAGAGAUUAGUCAUGUCCUCUCUAGUAUCAUUUAGUUUGGGCCAUGGCUGUUGGGGAGCCCUUUAAACUCUUGGACUGGUUCCAAGAGUUGGCCUAGUUGGGGAUCUGCUGGGGUGUGUCCACACACCAGUUGGGGAGCCCACUGACGAAACACGCGACAGUGAGGAGGUAGAGGGUGCAAGUCCAACCGCUACAGUCCCCGGCAACCCUGCCAAAGUUGUUGAGGAUUUGCAUUUCGGCGUGAGCACCAAGAGACCGUUUCGAGCCAAUAAUAUUUGUUGCUUUGGGGAAAUCAGACCAUCUGUGGAUGCUACUGUUUACCCUGUGCUUAGAUGUUUUAAGAUUUACAGGCAUUCAUUUCUUAUUCAUUCAAAUUGUAGCACUGGGAGGACCCUGCAAGACACAUUGGGUGCCUCUGAUUUAUAGCCUAAGGGGAAAGACUUCCUCUCUCCUCCUAAUUCUACAUUACCUGGUGCUGAUUUGAGGCAGCUGAGCUGGGGUAAUUGUAUAACCGUUGUGAUUAUUUUCCCCUCUUUCAUCCCCCUUGCAGGACUUGUUUGGAAAAUCAGACCCAUUUUUAGAGUUUUAUAAACCAGGAGACGAUGGGAAAUGGAUGCUAGUCCAUAGGACAGAGGUAAGCAGGGUCAUCUGUUAGCAUCAAUGAACUCCCCCUUUGAGAGAUGCAAAUAUCAGUGUUUUGCAGCAAGAUCACAUGCUGUCCAUGUCCCAUGCUGCCAAGGACCAGAUAUUUUGGGUGAUGUUUUUGAAUAAAGUGAAGCUGAGGUGUCCCCAAACACCUCAAAAACCUUGAGUGGGUGUGUCUGUGUUGCAAGGGAUAACAACUGGCUUUUGUGAGUUUGAAAAGCAGUUUCAAGGCAGAACUGGGGAACUAUUAUCAACCAGAGGUCCACAUUCUCUUCUGGGCAACAUUCUGAGGGCCAUGUGCCAGAGGUGGGUGGGACCAGAGACAAAAAUAAGUGGAAGAUAGAAUGUAAAUGUUGUAUACUGUAGCCUAGUUUCUGCACACAAACACACUUCAGCCCUUGAUAUGGACUAGCAUCCAGUUCAAGGGCACCUUCCAGCCCAGAAAAAUUAUGUGGGGUACAGAGCAGGGCUGGUGGGGGAUGUGGCUGGGGUGACUUCUGAGGGCCAGAUAGGGAGGUUUGGAUAGCCGCAUUUGGCCCCUAGCUUGAGGUUCCCAUCCCCAAUGCAGAAUGAGUUGCAUUGCAAAGGCAAAAAUCAAUAUGGCCCAAGAAGAAUUAUGCAGUGCUCUUUAUACUGCAACGAUUACGUCUAAAUGGAGAGAAUGGGGACUCUUUGCACUGGCUUUUGGUAACUGUGUCCAGGUAGUUAUCUUGACUGUUUAAAAAAAACACUAUACCACUAAAACAUCAGCAAUCAGUUCCAGGGGUGCCUCUCCAGUUUUGGGAGCUGCUGGAAAAGGCAUAAAUCAUAAAUGUUUUUGGAGUUUUUUGGUGAGAACUGGAGGUCUUGUCCCCCCAUGGCCUAGCAGGACAGACUCCAUGGGCUUCAGACCUUACAGCUGAACUGCUAUUGUCAUUAGUAUUAACAUUCCUGGCUGAAUCCCUCUAGAGACUUUCUAAGACACCUCUUGCUUUCAAGUGCCUUUGGGAGCAAUGAAAAAAACCUCUGUCCUCAAGUUUCAAAGUAAAUGUCUUGGGUGCUCAUUGACAGACCCAUUCAGAUACAGUGGUGCCCCGCAAGACUAAUGCCUCGCAAGACGAAAAACUCGCUAGACGAAAGAGUUUUCCGUUUUUUGAGUCGUUCCGCAAGACGAAUUUCCCUAUGGGCUUGCUUCGCAAGACGAAACGUCUUGCGAGUUUGUUUCCUUUUUCUUAAAGCCGCUAAGCCGUUAAUAGCCGCUAAGCUGCUAAGCCGUUAAUAGCCGCUAAGCCGCUAAUAGCCGGGCUUCGCAAGAUGAAAGAACCGCAAGACGAAGAGACUCGCGGAACGGAUUAAUUUCGUCUUGCGAGGCACCACUGUAUUAGUUUUUGAAUGCAGCAAAAGCCUGGUUUGCCCACCCCUAAGCAAAUUUUUCUCCCUCCAAGACUUCACUGAUGUUAGUAGUGACAAAAAGAAAAAGACCCAAAGCAGAUACAGUUCCUGUGUGUGAAAAGAGCAGGCAGAAAGCAGUUUCUUAAAAAAUAUAGCUCAGUCGGUAAACACUGAGACUCUUAAUCUCAGGGAUGUGGGUUAGAGUCCCACAUUGGGCAAAAGAUUCCUGCCUUGUAAGGGAUUGGACUGGAUGAUCCUCGGGUCCCUUCCAACUUUACAGUUCUUUGAUUCUACCCAAGCCCGAGCUUUUACAAACCACUGCCUUCCUCUUUUGCAGGCCAGAAAAGAGACAGACACUCUCCAAGGAGACAAUUAUCAAUACAUUUGUUUUCUUCUUCUGUGCCAAUCCUAAAUACAUUAUGCAGAAACCAGUGUCAUUGAUUUAUGAGUUCCUUAAUGCUGAUUUCCCUUCUUAUAUGAUCCUUGAAAUAUUAAAGAGCUCUUGGCAUGAAGGCAGAAAAUGGCUCAUUUUGGAUAUAAUGCCCCAUUUAGCAUUACAUAAGUGACCAUAAACUAGCCUUGGGUUCACAUAUUCCCUGCUCCGCCUCCCCUUCUCUGGAGGGGCCACAAGGAAGAGAUGGGAAGCUUUCACUUUCUGCAGGUUUUUGCUACAUCUGAAAUAGGGGUGGAGGAGGGAGGGAAGCGGGUCACCUUAAAGCACAGUUUCUUGACACAAGCCAGGACCAGCAUUAGAAGUGUUACACGGUGUGGGGUUCAGAAGUCCACUUUGCACCAAUGGCGGUGCAGUUGUGCAGGGAGGGACAGUGUUGUGUGGAAGAGCCCUAUCCUUCCCAGUUGAUUUGUGCUAUUGUUGACUGACACAUUGUGUGAUUUUUCUCCCAUGUUGGGUUGUAAGUGUGCAUCCUUUGAGACUCCCACACAGUGCUCCAGUGUCUGACAGUUCUGCACAGGGAAGUCUCAGUUUUACAUCACAGUUUCUCUUUGAUCCUUUCCACUCCUUUGCAGGGAAGCGUUUACAGUCAUUUUAACAUUAACACUUAAUCCGUGCUCUAACUGGCAAUGCCUUCCUCUUGACAAGAGGCCAAUCCUGCCUCACUCUUCAAUGCAAAGCCGAUCCUCUCUUACUGAUGUGAGUUCAGAGACAAGGCUACCUUUUUUUACAUCAAAAAAGCAAUUAUAUUUGUAAAUCAUUUAGGCUUUGCAGGUUGAAUGGGGAGCACGUUGCAGUCAUUGCAGGGGUAGAAAUAGGGGAAGGUAGAAUAAAUGCAUUUGUAAGUGAACCAAUUUCUGGUACACAUUUUGAAUAACCCAUGCUGGUGGGGUGGUAGUCUCCUCCACCUGAUGAGAGGCAAUAGGACAAAGCAAGGGUCCCAGGACUUGGGAGGAAGGCCCGGGAACUGCUGCUUCCCACUGGCAUCUACCACCUUGAGGCCGUUGCCUUGCUCUGCCCAAUAGUAGGGCCGGCCCUGGUGUCUAGCUUGGCCCUUGGUGUGUUGGCCUUGAUUGUGAAAUGAUCUCCCCCUGUGCUUCUCCCGUCUCUCCAAAUUGCAGGUGAUUAAAUACACGCUGGAUCCUGUGUGGAAGCCGUUCACUGUGCCUUUAAUAUCUCUGUGUGACGGAGACGUCGAAAGGCAGAUAAAGGUACCAAGAGCCCAAGUCUCCCUCUGUUUCAGUGGUUGCCAACAGUUUGGGGUGCAGGAGGGCAUUUUGGAAUUUUGAGAUAGUGCCGAAGGUACCAGUCAUAGAAUGGCUGCUUCCAGGCUUGUAAACUAGCAGAAAAUGUUAGGUCUUUUUGUUUGAAAACCUUCCUUUGUUUCCAGACAUUGUGAAGUUGGGUAUGCACAGCAUGUUCUGGUGAUUAUGAAAUCAUGGACUCCACUCCUCCACAGAGUAAUUUACAACAUUUUAAAAAUCGUUUUCUUUUUCUUUUAAGGUCUUCAAAUGGGAAUUUCUUGGAAGUUUCUGGAAAUAGCAAUAUUUGGUACCAUAACCUUCAUCUUUAUCCAUUAAUUGGAUCUGUUCCUCUGUAAUUACUAUUUCUAGACAGCAUCUCAUUAUUUCUGACACCUAGUUCUAAUUCUUGGAAAAAAAUUAACGAUCCCAUUUCCGAGAAAGAUGAGUUUCUUUGUCACAAAAAAUGUGCAGCUCAGUUUCAGGCUUCUUUAAUGGGCAGCCCAGCAAUAGGCAACAUGAGGACACCUGUUUGCUUCUUUAAAGAAAACAAAAAACCCCACUCACUGCUCUGCUUCUCCCUUUUCUCCCACCAGAUCAUAUGUCAUGAUUACGACAACGACGGAGGCCACGAUUUCAUCGGGGAGUUCCAGACUUCCGUUGCCAAGAUGUGCGAAGCCCAAGAUGCCUUUUCGGUAAGCUCUAGAGAACCACUUUGGAUGUGAAGAAUAGGAAAAUGUUCUGGCCUGAAGGCAUUGUAGCUGCAGGUAGGGCUGGGAGAGAUUCCCUGCCUGAAACCUUGCAGAACUGCUGCCACAGUGUAGACAAGACUGAGAUAGACAGACAUUACAAGGCAGAUUCCUAAAUUCACCUUGCUAAGCAGAUUUGGGGCUUGUCAGUCCCUGCAUGGGAGACCACCUGAGAAUUACAUGUUGAGUUCUGUGAUGUAAGAAACAUGGCGGGAUAUAUGUGUUGUAAUAGUAGUCAUAAGAAGAAGAAUGACAAUAGAAGAAGAAGUCUCUUUAUGCUGAGCCAUUGGUCCACCUAGCACAGUAAUGCCUUGUCUUGUAGUGGUUUUCUGAUGUGUCAGCAGAGAGUCCUCUCCUAGAAGGACCGCCUCUCCCCAUAUAAACCAACAUGGACGUUGCCUUCAUCAUCCAAGGCUGAUGGAGGUGACCUUGCUGUCUCCCUGCUCAGAGGCAGGGUGGUGGUUGUGCAGGCCUGCAACAAGGUUUCAGGAAGGGCCAUAGCGCAGCGAUGGAGCAUACAUGCGCACACAAUUUAUUUGUAUGGCGCUUUUCCAUGGUUCAAACCAUGCACAAUGCGGUUUACAGCAUGAACAAAUGUACAUCAUUACAGAUAUAACAAAAGUAGCCAUAAACAGUAAGUAAGACACAUCAAAAAGUGCACAACCAAAUAGCCAAAAAUGUCACUAAAGGCACCCCCCAACAACAACAACAACCCCUCACGGGAGUCUGUUCAGCAUCUUCAGCUUUUGCAGCUGGAGUCAAUCACAGCCCUCCCCUCCUAGGCCAGGUGGAUAAAGGCCUGCAAGGCAAGAAGCAGGUCUUCACAUGCAGAAGGCUCCAUCUCCAGGCAGAUGCCUGAAACUCUGGAAAGUCGCUGCUGCCAGUCAGUGUAGCCAGUACUGAGCUAGAUGCAAUGGUUUGACUCAGUACAGUGGUACCUCGGGUUACAAAUGCUUCAGGUUACAGACUCCGCUAACCUGGAAGUAGUACCUUGGGUUAAGAACUUUACCUCAGGAUGAGAACAGAAAUCGCACGGCGGCAGUGGGAGGCCCCAUUAGGUAAAGUGGUACCUCAGGUUAAGAACAGUUUCAGGUUAAGAACAGACCUCCGGAACGAAUUAAGUUUUUAACCCAAGGUACCACUGUACAAGGCCACUCCCCCCUUUAUUGGUUUUGUACUGCUGUCUGUGUGGAUGAGUAGCAAAAAUCCAACUGGAUCAUUAAAAAACAAAACACAACCUGUUGCUGCCUCCAUAACUCACGUUCCCCUACGCUGCUGCAUUGCCAGGGAGGUUGGACUAGACGACCCUUCGGGUCCCUUCUGGUUCUAUGAUUCCAUGAUUCUGCUUUGUCUGGAUCGAUGUGCCAUCUUCGUUCCUUUACUUGCAUUCUCUUGGUUUGUUAUUUUCAGUUCUCUCCAACCUCUCGCUCAUUAGCAAGCCUUUACGUUGACGGUCAAAGAAAGUACUUCUUUUCCACACAGUCAUUUAACUAAUGGAAUUUGCUCCCACGUGAGGUAGUGUUGGGCACCCAUGUGGAUUGUUUUAAGAGAGGAUUAAUGAAGGAGCAGGCUAUCAAUGGCCAUGUCAGUAUGCACCUGAAUAUUAGUCACUAGGACUCACAAGUGGGGUGCCCAGGCCCUGCUCGGGGCUCCCCAUCAGGGCAUCUGGUUGGCCACUGUGAGAACAGGAUUAUGGGCUCUGCUAUUAUAAUUUCUCCUACCUAUGGCACACCCAGUUAUAUAAGGGAUUGGAUGGAUGUUAAACUAAGAUGCUAAACUAAGAACAGUUUUUUUUCAAAGGCCCAAACAUUUUACCCUUUGCAGAAUGGGAGAGCCAGAUUAAAGGGUAUCCCUAGAAGUCAAGCUGGAUUUUGUAAUUCUCAGACCCUUGAAGGUCUUAUUCACUUGAUAUGUGAAUGUGAAGGGCAUGCAGAUUUCAUUUUUUUAAAAACCUACCCAUUGCUACUUUUGAAGACGGAUUUUCCGAGAUAAGUUGCUCUUCCUGUCAGAGACUCUGAUAAAUAUGCUACAUUUAGAGCAGCAAAAAUCCUCACUCCGGCACCGCAUGAUCGAUGGAAAUUCUGCUGAUUAUCAUAGGGAUGGCAGCUUUCUUCUGCGUCAGAUUGUGAUAUUUUAAAAGGUUUUUUAAAAUUUUAUUUGUAUCAGUCUCUCAAAUGUUAUUAAAUGCAUAAGGUUUGCUUAGUUGAUACCUGGCCAAAUGCUUGUAAUGGCAAGUAAUUAUAUUACAGUUUUUUUAAAAAAACACCUCAUCUGACCUGUUUAUCAACCUUGUGGGAUUUAUUCAAAUGUUUGUGAACAUUCUCAUAGCUCAGAGCAUGUUUUGCAUGGGAAAAGUGCCUUCUUCAAUCGCUGGCAGGUUCAGGCAGGGUCUAAGAAAGCCCUUAAGAGCUGCUGCCAGUCAGUGUAGACAGUACUGAGUUAGAUGGACCAAUUGUCUGUCCUGGCAUAAGGCAGCUUUUUAAAUCUCAGAGGAUGUCUAUAAAAGUUCAAUAAAGUGCCAGUUUUUCCCUAUUAUGUUCAGAGACCUUUUAUAUUGAAGGAUGUUAGAGAAUUCUCUUCCGUUUCAGGUAGAUCAGACUACCGUAUUUUUCGCUCUAUGAGACACACCGGACCAUAAGACACACCUUGUUUUAGAGGGGGAGAACAAGAAAAAAAAUAUUCUCUCCCUCUCUGCGCAGUGCCCCUUCAGCGAAGCAGCAGGAGAAACGGAGCCCCUUCCAUUUCUCCUCCUGCUUCGCUGAAGGGGCGCUGCACAGAGAGGGAAAGCUGCGCAGCGCCUCUCCAGUGAAGCGAAGCCAAGAGGGCAAGAAGGAUCGGUGCGCACCAACCCCUCUUGCUCUCCUGGCUUCAGUGAAAGCAAUGCGAAGCCUCCGGAGCGCAGCGGGAGCGCUCCCGCUGUGCUCCGCAGGCUUCACGUUGCUUUAGCUGAAGCCAUGGAGCCUGCAUUCGCUCCAUAAGACGCACACACAUUUCCCCUUACUUUUUAGGAGGGGAAAAGUGCUUCUUAUAGAGCAAAAAAAUACGGUAUCUAGUGGUCUAAAGGUUAUGUCACUGGUGUCACCCAGAGCAAAGUGAGCAGUAGAGGUCGAUCUGUGAAUUGAUAAAGUCCCAGUAGGUCAGGUUCACAAUUGUUCACAAUCAUUACAUAUUGACUUCAGACCUUCCUUUUUGCCUCCUACGAAUGUGUGCAUUUCUAUCGACAUGCUCCAGGUGGAAAGAAAAGGUUCUUUCAGAGAGACAGCUGGGGUGCUUCUACAUAAAAGCUUAAAAAUAAAAUGGGAACACACGUUUGUUUACUUAAUGAGUAAUCAACAUCCUUCACCCCCCAAAAGACACAUUCACAUAAAAAAGGACUUGGAAUACUGCUGUGUUCAUCUGCCAUUUCCGCUUUUGUUUCUGUCAAGUGCUGAGUGCUUCUAAAUGGAGUUACCUGCUGUCAGUAACCCAGGCAGCUCUUUUAUUCAAAACACCAGGCUCUAAAGACCAGAAGGGAAUGGCUUUCUCAGCUCCAUCGUCUGGGGUACAUCCAUAGCUGGUUGAGAAAUUCAAUUAAGGGAGCAUUUUAAUGCAGAACCUACUAGGAGACACUUCCUUGCUCUAAAUCCUGGAGAGCUGCUGCCAUUCAAGGUAGACAAUGCUGAACUAGGUGGAUCAGUGGUCGGUCUCGGGCAACGUCCCGUGUUCUGAUGUAGUUUGCAGUUUCCAAACUGGCAAGCAGACCCAGAUGCAGCUAACCUUCCAAAGGUGCACUUUUCUGUAUUGAGUGGUGCAGUUCCCCAACCUAACAAAUCGUGGCUCAUUGUGGCAUUUUGCUGGCAUUGAGAGAAUGAGAACCAGUUGUGUGCAGGAUUUCUGCAUGGCAGGGACCCUUGUGGUCCCUUCCAACUCUACAGUUCUAUAAUUCUAUGAUUCAGGAUCUCUUGUGUUUAUUGUGACCUGUCUUCCUUCCAUUUCCUUUUUAAAUAGGUAGAAUUUGAAUGCAUUAACCCCAAAAAACAGAAGAAGAAAAGGAGCUACAAGAACUCAGGAAUCAUCAUUGUGAAAUCCUGCAAAGUGAGUACUUCACACAAAGCAUCUGUCACCAACCAUGGUGCCCUCCAGAUGUUUUGGACUACAACUCCCAUUGCCCCCCACUGAGACUGAAGGGAGAGGUAUCCUAUGGGCACCCCCAGACUGUUGCUUUUGUGGGGGUAGGAUUCUAUCACAUACCAGCAAAUCCGGGUCUUGCAGUUGUAACAGACUGGGAGGUCAUGUGCAACAAACCCACUUCCUCAAGAAGAUCAGUUUUUCCCCAAUAAGGCAUGUGACCGGGAGGGAUGGGAAAAUGCUGGAAAACAUUGGACAGUGCUUUGAUACAGCAUUGUCCAGCCUCCCUCAAGCAAAUCAGGGGAAGGCUCAUUAAACAGGUAAUCUGGAAGCGAUUCCAAACAUCUGGAGGGCGCUGGGUAGGGUGAGGCUGUUGCGAAAUGUGUUGCUGCUCAAAAAACAUGUAUGAAAACUCUUGCAGCUGCUUCUUGGAAGGAAACGUCGGUGGCAUUAUUUUCUUCAGAGGCGGUGAAUUGGAAUGGUGGUGGUUCUUUUCUCCCACAGAUUUGUAAGCAAGGCAGGGGGAAGAUUAAGCUCUCCUCCCCCCCCCCGGGGUGCUUUUCCCUAGAAGAAAUGUAUUAUUGUAUAAUCUUUAAAGUUGCAGUUAUGGUUAGUUCAUCCUAACUUUAAAAACAACCGUUACUGGAUUUGCAUAAUGUUGUGACCUCAGGAAAGGGAAGCUAUCAACGCUGAGCUUGAAGGGGAGUAGAAGGGAUGAGAGAGGACGGGGAGGAGGGAAGCCAUUGAGAUUCUUGUGAGCUUCUAGAGAUGCUACAAAAAGGGGAACCAGAUGGUUGGUGCUUCUAGUUCAGCAUUGUCUACACUGACUGCCAACAGCUCUCCAGGGUUUCAGGAAGUGGGACAUUCUUAGCCCGGCUUAGAGACUGAACCCGUGACCUUCUGUAUGCAAAGCAAAUGCUCUAAUAUGACUCCCUCCCCUUCCGUCCGGUAGGAAUGCCCAAUGUGGUGCCCUCUAGGCAUUGUAGGACUACAACUCUCUUCAUCCAUAACUAUUUGCCAUGCUCGCUGGGGCUGAUGGGAGUUGUAGUUUUACAGCAACAAGUGGACAUCCCCUUGGCACCCUCUUCUGUAGGUUGCUAUUGGCCGUGGCUUCUGGUGGAUGCAUCUUUGCUUCACACUGUGUGCUGCUUCAGGUAUUCUACGCAAAUGUUAUCAUAGAAGCAGCAAACAUUCUUGCCAGGAUGGUCCUGAUGCAGGAGGUAUGGUGUAUGUAUGCAUACAUGCUCAGUAUUCUUCUUGAUGACUGCAGUGUUCAGCAAUCUUUUGCAUUUCUAAUUGGACUCGCCACAGAUAGAACUUUGAACACAAUGGAGCUAGUUUUUGCAGUGCACACAUGGGCAGUUUCUCUUUGAUACUACCAGCCAUCAUAUUGCUUCUGAAAUUUUGAUGGUCAACAGGACCUUAGUUCCAUAGAGGCAAACGGUCAAAAGUGCCUUAUAAUUUCAAAAGUUUUUCUUUCUGCUUACAAAUGUUUAGGGAUUUCUGAAAAUGCACUUAUAUUGCUUCCCUUCUACCCCCCUUCCUAACCAUUUGAAUUCCCUUUUCAGAUCACCAGAGAUUACACCUUCCUGGACUAUAUCCUUGGGGGCUGCCAGUUAAUGUUUACGGUAAGGAUCUUUGCCUCUUUGUGCACAAAGCGCUAUAAUAAGCAUGAGGUGAAGUGAAUUCGUUUGGGAACGUGCCAUUCUGCAUCCUCUCCUCCCUUGGACUUAAUCAAAUGACAGGCCUAAAAAGAUCCCAGGAAAUCAGGGUAGCCUUGAGGAGUCUCCAACUCCAGUGUAAGUGCUGUGGAUCUGAGCCAAGCUGCCUGUAUCAGCCCCUGGCUGUGAUCGCAAACGAGGCAUGAGGUGCAGCAGAACGAAUGACAUCAAGCCAGCUCAACGGGGCAUAAGGAAAGCAACAUUGCAAAGCAAUGAACACAUUUCAUUUGGCCAAAAAACCCCAAUGCCGGGUGAAUUUUGCAGCACACACCAUCAGUUUUUGCCUCAGUUAGAAUCUGUAUUGGAUCUGAAGUUGUUACUGCUGAUUUAUUUAUUUAUUUAUUUAUUUAUUUUUAAAUCGUUGAUUGCUUCAAGAUGCCUUCAUGGGAAGAGAUUCAAAAAUUUAAUUUAAUUAAUCAUCAAUUUCCCCAUGAAUCCAAGUUCAUUUAGGGCCACUUUCUGCCUGGGCUCAUUUUGCAGGCUUGCUUAGUAACCUCAUUUCUUAAUCAAAUGAAGACUGAUGCCUCAGUCAGACAGGUCUGACCCAAGACAUAUUGCCUCUGGAGGCAGGAUAUCUGAAAUCUCAGUUUAAAUACAUGCAUCUGCACACAGAUAUUCAUUAAUGUUGGCCACAACCUGCCAGGAAGGUCAUCAAAAUGUCUAGGAGCUGCCUUUCAAUGUGGAUCCCACAGAACAACCUCUUGGUCAAGCCUGUAGCCAGAAAGCUUCUGGUAAUUGGGCCAAAACUAGGGCUGAGCCAAAUUCACCACCCGUUUUCACAGAUUAUUAUUAUUAUUUUGCUGGAGGAGGGGGAUUUGGGAGUUGAAAUUACUCAAAUGGAUUGGGGACGUAUUGUGCUACUGGUCUCUUCCUCUCUUUUUCUUAUAAGCUGUUUAUAAAUUUUUCUAAAAGAAAUGAUUAAAAAUAAACAACUUACACAUAACUCUCUAAGCAGCAUACACUCUAAAAUUGUUAAUAAAGCACAGCUAAGAUCAACCAAAAAACCCCACAACCAUAAUGUAGUCAUAGAUAAAAACACAGCUAAAACCAGUAAAACCUUUAGAGCAAGCCUAGAAAGCUGAAUCAUAUGUUUACUGGAAUAAAAAUUUGUCUCUAGCAGAUGCAGAAAAAAAUGAGGUGCGGGUCUCUGUCCAUUUGUGAGUGGGAUUUUUUAGAACUCAUGCUCUGCUGGCAGUGGCUGUAGAACAGCUCCAUCUUUUCUGCCCAGGAUGCCCCUGGGGUUUUGUACCAAUUAGCAUCUGGACUCAGUUCCAAGUGUUGGUUUUGUCCUAUAAAACCUUAUGCAGCUCAAGACCACCCCAGUACCUCAAAGGCCACCUCAUCCCACAUUAGCCUGUUAGCAAAUGCAUGUAUAAGCUGCAAAUUUGUGCAAAUGUCUCUAUUGGCACACUUGAAGAUUUGGCAGAUGUAGCUUUGGGCAUGCCAAAUGAUAGAAUCAUAGAAAUGUAGAGUUGGAAGGGACCCAGAGGGCAAUCUAGUCCAACCCCUCCACUGCAGGAAUAUCAACUAGAUCAUACAUGACAAAUGGCCACCCAACUUCUGCAAGGAAAGGAGAGUCCACCACCUCCCAGGGGAGUCCAUUCCGCUGUCGAACAGCUCUUACUCUCAGAAAGCCCUUCCUGAUGUUUCGUUGGCAUCUCCUUUCUUGUAACUUGAAUUGCUGCUCGCUUUAAUCCAAGAAGCAGAUCCUAGCUUUGGUUUGUUAUCUAGCAGAAUUUCCAAUGCUUUCCCACUGUUCUGACCUGUAUCAACGUUCCUGAGACCUCUGGGUUAAAUGUUCUGUGUUUCUUCACCUUAGACAUUUGCUGGUGUAUAUGCAAUGAGAGAUUUUUCAUUCAUUCUGCACAGGUGCGUUUGUGGAAUCUUUACUUCAGGAAGAGUGGAGGGCCUUUAAAUUCCACUGUAUUGAACACGUAUCCCCGCCCCCUGCUGCUUCAAACUUAUUUUUCCGAGUACAGUGUCCAAGAAUGUUGUGUCUAUGCACACAAACACACAAAUGCAGGCUGUAUUCUUUUUCCCCGUAUUUGUUGUUUUGGUCUAAAGAGACAUAAAGAGAAAGGGAGGAGGCGUUGCCAUAGGAACGGGAAUGAGUACAAGCAUGUUACGCACACAGCUGAACUAUUGCAUAAAGGUUUGCUGGCACAAAGGAGGAAAUGGUUCAUUUGGAAGCCAAAUAAACCAGCACAGAGGGCUGGAAUCAUCUGUUCAGAACUUGACUAGCUGGACGGGCUUCUGGAUUUCUCCUGAUGCUUGUCUAGCAGGUCUUGAGUUGUGGAAUGGCACCGUCAGGAUCCACUGAGUAACAUUGGAUGCCAUGGACCAGCGAUUGGUUGUUAUUCAGAUAGUGCCACCAAUGCACACAGUGCUUUGCAAAGUAGUAGCAGAGAGGUCUGUGCCCCAAUGAUCUUACAAUUUAAAAUGCAGCAUAGUGGAGACAACGGAGGAAGCUGAGGGAGGCAGAGGAGAGGAUGGAUGGGGAGAAUGUGGCCUUGUUCAGAUGUAACGCUAAAUCAUGAGGAUCUUAGGGUCUUGGAAGGUUCAUAUCAGGAGAGGCAUUGAGGGACCUGUGCGAUGAAGAACCAAUACUAAGAAAUAGUAUUGACAAAGUCUACUUUUUGCCCUGACCAGUUAGCUGUGGAUGGACCCAAAAGCCCUUUGAGGAAGAGGUGGCCACUCUGUUGAAGUGGAGCCAAGCUACACCUUAGGCUUUCCAGGUGUGGUGAACCAGUGGCCCUCCAGAUGUUGUUGGAUUCCAACUCCCAUCAGCCCCUGUCAGCAUGGACAGUGGUCAGGGAUUCUGGGGGUUGGAGUCCAGAAACAUUGGGAGAGCCCCAGUUUCCCUGUUGUAGAAAGGGGGGGGGGAUAAAUAACUGUUGCCCCCAGGGAACACCACUUUCCUGGUCUGUUUUUUGGAACCCGUGGAGUCCAGCCCCUGUGGCCACUACUACAAGAGGGCAUUGCUAUAGUAAAGGUGGUGCUGAUCUUUCCUUGCAGGUCGGGAUUGAUUUCACAGCCUCCAACGGGAAUCCUCGGGACCCCACGUCUUUGCACUACAUCAACCCCAUGGGAACAAAUGAAUACCUCUCAGCUAUUUGGGCAGUGGGGCAGAUAAUACAAGAUUAUGACACGUAAGUGCCGCUUCCCUCACAAGCCUCUGUCUGGAAGGGAUGAUCUAAAUAUUGCUUCAGAUGUUUUAUGUAUUUUAAAACAAAAUUCAUGGAGAAUAAGUCAAUCAAGAGCUGUUAGCCAUGACAGCUAGGUGGAACCUCCAGAUACAGAAGCAGUACACCUGGGAAACCCAACCAGAUGGGUGGGGUAUAAAUAAUAAAUUAUUACUAUUAUUAGCCAAAAGAUGCACACAGAGGGAAAACAGCAGAGAUCUAUCAACACAUGGGCCACCAAUCAGUGGUAGAGCAACUGUUUUGCAUGCAAGGGGUCCCUGGUUCAAUUCCAAUGGCAGGUAAAAGACUUUUUAAGUAUGCCAUAAUGGCAGCGAGAAUGUUACUAGCCCAGAGAUGGAAUGAAGGAGAAAUGCCAAUGAAAGAAGAAUGGCAGAUGAAACUGAUGGAAUAUGCGGAAAUGGCGGAACUGAUCGGAAAGAUCCAAAACCAGGAAGAUCAAGUAUUUUCUAAAGACUGGAAUAAAUUCGUAAUUUAAUUAAAAGACCACUGUAAACAGUUAAAAUCUUUGGCAGGGAUGUAAAGACACUUGUAAUGUGGAAUUGAUUUAAUGAUAAUUAUGGUUAUAGAAUAGCUAGAUAAGGGUGAAAGAUGCAGUAAAUUUAAUCUUAAAGAUGGAAGGAGGUCUAAGAGUUCGAAAGAACUCUGUAUUUUAAUGUUUGAAAUUGCUAUGUUUUAUAUGUAUAAUUUUCCCCCGAAAACUACGCACGCACGUGCACACAUACACGAAUACCAAUGGCAACUCCACAUAGGGCUAUGCAAGACUCUGCCUGAAACCCCAAAGAGCCACUGGCAGUAAGUGUAGACAUUAGUGAGCUAGACAAACCAAUAUAACUAACUCGGCAAAAUGCAGCUUUUUACAGCCUUAUCUUCCUGUGCCACCUUCAUGCCUUGCUUGUGAUCUUCCAGAUUCCCCUGGCUGGCCAUUUGGGAAAUGGGAUGUUGGAUUAGAUCAACCUUGUCCUACCUCGAAGUGUUCCAGAUGUUUUAGAUUAUGGCUCUCAGCAGCCCAAAGCAUCUGGAUGGUGACAGGAUACGGAAGACGGGACGGGGAGCUUGCUUUGAAUCAUCCGGGCUCUUCUUAAAUUCCCCCUGGAAUUCUGCAGAUUGUCUCAAGCCAGGGACAGAUUGCCAGCAUGGGGCAAAGUGCCCUUUCCAAAACAAUGUGUUUCUUGGCUUAUGUAUUUAUAUUCCACUUAUUAGACAUGUUUGGUUCCCAAAGGAGCUAACAAUUUAAAAUUGUUUAAAAGGGAGAGGAUUAAUGCCUGCAUGCAUCCCUUCCAUGUGGCUUGUGUAAUUCUCUAAAAGUUUGUAGUCCUCAUGAUGGUAGAGAAACACAUUGAUCUGGCAGUGAAGUUUGACCACACGCAUCUUGCAAAGCUGGUUGUGAGGCCUUGCAAACACAUCACCUUCUGGAACUCUUUGCAUAGGGCUUUGCAGGCUGAUCAGCAGUGCCUGCAACCUCCCCCUUUGACUGAGCCAGGUUUUUACCUGUCCCAUACGUGGGCAGGUGUGUGUGGCUUGGCCAAAUGGGGUGGCCAGGUAGGCCUAAUUUGGCCCAUAAGCAGGAGGUUCCUCUCCAUUCCUGAUUAACAGAAAGGCAUAUAACCACUGCAGAAAGGAACUUGGGAUGGAUGCACCUUCUUGUGUAACUUCCCAGCAAACAAGUCAGAAGGAAUGCACAAUAAAAGACUGAAUAUAAUCUCACCUCUGCAUAAGCUUUGUGUGAAUAAAUCAGGGUGAGUACUCAGGGAGCAGGAAUCUCUCCUAAGUAGUUUUCUGCAUAUCGUGUUGAACCGAUAAUGUUUAUUUGGGUUACAGAACCGUGCUGGAGAUGUGCAGCCUUGGCUAAGUCCAUACUUACUUUCUCCCUUGCUUCCCCCUCUCCCCCCUUUUUCUGAUUAUUUUGCAGAGAUAAAAUGUUUCCUGCUUUGGGAUUUGGUGCCCAGCUCCCCCCAGACUGGAAGGUAAAUCUGAUCCUGUUGUUGUAGACGUUUCCAUGCUUACAGUGUGUGUAUAUAUCAUUAGGUGAAACAAAGCUUUCAGGGUUUCCUUCUUGAUUCUAACAGUGCAGUUCUAUACUUAGAAGUACAUCCCAUUGAGUUCAGUGGGGCAGACUCCUACAUAAGCGUAGGAAUGGCCCCUCAGUCAAACAGCUGGCCCCAUGGCAAGCAUUCAGAGCAUCCUGGGGAACAGGGUCUGAAAUGGGGAUUCUAAGGCAGGAGUGAAAAGAAAGGGGGAUAAGGAGAUAGGAAGGUGUGUUUGCUUGUUCAGAAGUUUAGGCUAGGCUAGAGAAUCCAUCAGCUAAAACUACAAUUCUGCCUCAGCCCUCCAAGCUUGGAUGGGUGAGGAACAGUCCAUGCCAUUCACUGCUACAGGUCUGUACAGUUGGAUAUCAACUUAAGCUGAUAUCCAGAGUUUCUGCAAGAUUUCCCUCUUUCUCAUCUCCCCCCUGUAGCUCCUGACACCUUCCCCACCUGCUCUUGAUGGACCCCCUAACCUUUUGAAACGUAUUUGAGGGUGUUCCCAGGGGGUGGGGAAGAAGAAUCCCAUUACAUGAAUGAAAGUCCAUUCUGCUAGUGGAUGGGCAGCGGCGUAGCGUGGGUUGUCAGCACCCGGGGCAAGGCAAGUAAUUUGCGCCCCCUAACCCCUAACCUGCUGCCGCUGCCAGCUUCUUCUUGCUGCUGCCUGGGCUGGUCUGGUGUGGUUCUCUCCCGCGCUCAGCACUGCGCUGGGCGGCCGCUGCACUGUCCCUCCCCCAGAUAGUCCCUCGCUCUCUCUCCGCACCGCACGCCUGGCACCCAACCCCUCCACAGUGGGCGGCGACCCAGCGGCUCGGAUCGGAUUCGCACAGCCAGCACUGCAGUGAGAGAGAGUGAGCGAGCCAGGUAGGGGCAGAGAGCUGCGAGUGCGAGCGCGCCCCCCAGAUGUUGCGCCCGGUGCGGCCGGCCCCCCCUGCACCCCCCACGCUACGCCACUGCGGAUGGGCACAACUGGGUGUCACUCAUGUGGUUGGGAAUGACUGCAAUGGCUGUCAAACAUUAGGAGUCACUGCCAAGCCUAAUAAGAAGGGCAUGAGUGUCCCGGUUGUCCACACAACAACUCCAAGACAGAGGAGGUAAUCCACAACCAGCCAAAAAGGAAACCUGUGCCAUAAAAUGCGGGUUAGGAACCAAAAUAUUUUCUCUGAAAGCCAGACUACAAAAUGUUAAAGACUGCAAGAGCAGUAAUAGUGCGCUUUGCUUUAUAAGAUGCUCUGAGGGCAUUUUAUUGCUGGAAUGUAAAAACAGAUUAAUGAAAUAAAUACAUGGCUACAUAAAUUUUAUGACAGUGCUAUUAGAUGUUUAUGUAUAUGGAUUUUUGUUGUGUGGAAUCUAAUACUUUUACCUGCAAUAUUGAUAAACAGGAAUCUGCCCUGCCCAUAGAGGCAUCUAUGCUGCACCUCCACAGUUGGUGUGAAUCCUGCAUGCCCUGUUGGUGUCCAGGCAUGGUGCUGAUUCUUGGAGCCUCUUCACUUGGUCUCAAGUGCUACCUUAAUGAUUAAAUAUUCCAGUAACUCUCCCACUGUGCACAUUAUUCUUGCUAUUAAUACAGUGGUGCACACCCUGUAUCAAGGUGCCAGUGACAUUAAGUGCAGGAUCAGGCACUCGAUGUGCUGCUUGAGAGUGAGUCAUCCCCCUUCUUCACCAUUAAACAUUACAUUUGUCUGUCAUUUCCCCCAUUACAAUGAAUGCAGUAAACAUCUUUCGGUUCUGAAGGUGACCAAUUUGUUGUUCCUGAGAGCAGGAGGAGGAAUCAAAUGCUGACAUUUUAAUGGGAGGAAUUAGGAUGGGUGACGUGCAACUUUGCUUCUGAGAUGAAUUUUUUUUAGAUGAAGUAAGUUAAAAUGGCAGUCUAAAGGUUUGCAUUUUGGGGUGGUUUUUUUUUCACCCCUGAGCAGAGUGUUGGGUGAGUCUCUACUUUCUAGGACUGCAAGCUUCAGUAUUAUGUCUGAAUAAUCACUGAAAGCUUUAAUAAACAUUUGCCAGCCAUUUAACUGGAGAGACCGAAAAUAAAAACGCCAGGUCUCUGAACACUCAAAAGGUCCACCGCUGUGAUGAAUACAUGAGUGGGCAGCUUCCUUUGUCUUGCACCACAUCACAUGUGGGAUCUGUUGUCUAAUGAUUUAGAAAAAGGGAAAGUGAUCUGUUGGAACCCAAUUAAUGAAGUAAAAUAAGAAGUAAACAGUCUAGCAGACAUAAAAUUUCUUUCAGUACAAAAAACUCCAUCCUUAAAUAUCUAAAUUCAUAGUAGCAUAUAACUAGACUACGUCUUUGGUAAAAGCCAAAACACCUUUGCAGACACUUGCUUUGGUUUUUGCAUUAUUCAGUGUCCUAAGGACUGACUAAAUGUAACAACAAAAACAAAAUGCCACCCAUUGAGUGGGUUGCCCCAGCCACUCUGUGCAGCUUACAGCAAAAUAUAAGCACCCCAGGCUGUGGGGUCCCAGAUCUGUGCUCUGUGAUGUGGCCUGAAUGGAGCCACUGGAAACAUUAAUUGACAGGCCUAAUUGUCAUCUAUUUGGAUAUUGCAGUUAAAACUCCCAACCCUGCAUAUUAGAUCUGGCAAGCGCAGUAGCUCUGUGAAACUAGGCCUAAAAUUUAUGCUCAGAACCUGUCAAUAGGACACAUAACUUCCAUUUGUUCCUCAUGUUUCAGGUGGGUCCAGUGAUUGAUACACUUUUCUAGGUGUUUUUCCCACCCACCAAACAAAAAACAACACCUGUUUGCUUUUCAGAGAGGCAGGUCUAUUUUAUCUAAAUAGCCUAUAAGCCUGAUUUAGUUUCCAGCCAAAGAACAGGAUGACUCAAUACCUUUUCCAUGCAGGAAACCAGACCACCAUUCAGGAAGUUUAGGUUUGUUUUAGCUUCGGAAAUCUCUCACAUAUAACAACGCUUGUGACUUUGUGGGGGAUCUGGCCAGGGAUGGUGUGUAAACCUACCUCACAAUACACAAACUGAAACACAGCUACAUUUCAGAGUUCGCAUUUCUCAAAAUUUUGCAUUGCAGUUCUCUUAGCCAAGUAAUGUGUGCAGAAAUACAUAGGCUGAGGUGAAGUGUGCAUAGAAACACAUUUAUUAGUGAAAAGAACAUACAAAAAAAAAUAGGUACAUGUUGGCUGCUUUUGAGAAUGCCUGCUCUUAAUUUCCACCAUAUCUAUAACCUCGUGGAUGGCUAUCUGCAUUUUCUAUGGACUGCAGAUAACAAAUUGCAAACAUGGCUAUUGUUACAGUGAGGACCAGAGCAGGAAGCAGAGAUGACUAUUAAAGAUAAGAGACAUAGAAAUCAUGCUUUGUUCUCCCGAUGCUCUUGUUGCCAUGGUGCCACAGGAUGCUUUCAAAGGACUGAUAUGAAUAAGAUAUUCAGCACAUAAAAAAAAAAAACCAUGUUGGAAAUGUCAGAGAACAUCUUGAAAUGCAAAGGCCUCUGCGAAGGGGACCUCAAGAAGUCUCCUCUGUAGGGGCUGUGAGAGGGAACAAAUUCAAAUCCCAAAGCACUGGGGGGGAGGGAGGCUGUGGCUGCAGCCAUCUGUCAAGGUCCCUCCCAUGUGCAAACUUUUGGGGGUGGUGGGAAGACUAUGUCAAAUUAUUCAUUGUUUGCUCAUGGGGAGAAAGGGCCCUGAGCCUGCAAGUCUGGGAAAAGAAAGUGUCGUCUAUGGAAAUCACGAUGCUUUGUAUUGUGUCACCUGAGGACCUGUCCCCAGCCCUCUUGCUGGUCUGAAACAGGAUCUCUAUGCUGUUGACUGGGACUUGCAAGGUGAGGGGGAACCAAAAAGAACACUUUUUUGGGUUGUUGUUUACACAUUCAUGAAGCUUUUUCCUACUAUGCUAUAUGGAAAAAAAGGGCUCAGUCCUUAGACCUUUUUUUGCUAUAUGUAGGGGAGGGGGUUCUAGAGAGUGGGGAAGGGGGUGAUCCCCCUCCGAAAAAAACCCCUCUGUGCAUUGUUGGAAUGGGUGUUUUUAACUUAAUGGAUCAUAUCUCCUUGGCCCCAAUGCCCACUCUUAGGAUACAGCUUUAAUAAAUGCUCAAAGACAGACACUAAAAGUUCAAUACUGACUGUUUGUUUGUUUGAGAGUUAUCUCUCUCUUCCCCAAAAUUGGGAGCCAAGCACAGUGCAUGGUGUACUUGAAAAAGUAAUCACAAAGUAACCUUCACAGCAUAAUUUCCAUUGUCGGAGACAGUGAUGCUUCUGAAUGUCAGUCGCUGGGAAUCUCAAGUGGGGAGAGUUGCUACUGUUCCUCUUACACAGGAUGCCUGGCUGGAUGGGCCUCCUUGGGCCUGAUCCAGCAGGGCUUUUCUUACGUCCUUACAACCAAAGAAUGAAAAGACAUAAGCCCUGCAAUUGCCUUCUCUUUUCUCUUCCUUUCUUUGGCACUGACCCACUCAGUGCUCACCUGCCCUCCACAUUCCAUAGAUGCCACAAAGGGACAAAUUUGUGCCUAUUUGGUUCAUUCAUUCAUUCAUUCAUUCAUUUCCAUCUCAUUCAUAAGCUAGUCUUCGGGAUACCUGAGAAGCCCCCUGAGUAUGCAGGAGCCAGACCUUGCUUUGGGGUGGCCCAUUUUACUUCCAAACAGAGAGGCACAGGACCAUGCGAGUUUGGCGUGGGAGGGAACGGCAAUGAUGGUUACGGGCCGAAAUGUAAUGCAGUGCAAUGUGAUGACAGCUGCCUUCGGGGGACAGUGCAGGGGUGUUUGCGUGGCGGCUUUUGCAACUAAAGUUUAGUCCCAUGAAAAAGAAAGGUGAUGCAUUUAUUUGGAGCAAUUGUGCCUUCCUGCUCUUCAGCCAGAAAGGUUCCCAGAGCAGUUUGUGUGCAGACAGUUGAACCAGGCAUUCCCUGCCCUGCAGGCUCGCAAUCAAAAAGGCAUGAUGAUGAUGACACAAAAGGGACAGGGAGGGGAAAGUGGGAAACAAAGGCCAGGUGCUUGUGCUUAAAGUUUUUGGUCCUUUCAGUGACUUGCUGGAAUGGAAGCUGCUCAAGGGCUGGAGGCCCAGCCUGAUGGAAGGAGCUCCUCUUCUCACCUCUCCCACUGAAGCAAAAGAAGAGGCUUGGUGGAGCUAGCCCUGGGUUACAUGAAUUGCUUGCUAGCUCCAUCAUUACAUACAUUCAGUGGACAAGCAGAUGUGCAAAAAUGGGUGUGGUGUCCUUGUGGCACAAGGCAGUCUUUGGGGAAGGGUGGAGAGAAUGGGUUCUCCUAGUUUUAAUGCUCAGGUGAAUCUUGGAGGAAACACAUCCUGAAACUUGGGUAUCAGCCACAUUUUGCAAUAUGUUUGGGUGGAAAGAGGAGUAAAAUUAAUCCCCACUGCUUCUUUUUCAACCUUCGUCUUCCAGGUUUCGCACGAAUUUGCCAUUAACUUCAAUCCCACAAACCCCUUUUGCCUCGGUAAGUGCACAGUUCAUUUUAUUUCUGCUGUCUUUAAUUCACUGGCUUUUAAAUUUUAAUGCUGUUUUAAAAUCUGUACUAUGUUUUAUAUCUUAUUUCUCUACAUGCAGGGCAAUAUAUACAUUCUGUCUUAAAUGCAGGGGGUGCAAAGCUGAGAGGUUUUUUGGGGGGGGGGCGGCACGCCUUCUGAAAAGACACAGAAACUUCCUCUAAGUAGCUUCCACCACAGAAGUAUCCAGACUAAAAUAGCUCUAUAUGUGGGGUGUACAAAAUGCUUAGAGAAAAGCCCCAGUUCAAAUCUUUUAAUGAUAUAAGGCCUUGGCUGGCAGGGGCUGAUGGGAGUUGUAGUCCAACAACUUCUGGAGGACACCAGGGAAAGCUGCCUUAGGUGUUCCAACUAGGGAUGAGGAAGAGAUUUGAUUCUGUUUGCAUUUCCCUAAGAAGCCACCCAAUUCGCACUUCCCCAAACAAUAUGCAUAUCCAAACAUAACUAUCCUUCAAAAUCAAAAGGCACUCUCCUCAAAAUUCUGUGAGGCCAUUGACCAACCAAAUAAUGUGUACCAAAAUGCACAUAUUAGUGAAAAUUACAUACAGAAUGCAUUAUGGUAGGGAAAGUUGCUUACAAAAUGUGUGUAUAUUAGUAAAAAAAAAGGUGUAUAUAUUAGGAGAAAUCCAUGUUAAAUGUUGGCACAUUUUCACUGGGAACAAAUCACUGCAGACUGGAAAAAUGAGAAAGGGAAAUCGACAGAUUCCUUCCUCUCUAGUUCCAAUUGCCUUUUUGGAUUAGUGUGAAGCCUCCUGCUUCCGAUACCAACUAGCCAGAUGCCUCUUGGCAGAUGUUGCCUCUGAGUUUAUCCUGCCUCUGAGCAUAGAGGUUUUGUUCUAGUUAGCAGCACUUGUUGGGAGUCGUCUGUGAAUCCUCUGGGAAAUGCAACCAAAGCAGCCUCCACCUCUCACAGAGACAUGAAGCAGCCUGGAAGCGUUAGUAGGUGUUCGUACACGUUGCUUGAGUGAUAGGUUAAAGGGUCACCUGAGUUAACGGGGCGAGGAAUAAAUAGCUGGGAUGCAGAGACAGAAAACCCCACACACUUCCGGAUGGAGCCGAGCAGGAGGCCCCCUGCAAGCAGCUUGACAAGAAGCUUGAAAAGGUUGUUUCUUUUAUAAGAUUCUUUCCCACCGCCACCCAACGAUGAGGAUGAGACUGUCUCAAGUCAUUAAUUAAUUACCUAUAUUUAGGGCUACCCCCCAAUUAGAGAAGUCUUCGUCAUUUGGGUGAGUUUUAGGCCAGGAUCCUCUAUGCACUUACCUGGGGAUGAGUCUCAACUGGACUUUCUUCUGAGUAGACACAUGCAUGACAGGAUUGUGCUGCAAGGCUAUUUCAGGAACACAAAGGUUGCUAAAUCAAAACUUUGGGACAGGAAUUGGGGUUCACACCUGGAUUUGUGUGCAUUUGGGGGCCUGAAGCACUGACCACCCGUUCUCUUACUUUGCUCUAAAGGUGUAGAAGGCAUCGUCCAAGCCUACUCCACCUGCCUGCCUCACAUACGCUUCUAUGGACCAACUAACUUCUCCCCCAUCAUCAACCACGUGGCUCGGUUUGCAGCCCAGGCCACCCAGCAACAGUCUGCGACUGUGAGUUCAGGCACCUUUGCCAUUUGUCUUUGGAUAAAGUGUGUUUGGUGGGGGCACUGCUGGAUCUGCAAGAGGGCAGAGGCUGCAAGGAGGAGAACUAUUAGAUCAGUGGUUCCCAAACUUUUCAGGCCACCACCUUCUUGGUUCCAUAAACUCGUCCCCAGUGCCUCCUACCAUAUAGAAAGCAUUUAGCGGUUUGCAGAACCCAGUAUGGAAGAAAAUAACACAAUAAAACUCAAAACAGUAAGAAUCAAUUGCACCUUUAUUUAAAAUCCAGUUAAAACUAUUUCAAUUAAUUAACUGAUGAACUUGAUUGAGUGAUACCAGCUUUUUGAAGUCUGAGAGUCAUUUACACCUCUAGUGCGCCCUGCCACCCCCACUGUCUCCUAACACCCCCUUAGGUAAUCCCACUGCCAGAGCAUACCUUUACCUUUUUACCCUAGAUCAUAGAAUUGGAAGGGACCACGAGUCAUCUAGUCCAAUCUUCUGCAAUGCAGGAAUCUUUUGCCCAACGUGGGGUUUGAACCCACAACCCUGAGAUUAAGUGUCUCAUGCUCUACCAACUGGUACUGCCCACUUUGGGAACCACUGCAUUAGAUCCUGCACGUACAUGAUAAUGCUACUGCAGAAUUGAGCCCCUGGAUGACAUCCAAUGCACUGCUAGCUCACUCUGCUCUGAAAGCUCAUGGAUUGGAUCACCCGCCAUUAAAGACUUGCAGAAAUAAAUGUGUGCUUCGGAGAGAAUGUUUGUGUUGCUAUUUUGGUUCCACAGUUUGAGCUGCAGAACAGGAGAAGGAUUAAUUUUAUAACUCCAGUGUGUUGGUUGAAAAUACACGGGAAGAGAUGUACCCCAACUGUCCUCAUAUACCAGGAACAUUUGGUAGAGGUAGCCGAUCUGGUGCUACUCUCCGGAUGGUGUUGGAUUAUAACCCCCAUCAUCCCCAGCCAGUGUGGACAAUGGUCAGGAUGAUGGAAAUUGUAGUCCAAUAGCCUCGAUCGUCUACCCCUUCCAUCCCCUGCUGUGGUCCUGAUGAAAAUCGCCCUGCAAACCCUCACACCCCAGAAAAAGUUUCCAUUGAUACUAUUUCUUAAUGUAGAUAGGCCCUCUUUUAGGAAAAUGUCGAGAACUCUGAUGGGGGCUUAGCACAAACUUCUCCUUCUCCUGCACUAUUCGGUUGAGACGUCCUCCUGUAUUAAGGCAAUGUUGUCCUGCACCUUGUCUGAGGACAAGGGAUCAUCCUGCAGGUUUCACCAAGGACCAAGGAGCGCUAAUCAGGUGUCAGUUGUGUCUGUGCUUUGGCACUAAUCAUCAGGAAAUUUUAAUAGAUAACAUGCCAGAAGAGAAUAGAUCUUCCAUGAGGAAGCCUAAGCUAGAGCCAGUCACAUUCCCCAAUCUAGUUUCUCCUGGUUUGGAGAGAGAGCAGGGUGCCCUUUGGAUGUGAGCCAUCUCCAUCUUCCCCUGCCAAUCCACUGAAUCACCCCAACACACAACUCUUUUGGCCUUACUGAGACCAAUGUUCCAGUGUCAGGCCAGGUGCCCCUCCCUCCUUGCAACUGAGCAGGACUGUCCCAGCUCCUGGCUCAUCAUCUCAAACUGCUCAACCCAUGUCCCCAUACCAUGGAACGUGUCUGACUUUUCGCUUUUUCGCCCUGCUUCUUCAGCAAUACUUCAUCCUCUUGAUAAUCACUGACGGCGUCAUCAGUGACAUGGACGAGACGCGGCAUGCCGUUGUGCAAGCCUCCAAGCUGCCCAUGUCCAUCAUCAUCGUGGGAGUGGGGAACGCGGACUUCGCAGCCAUGGAGUUCCUGGAUGGAGACAGCCGCGUGGUCCGGUCUUACACAGGAGAGGAGGCUGUGCGUGACAUUGUCCAGUUUGUGCCCUUCCGGGAAUUCCGUAGUGUGAGUGUGAAAGGCUUUGCCAGCCCUAAGUGCUAUUAUUUUUAUUUAUUUGUUACCCGCCCUUCACCAUAAGCUGUGGACUUUUUGGGAUGCUGGCUUAGGUUAACGUUUGUUUCAGUCCAGAAAAGCUUGUCUUCUGUUCUUAAAUCACCACUGAGACAUACUGCCUGUCUUAGGGUCACUAAACAGAUAUAUGAAGCUGCUUUCUGCUCAGUCAGACUGCAACUCCCAUAUCGGCCAGGGUUGAUGGGAAUUGUGGUCCAAAACAUCUGGAAGGCUGGCCUAACCCUACCAACUCCACUGACCACGACUCUGUGGUGGAUGCCUUCAGGAUACAGAAAACAGGCAUAGUUAUACGUUGCUUUGAUAGCGCAGCAGCGGCUGAAUGUGUGAAGUGGCUUCAGGGAAAAGCCUGAAACUGUAUCUACUUACCGUAUUUUUCGCUUUAUAGGACGCACUUUUUCCCCUCCAAAAAUUAAGGGGAAAUGUGUGUGCGUCCUAUGGAGCGAAUGCAGGCUUCUUGACUUCAGCGAUAGCAACACGAAGCCUCCAAAGCGCAGAGGGAGCAAGACUCUCCUGGCUUCAGCGAAAGGAGCCCGAAGCCUUUGGAGCGCAGCGCGAGUUCCCACUGCGCUCCAAAAGCUUCAGGCGGCUAUCCCUGAAGCCUUUGGAGCGCAGCGGGAACUUGCGCUGCGCUCCAAAGGCUUCGCAACCUUGCCGCCGCUCCCGGACCUGUUCUGGGGGCUGGAGAAGCUCGGGCUUCCCCCGCCCCAGUCCCGCGGCUAAAUAUGAAGCCGCGCACAGCCUCUCCUGGCUGGAGAGGUUGUGUGCGGCUAAAGAGGAAGCCAAGACAGCGAGCGGGAUGGAUCCUGCUCGCUGUCUUGUCUUCUUUGCUCUUUGGGGGGGGGGGAGAGUUUGUUCUUGAUUCCCCCCCCCAAAAAAAGCUAGGUGUGCCUUAUGGUCCGGUGCGCCUUGUGGAGCGAAAAAUACAGUAUUUAUUUUAUUUCAUGGUGGAGAAGCUUGAACUGCACUGGCUUUCUUCUUUCAGGCACCGAAGGAAACCCUGGCCAAAGCUGUCCUGGCGGAGCUGCCGCAACAAGUGGUACAGUAUUUCAAGCACCAGAACUUGCCGCCCAUCAAUUCAGAACCUGCCUAGGGCCCAGCCUGCAAACUGUUCUUUGCCUGCAUGUGCCCCAAACGUGUCGAUGGCAGACGGUUGCAUGUCUUAUGUGGUUUCAAACAAUUUGUACUUUUUGAUUUAAGAUGAUUUAAUUUAAGAGACUCAACAAAGAGCCCUGACCACCCCAAAAGUGCAACAUGGGAAGCCACCAGGCCUGAGAUUCCUGGGCCAAGGAAACUUGUCAAUGCAGGACAUUUUCCCUUCCCAGCCCUGAGAAUCAACUUUUAAGUAUUUGAAUGUACUUUGUAUGAUUUUUUUUUUGUGGAAUGAGAGGAAAAUUUUUACGCCAAGAACUUUCCAAGCCGUGAAGUUCUUGAUAUCCCAUUGCCCAAAGAAAUGUGGACAGUUCAUGGAUGUGUCAUACUUCUCAUGCUCAAUGUUCAUUUUUAUACUGUGUACAUGUUAUAUUUGUUAUACUCAGGUUAAUAAACAACCAUGGACUCUUUGCAGCUUCAUGAAACCCUGGUGUGGUCAGUUUGGAGCUCUGCAACUCAGGUUUGACAGGUGAGACAGCAAUAGGAACCUGUAGCCAGUGGCCUAGAACAGGGAUGACAAACUCGAGGACCAUAACCUCUUGGCCAGUCCUUGUGUGUGUAUGCUAGUGGCAAGUGUGGCCAGUAUGUGCAUAGCACACACAGGCAUAUACAUACACACACUUAAUUUUUUCAAACCUGUCUCCCAA
Molecule: messenger RNA, 90336 nt
Organism: Podarcis lilfordi (Lilford's wall lizard)
Lineage: Eukaryota; Metazoa; Chordata; Lepidosauria; Squamata; Lacertidae
Source: the annotation of a GenBank genome assembly